This is a messenger RNA of Podarcis lilfordi (Lilford's wall lizard), 91785 nucleotides long. NCBI's taxonomy places the organism in Eukaryota, Metazoa, Chordata, Lepidosauria, Squamata, Lacertidae. The record is from the annotation of a GenBank genome assembly.
UGUGCCUCCUUCUCAUGCUGCUGCUCUUAAAGUGACCGAAUUUCAGACUGCGAUUGGGACAUCUCUGGAUAGCCAAGGAAAGCAGUCGACACGGAAGCAAACUACAGAUUUCACCAACUCUUUUGGGGUGCUAGAAUUCUGAUUUGCUCAACCCAUGUCAGGCAAGGCUGGUGGGAUCCUGGUAACUGCCUCACCAUUUCUUAAUGCUCAUUUUUCAUUCCUGGUCUACUCCCCACAGCUUUCCAAGUCCAUUGUGAUCUCCAUCCACUGUGCUAUCCUCAGUCUUUGGUUCUAUCCCUGUAUCUUUCUUAAAUCUUCUUGUUAGUCCCUAACGCUCCAUCUCCUUAAACUCUGUACUCAUGCCUGUCUCCUGCGCCUAUCCUCACUCAUAUUCAUUCAUCUGUUUGAUCAAAUUUUCUAUACAGUUCCUUUACUUUGCUCUCCAGCUGAUUUGCUGUUCAGCAUUUUAGCUCACUUCAUCCUUCCCUCAAAAUAUUUGAAGAAGCAUACGGACAGGCAAAUGGCAGAAUAAAGAGCUUUGGCAUUUCACCGUGAUCCCCUCUUCUAAUGGGCAUGUGCAACCCUUUAGCCCACGAUCAUACAUUUUCCAGCAGGACCAGAUAUUUUGUUACAAAGGGAUUCAAGACUGAGCACUUCUUAGAAGCACCACCCAUGAAACUUCUACUGGUCCUAGGUAGGUAAUUUUAUUUCAUGAAUGGUUAAGUUGGAUGUAAGAGACAAAACUGGUGGGCAGGGUGUGGAAAUAGAGAAGAGAAAGUUUGGGAGAUCCAUGUGGGACAACCAAAGCACAGUAAUAGAGUGUCCCUGGCAUCUUCAAGUAGGACUGGGAUGGACCAAUGGUCUGAAUCUCAAGUAGUUUCUCAGGUCCAGCUUUGGAAGUUGCUAGAUUUGUCAAAACCACCUUGGCAAAGAAACUCUAAUGUCUGCAGAAGACUGGCAUGCAUAGAAGUUGACGACAAUAAUCCCGUGAGCUCAAAUGAAUUCUGACCUUGAGAAGACAGAAAUGCUAUUGCAUUGGCGGCGGCAGUGGUGAAUGUGAAUAUUAUCCAGUUUGUUAAACCAAGGCCACAUCUCACAGAUGGCCAGAUUCAGAAAUAAUAAUAAGAGGUUUUCUGUAGGGAAGAAGCACAUAAAUAAUGCAUAAUGUAAUAGAGGAAGGGAACAGAAUUAUAUAUUUACAAAGUUGUAUAAUCAUGACCUUUAAAAUGUUUUUGGACAUUAUUAUUCAUAGAAAGCUACUUCUUGUUUUUCCUGCAGUAAUUAAUCUUGGACAUAAAGCACUAAGAUGGCGAUUCAAAUAUUAGAAAGUAAUAUUAGGGUUAGUUAGGAGAGUAUUGUCCAACAACUGCUUACUUUAUGAAGUUUAGGCUGCAAUCCUAAGCACCCUUAAAAGAUAGUAAGCUCCCCUGAAGUUACAGGGAUUUCGUCUGAGCAAAUGGCUUGGUCUGUGUUGUUUGCAUUCUGUUUCCUUUUCCUUUGUGUUAAUGCAUUUAUUUAUUUAUUCAGAAAAUAGAUUUGCCACUCUUCAGGGGGAGAAAGGGAAGCUCAGAGUGGCUUAUGUGAAAUAGUAAUAAAGGUUGCCAUUAUGGGGAAAUGAAUUUAUACUUAAUGUUUUCAAAAGCAAACUUUCAUAAUGCUGAAACCCGUUGCAAUCACCAGACGUAAGGAGAAUUUGAAAAUCGGCCUGGGCUCCAUUAUCACACUCAAGAUGAAGCAAAUAGCUCAGAUAGUCAUACUGUAGCCUUGAAAAACGGGGAAAGUGUUCCGAAAUGAUACUGCUGUUGUGUGUAAAUGUAAUCUUCCAUGAAGUUACAUUGUUGGACUAGGGCUAUUAAAAAGUAAUGUUAAAAUGCUUGUUGCAGGGAGGGGAGGUGUCCUGCAGAUGCACAAUGUUUUUUGUCUCCUCUGUUGUGUUCUUUGGACUAAGAACUAUUUGCCACUUUUGCCCUGUGCAGGGAAACAUGGUAGAGUUAAACACUUAUAGUUUAUUCAAAAAUACCGUGGAGCCUUGUUUGAUGUGCAGUAUUUUUGUGUUUACUGAACGUACUUGAAGGCUGAUGCUUUUAAAGACAAAUCCACAUACUUGAAAGCCUAGAUAUUUGAACUUAAAUCAUUCAUUCAGCAGUUAUAAUUUUGUUUUCAAGCCUUGUUCUACAGGACUCUUUAGCAAUAAGAUUUUUCAACUUAAUGGUUGCCUACAACUGAUUUCAGAACUCAAAGACAAAACUCACAUUUCUUUUAAAUUCCAUUUAGUGUUCAUGUCCACACUGCUGGACAGUAGCUACUCCUCCCAGAACUGUACCAUCCCAUGUGAUGAGCGUGCAAAAUGUGAAGUUCGUAAUGGACGCCAAGGCUGUUUUUGUAGCCCAGGAUUCAGUGGGCCCGGCAUAGAGAAACCAGACAGAAAUGGAUGUUAUGGUAAGCAAGCUAAUAUUCAUGGAGUUCCUUACAAAUCAUUAUUUAUUUUAUUUUAUUGGGUUAUCCUUAGCAAUCUCUUCUUCUGACAACCUUGUCAUUCCAGCAUGAUUUGUAGAUGUAGACACAGGAAGGUCACAUGAUUAUUUUAGACUUUGUUCCUGGAAUUCCUGUAUUUUUGAAUGACUUGUGGAAAACUAAAUUUGUCACCAAAGUAUCUCCCUUUGCUAAUGAGCUCAGGUAGUGAGCGUUGACAGGAUUGGGACCCAGGUGGGACCUGUGAAAGAAAAAAGCCAGGGUGGAAUGAGCAUGCUCUGGGAAACCCUAGGGUUUGCAGAGUAUGAGAAAUAUUUUUAAAUAUAAUUAAGAGAUUAAUGUUCACACACAUACAUAGGUAAAAGGUAAAGGGAUCUCUGACCCUUAGGUCCAGUCGUGGCCGACUCUGGGGUUGCGAUGCUCAUCUCGCUUUAUUGGCUGAGGGAGCCAGCAUAUAGCUUCCGGGUCAUGUGGCCAGCAUGACUAAGCCGCUUCUGGCGAACCAGAGCAGUGCACGGAAACGCCGUUUACCUUCCCACUGGAGCGGUACCUAUUUAUCUACUUGCACUUUGACGUGCUUUCGAACUGCUAGGUGGGCAGGAGCAGGGACCAAGCAACGGGAGCCCACCCCAUCGUGGGGAUUCAAACCACCGACCUUCUGAUCGGCAAGUCCUAGGCUCUGUGGUUUAACCCACAGACACACAAACAAAUCAGUGAGGAAUUAGCAUGCUCAGUGGCCAUGGGGGGGGGUAGAGUCACUUGGAAAUGAAAAGCAGAAAAGAUGGGUUGGGAACGGAAUAGAGUAUUCUGAUGUGGGCUCUGGCUAGCUGGCUGGAUCCCUGAGGCUAAAUGGGGAGGUAGCACCAAAAGUCAUGAGAAGAAGAAAGUGUGGGGAGGGGUGGUUUGCACAGCCUCAAAACUGUUCUUUAAAAAACUAUAACAAAUGAAGCCUGGGAUAGCUCAGUUGGUAGAGACUUUUCACCUCAGAGUCAUGGGUUCAAGCCCCACACUGGGUAAAAGAUUUCUGCAUUGCAGCGGGUGGCCCUUGUGGUCUCUUCCAACUCUGAUUCUAUUUACAGUCAUACCUUGGAAGUCUAACAGAAUCAGUUCCGGAAGUCCAAAACAUUCAGAAACCAACACACAGCUUCUGAUUGGCUGCAGGAAGCUCCUGCAGCCAAUCGGAAGCCACAGAAGCCCCGUUGGACGUUUGGGUUCCAAAAAAUGGAAUACUCAUUUCCGGGUUUGCAGCCUUUGGGAGCCAAAACGUUUGAGUGCCAAGGUGUUCGGGAUCCAAGGUAUGACUGUAUUUUGUAUAAAAUACUGAAAGGCUUGAUUUAUUUCAGUUGAAGAUUGCUUCGGAUAUCCUACCGAGCCAACAUCUCUCUAAAGAAAUGUGGGGCUUUUUCAGUCUUCUAUAACGACUCUCUUAUUUGAUGAAAUUCAAUUGUUGGCAUCAUUUUGAUGCAUCUCCUCUUUCUUUGCUUCUUUUGAAUAGAGCCCCGGAUAGGAGGACUCAGGUUAGGAAGUCAGGAUGGUCUCCGACUGUUGGUGUUGACCCCUCUCUCUUUCCCCUCACUUAAAGCAUUAAUUUUUGAGAGUUUGCCUUCAUGUAGAAUACCUGAGGGGAUUUCACAGGAAGAUCAAAUGCAAUGGAUGAAAGUAGCUCACUUUCUUAGAGGGGUCCCACCAGGUUCUCACUGGAUUUCACCUAAAUAAAAAUGGAAAGUGAAAACUGAUGAGAGAAAAUCCGCAGUGGGGGGUUCCAUUCAUACUUGCUCCACUGUUGUUUCCCUGCCAGAGCAAGCCUAUUCUUUCUAAUCAGACAAAAGUCACACCUUGUUCAAUAAGGCCUGCUCCCAGAAAAGUGCCCAGAGGGUUGCAAGUUUUUCUGUCCAUGACUCCCGAAACCAUAUUGACCCAUUUGUUUUUAAAUGUCAAGUGUUUUAGUUCUUCAGUAUCUGUGAAUAAUAAAUAUACGGGGAGUUACAGGGAUCCAUUCCAGACAUUCAAAUUAAUUGGGAUAGAGCAUGUUGCCCCUACACCCAUUCCUUAUCCAUAAAUACUGAAAUAAUUUCUAUUUUCCAUGAAUACUAAUACUCAACUAUGCAUUCCUAAGCAGACUUUUGCAUGGACAAAAGAAAAGAGCCCCAAGGUGGACAAAAUGGCCCUCCCAAAACACAAUGAAUCAUAGAAUUGUAGAGUUGGAAGGGACCCUGAGGAUCAUCUAUUCCAACCCCCUGCAGUGCAGGAAUAUGCAGCUGUCCUGUACGGGGAUCAAACCUGCAAUCAGGACCAUAUUCUAACCAACUGAGCUAUCCAGACAUGACAGGAUCAAGGACAGAACAAUAAAUCACCUAACUGUAUUAAUCCAUCCCCUUGGGCCAAGUUUAGUCAACAAACACAUGAAAUAAAAAUUAUGGAAAGAUAAUUGAGUUUUAGGUUGCCUGUGUAUUCAUAGCUUCUAGAAAUCUGAUAGUGACAAAGGCAUGGGGGGGGGAAUAUUACACAAAAUGAUGCUGUUUCUAGUCAGCGUCAUAGUCAGUCUAAUCUCUGUUUAUAACGGAAAAGGAGAGGACAAUGACUAUAUUUGUGUGAUAGCCUACAUGGCUGACUGGAAUGGAUUUUAUUGGAAUGGAGUUACCCUGAAAGCAAUUUUUCCUAUCAUGUUCCUGUCAUUGAGAAACGAAAAGAAAAGAGCCCAUCAAGUGAUGAGUCUUUAAUUUUCAUGUGAUCACAUGAAUUUGUUACUACUCCAAAUCCCUUAUUUUCACCACUGUGUGAAAGGAAAAGGGGGCGUCUUCUGUCACACAGCAAAAUAACUAACGCGAGCCAAAUACAUGCUGAAUUAUUCCAUGAAACCAGGAAUGACUGAGCUGUGCCCCUCAGAGAUUAUGGGAGUUGUAGAGCAUUGAAAUCUGAAGCUCCUGGAUUGUGGGAAGUUUCAAACUAACAUUAACAAAUGUGAUACAUUACACACACACACACACACACACACACACACACAAUGUGUUUUUUCCUCAAAAAAAUGUUUAGGGGUACUGUCAUUUUGAUUCAAGAAAAUCAACAUUUUAUAGUUCAAAUCGGGGGAAAUAAAUACAGUAAAUGAACAAAAGUACAAAGAUUCACAAAAUGCGUACCUCCCAGAACAAAGCACUGCAUGCACACACACACGCACUGCUACUAUAAAAUUUAAGCAUACAAAACCUGGCCUUUGAAAUUUGCUGCCUCUGGGCAAAUGGACACCUCUGGUCAUUUCAAACCCUCUGCCUUGCCCAAGCCUGGCAUGACGGGGGUUGGGAUUGCUCUGGUAGUAGGUAGUGACUGGAGAAAAAGCCCUUUCAGUGGUGGCUGUGGGUACUUUCCCAAGGUUACGUGCUUUUAGGUGCUAGCUAGAGAUUGUUUCAUUCUUCUCACACUACUUUAAAGGAUGAAUUAUUUGCACUUACGGGAGUAAAUCCCAUUGAACUGUUUCUGUUUGCCUAGCCUUUUUUAUUUUGGAUAUGUUGUGUUUUUUGUUGUUUGGUCACUGCUUUAUUGUGGUUUAUGGUCAAGAACAUCUUCACUGGCUUUGGCAAGGUGAAUCGUCUCCUGCAUUAGAGAACUCCAGGACACCAUUUUAAAUUUCCCCACAGUACCCCAUAGUGAGUUAUAUAGGUUGGUGGCUCCCAGGGCCAGCAUCAGUGGUGGUCCCUGCCAGAGUUCAUAAGCCCCAGCAGCUGCCCAAGCUUUCUGGGUGAAGGUGGGUAAGAUAGUAGGAAAUUUCUUUAAAUGGUUUUUACUGAAAAUUUUUCAGGAAUUCCGGAGCCCCAUUCGCAUCUAGAGGUAAACGUAACUAGCAAUGGCGCGUCUGCGCAUACGCACGUCGCUUUUCGCCACUUCUGCACAUGCGCAUGACGUCAUUUUGAGCGUCUGCGCAUGCGCAAGUGGCGAAACCCAGAAGUAACGCGCUCCGUUACUUCCGGGUUGCCAAGGAGCACAACUCGAACGCGCUCAACUCGAAGCAUAUUUAACCCGAGGUAUGACUGUAUAGUGUCUCUGUUUUCAAUUCAUACUCUUUUCUACAGGUUGGUUACAUUUGGUGAGAGACAUUGUUAUCAUAGGCAUUGUGAGUUUGUGGAGGGAGAGGUGGAGGAAAGAAGGGGGUAAUGUUAUUUCCUCUUUUUGCAUAGUGCAUGUGUGAAGUUUUGUGUCAGCAUCACGUGGAUGGGUUCUUUAUUCAUUCGUUGGUUUUCAUCGGUGGUGCAGGAAAUAUUCUUGGGAAGCAAAAAAAGGACAUUUUUUGAAGGCAGUGGAUCGCACAACUCAGCUAAUCUUCUUUGUAGUCUUCUAAGAACAUAUUUACCAUCUGCUUUUAAUUGGAUAAGAUCUUAAAAGGAUUAAAAGAUAGUCAGGUUAGUUAUUAGCUUGAAGCUAAAAUAAGUGGAGCAAUGCUGUGACUUAAUGAUAUGUUAGAUCUUGGAGUGUGAGUAUUUCUCCUCUACUUUUUUCCUAGGAAGGGCUUCUGGAGAUAAAUGCCUGUUCCUCUUCAAUUUAUAAUGUUUGCUUGCUAGUACAACAGUCCUUCUGUUAUCAUCAAUGCAGAUUCUCUUUCAUGUACGUAUAUAAGCCGCAGCUCGCCAAAUGACACACACAGUGCAGGCAAGUUAGUUAGAUAGGUGGCAACGCUCACUGUUGCUGUCAUUAGCAGCAAUUUAACAAUUUUGCACCUGUUCAGUAAUAGCUGGCUUUUAAUGAUAUCCUUAAUGAUGUUAUUUAAAUACCUCCCUUCUCCACUCUUAACUCUGGAGCUUUGUGUUGAUAUAAUCAAGGAAGCUGUAGUAGCUAUUGGUUUCAGAAGUAACAUUCAACCUUUUUUAAACAAAGGAUCUGUAUGAUUUUUUUGAAAGCAAAAAGAGGUUGAACCGACAGUUGUCAGUUUAAUUCAUUCAAUGUGUAUACUGCUAUGAAACUGUUCUUAACUCUUUAAAGAGACAGUGAUUCAAUAACGCAAUCUGUCCUCUCCAGAUUGUCCAUGAAAUGGACUUUGUCGAGUAGGAUAACUCAAGCAGGGAAUGGGAUCUAAAGAUCAAUGUGUUGUGUCCCAUGUUAAUCUCAUUCAGAGCAGAUUCAGUGAAAUGAAAGGGCAUGACUAACAUAGGCCCAUUCAUUGCAAUGAGUCUCCUCUGAGUAGAGAUGGAAGGAUCUGUCUUUUUUGUUUCUCCGAGAGUCUCAUUUUUCCGAUCUUAAGAACAGAUCUCAACAUUUUUGCAGCUAAUAGCAAAUUUUAUUUUAAAAAUUCUUGUGCAAGUUCUGCAGCACCAUGCUGCAAAUUUUUAAAAAGCAUUUUUAAUAAGGCAGUUAUCAAAAAUAUAAAAAGAGCAGAUGAAGCCAAAGACACCAGCAAAGGUCACAUCUAAACAAAUGUUGUAAGAUGAGCCAUGAAUAAAUAUAUCCUAAUCUUAUUGUUACUCUUUUCAUGUGGUGAUUGCUAAAGUUGCCAAAUGCACCAGGGAGCUAUGGGUGAGUUUUCAGGAUGGAAAGACUCCUGUUCAAUGCUCUAGAAAGCCAACACUGCUCACAAUAUUGGGAUAAAUCAGGGGUGGAAAACCUUUGUCCUUCCAGACGUUGUUGGACUACAACUCUCAUAAUCCAUUGCCACUGGCAGUGCUGAUUGGGGUUUAUGGGAUUCGGAGUCCAACAUAAUCUGGAGGGCCACAGGUUCCCCAUCUCUGUCACACAUAGUGGGGAAAACAAAGCCACCCAAAUCUCAUAGGUGCACAUUUUUAAGAGGAUUGCUGUGGAUAAUGUGUGUGUUCAUGUGUGUGCUAAAAGCAUGAAGAAAGCUGAUGGUGAUGUUGGAUGUGAAAGAGGAUGGUAAGGAGUCAGAUGACGAAUUCAGAUUAGAAGACUGAGCCGCUUCUUUAAAUUGCAAUUAUAGCUUUAGGUAUGAAUAUAAACCACAUCUAAAUUACAGAGAAAUGGAACUUCCGUGCAGCAGAUAACCCAGAUCCAGAAAAAUAAUUCAGACUCGACUGAAUAACAGUAGGUGACAAAGAAGCCAAUUGAAAUGCAAUGUUUGGGAAUUUCCCCUCCUAUAUUAGGGAUAAAACGGGCUGACAUACUUGCAGCUUUCCGGUACUGUUGUAUAGUUUUACUGCUGGCUGCCUGAUGACUGCUGACUGCCAAUUUGCUGUUUCGCUGGCACAAUAUUGAAGUAAACAGCAUGAUCACAGUGUUUACUUUAACUUUCUAAAAUAUGGCAGGACAAUGAAGCUGAGCUGUUUGUUCUGCACAGGCCGGCAGGCAGGAAGGGGAAGAGACAGUAGCAACAAGAAUCCCUUGUAAACGUCAGUCGCAAUUUACACUCUGAGAGAUGAAUCAAUCUCCACACUAGCAGCUCAUCCAGCUAUCGUGAGGCUGCAUAGUGCCAUAUGAAGUUGGGGCUCUGAAAAGCCAUCGUGUGUCUCCUUUCCAACUGCACAGCAAUUAUAUUUGCCAGAGUUUUUGAAGUAAUUGUACAGCCCGUGUAUAUGUAACCACAGCUGUUCUGCUGCAAUGAUUUCCCAGACACAGCAAAGAUAUUUUGAAAAGCACAGGCUGCACAUAAUACAUGAAAACUCAGAACUCCCCCCCCCCAUUCCAAAUACCAAUCAAGUCAGUUUAUCUAACUCUGUUGUUGUUUAGUCGUUUAGUCGUGUCCGACUCUUCGUGACCCCAUGGACCAGAGCACGCCAGGUACUCUUAUCUUCCACUGCCUCCCGCAGUUUGGUCAAACUCAUGCUGGUAGCUUUGAGAACACAAUGCAACCAUCUCGUCCUCUGUCGUCCCCUUCUGCUUGUGUCCUCAAUCUUUCCCAGCAUCAGGGUCUUUUCCAGGGAGUCUUCUCUUCUCAUGAGGUGGCCAAAGUAUUGGAGCCUCAGCUUCAGGAUCUGUCCUUCCAGUGAGCACUCAGGGCUGAUUUCCUUAAGAAUGGAUAGGUUUGAUCUUCUUGCAGUCCAUGGGACUCUCAAGAGUCUCCUCCAUCACCAUAAUUCAAAAGCAUCAAUUCUUCAGCGAUCAGCCUUCUUUAUGGUCCAGCUCUCACUUCCAUACAUCACUACUGGGAAAACCAUAGCUCUGACUAUACAGGCCUUUGUUGGCAAGGUGAUAUCGCUACUUUUUAAGAUGCUGUCUAGGUUUAUCAUUGCUUUUCUCCCAAGAAGCAGCCGUCUUUAAAAUUUGUGACUGCUGUUAGUUAAUAUCUAACUUUAAGAUCUCUCAAAACUCAGCACUGGGUUUAGGGCAGCGUGGGCAGUUCCCACGUACAGGGUGCCUAGCCAUGGAAGCACAAAAGUAGUAGGAAUAAUAAUAAUUAUUAUCAUCAUCAUCAUCAUCAUUAUUACUAUUACUAUACAGGUACCUACGGAAAAGAUCCAUUAAAAAGCAACUGCACCCAAAUGAAUUACAGAAAUAAGAAAUAUUUAGGAGGGAAGCCACAAAAUUUUGUCCUCACUCAUAUGCCAUAUUACCAAAGUCCGCCCCUGCAAAACUUAAUGUGUUAACUGAUUCCACUGGAAGACAAUGUGUUUUCAGCAGCUAUUAAAAUAGUGCUCUUCAAAUUCCUGAAGGACUGUUGCCUUGUAAAAAGGCAAAGACUUGUUCUCUCCUACUCCAGAAGGUAGGGCUAUAUAUAAUGGGCCCUAAGUUAUAGGAAGGUCGAUUUCAAUUGAGCAUUAGGAUAAAUUUAUUGACAGUUUACACUACAGUGUAACCAAUUAGUUGUAGGGGUGAUGGCUUUGCCGUAGCUGGAACUUCAAAAAGCUGGACCUCUUUGCCCUAGCUUAGAUCUUCAAACAGAGAUGGAUAGCCAACUGUUGGGGGCGCUCUGCAUUGAGGAGGAUGGCCUACAAGACCCCACCCAACACUAUGAUCACAUAUACACCAUAUAUUUUAAGCACCCGGCUUCCCCCAAAUAAUCCUAGGAACUGUAGUCUGUUAAGUGUGCUGAGAGUUGUGGGGCAAACUAUAGUUUACAGAAUUCUUUGGGGGCAUGCCAUGUAUUGCAUGGAUGUGAUCUAUGUCAAAGUUAUAUAUUUAAUGUACAUAAAAUGUAUAUUUGAAUUCAUUGUAUUUGGAAUGCUCUAAAGAGGUUACCUUUAAAAAGUUUCACUCUGGCAGAAGCUGAUCUGAAUUAAGCUAGCUGAUGACUCAUCACUGGAAACAGGAGCAGCAGAGCUCUCACAGAAGGAAGCUGAAACUUGAGAAGUCAGUGUGUGCUUGUUGGUGAUGGCUAGUUUUGCAGACAAGCUCUUCAAUGCUGAACAAGCUUGGACUGCAACAAAAUGGAGAAUGGAAGAAGCUGAGAGCAAAAAAAGAACAACACAUAAACAUGAAAGAGAUUCAAGCAGAUACUUUGCUUUUGUCCCUGGCAUAACUAUUUUGAGUAUUAGGACCCAACUGAAUCAAUAAAAAAUAAGUAUUUCAAUAAGUUGACUAGUUAUGAUAGAAAAUAGUAGGAUUCAAAUAUUUUUGUUCUUUAAUUUGUAUGUGUAACCAGAACUCAGUGAUAUACAUACCAAGUAUAUUUUCUUAGAGCACAUAAAGAAUAUGUUCUAAGAUCUUGAAGGAUCUAAAGAUUGUAAGGUAAGAAAGCAUUCUCUUUCUGCAUGACUUCCCUGGGAGAGCCUCUACCACUCGGUGUAGAUGAUGCUAAGGCAGAAGGACCACACUGGUGUGACUCAGUAUCAAGCAGCUCUUAAUAUCGUCUUUCUAUGAUAUGUCUAGUCUUUCUCUUAUGAGAAACAUGUGGGCUGAAUGUCUAACCUAGCUCACAUCACCUUAGCCUGAGGUUACAAGCUGGUUCCUGCAAAGUCUGGCCCGAGGCAUAGCUCCACAGCAUGGAACUGUAAAAGCAUUCCGAAAGCUAGUGAUUAUGGAGGCUCUUCACACUAAUUCUCUUCUCAACCUGAGUUCAGACAGACUCUUGUAAGGGUUCCCUGCAUGCUUGGAAUUUUAUCAGCAUCUACAAAAAGAGUUACAGUUGAGAAGGCGGCCCUCAAUAGGUCAAUUAGAACAUUCCCUUCUUGGAACACAAAAAGGGGACAAUUUGAUUUUAUAGCAGUCUUCUGAUUUUGACUCAAUAACUGCUUACCAGUGAAGGAACACACAGCAAAGUGGUUUAUUAAAUAUGAGGCAAUAAGUCCUGCAAGAUAACCAAGUGAUACAAAGACUGACUCUCCCUUUCUUUCUUUCUUUCUUUCUCUCUCUCUCUCUCUCUCUCUCUCUCUGUGUGUGUGUGUGUGUUUAUUUUACUUUUUUAAAACCACGUCUUCAGGAAGUUUAGUAGCAAUGGUUCUUUUAGAUAACAUUGAAAUAAAAACAGAGUCCUGAACUACAUAAAGGCCUCUUAUGAUUUUUAUCAUAAUAAAACACAGGAUUACCAAAGUGCAGUAGUCAUUCCCACUCUCUUUCGCUUAAUUAAACAGCCUGGCUAAGCCACAGCUCUGAGUUUCAGAAAAGCAAAUUCUUAAGGUUUGGAGCGAGUUACUUUGUCCCAAGUUCUUCUAGUUCUCAUAGUUCUUAACCCAGGAAAUGUUUUCAAGACGAGGCCUAGAGAUGAGGAAGAAAUUCAAUUCAGUUUGCAUAAAGACAUAUACUAAAGAUUGCAUUAAAAUGCAUAUAUAUAUAUGGUAAGAACAUACAAUGCAUUUUUGUAUCAUGAAAAAACAGCUUAGUGAAAAUAUACGUUAAGCAAAAUCGCAUACAGAAUUUUGUAUAUUUGGAGAGAUUUGCACUAAAAUGCUGGUUGAUUUUCAACUUUUUUAGACAACUUUUUAAAACAAAUGGCACAAACUGACGUGGAAAUGUAGUGAACAGAGGGGAAUCAUAAUUGACAGGGCCACUUAUCCCUAAGAAGAGCACAGGAGUACCCCUUCAGGUUUAAGAAUUUGGGUGAUCUUUACUUUCGCAGAAUAGGUAGAACAAUCCAGUUUCCCUCAUAGGAAACUAGAUAGGCUGAAAAAGUCAAGUUUAUUUUUUGCACUCACAUUAUUUAUGAAGGGAAGCUUGCACAAAAUUAGAAGCCAAUGAUAACUGCACAGUGAAAGUUGGUUCAUUAGCCUUGCAACACAAAGGAAAAACAAGGUGUGUGAGUUGGGAACCUCAGGCCUGGGAGCUGAAUGAAGCCCCCCAAGCCUCUCCAUCUGACCUGGGGUAUUUGCCUCAGACCACACUCCCUUCCCAAUCACUUCUUCUACUGGCCUGGCUUCACACCCUCUUUGAAUGUUUCUGCUUGGCUGGAAUGUGUCCUUGAAAUUGGCUCCACUUUUUUGUGGUGAUGGGUUGCGGUCAGGCCUCCUGGCCACCCCACUCAGCGGGCGGGACAGCAUCCCGCGUCAUGCUGUGGGAGACCGCCGCCACACCAUGUAGCCAGGUGGCCAAUCAGGUCGCUUCAGGGGCGUGGCCGGGGCCGAUUUAAGCUGUGGCGUGACUCUGAGGCUUCCCUUUCAGCCUCGCGCAUUAACAAUAACUUAAAAUUCUGUGUCCUUGUGUCUUUAUUCUCCUGGGGGUGGCUUGGGGGCCUUGAUACGCAAUUCUAAUAUUGCCUCUUGCUUCCAGAUAGAUGACAGUCAGUGUAGAAACUAGUCUACUGAAUAAAAGGUAUCAUGUGGAUUUAUGAUUCUGCCCACUUUUGUCUCUGCCCCACACACUUCUGGCAUGUGAAAAGUUUUCCAUCUGAGAAAGUGGCCCUCAGGAUGAAAAAAGCUUUCCAUAUUACUUAUCCAAUACUGAAGCUUAUUCUUGAAGAUAUGUUGCUUCUAUUGAACUAAGAAGGAACAAUGCUAAGAAUGGUUGGGUCUGCCUAUUUUUGGCUAUGGCUCCACCUACUGUUGGCCUUCCUCUCUCCUACCCUACCAGUCCCAAUGGACACUAACUACCACUGCCUAAAUGAUAAGCAAUGUCUGAGUACAGGUUGCAAUUUAGACUCAGUAGCCACCAUUAAAUAAAAUAGUUUUAGAUUUGACUUUUAAAAAAUGAAUGACUUGCAAUUUAGGGAAUCCAGGGAUGGGGAAGUAGAUACUUUUCACUACAUCCUCACUUUAGAAAUUAAAUGUUGUUUUUGAAUGUUAAUUUUCAGAUGUCUUCGUUCCUCACACCUACCCCUUGCCAAUUACUACAAACAUUUCUGCUUUCUUCAAUUUAUUUUUUAAAAAAUAUUUAUUACUUUUCCGACACACAAAGAAAUAAAAAAUUUAAACACACAAAACAAUAAAAAAAUACAAUACAACACAAAAACACUACAUAACACAUUAAAACCAACAAAACAAAACAAAAACAGUUUAAAAAACAUCAAACAAUUUCCAUAUCUUAUCUUUCAUUCACUUAUUUCAGUGACCUCCUCACACCUCCCUUUUUGUAUUCCACUUCUGUUGAUUGUUUCAGCAAUUCCUUUCCAUCUUCCUCUACUUUCUAUCCUUUAAUUAUCUUAACAAUUUCUAACCUUAUUUUUCCCUUUAAUACUCUAUUAAUCUAUUUAUACUUAAUUCCUUAUAGCAUUUCUACUAAAGCCAUAUAACUUCAUUCCAACAUUUUUCUAACAUUCAUUAAUUUUACAAUAUUUCUAUAAAUAGUCUUUAAACUUUUUCCAGUCUUCUUCCACCGACUCUUCUCCCUGGUCUCGGAUUCUGCCAGUCAUUUCCACCAAUUCCAUAUAGUCCAUCGACUUCAUCUGCCAUAUCUUAUAUUUUAUUCGAGGCUUCUUGCCCUGCCAAACAAUAUCUUUCUGCCACUUCUUGAAACAGUCCAUCUUAUCCAAAAUUUGCAAUGUUUGAAACAAAAACAACAUCCUUGGCAGCACAUUCAUUUUUAUCACAACAAUUCAGUCUAACAAUGAUAACUUCAAAUUUGUCCAUAUUUGUAGAUCCUUUUUCACUUCAGUCCAACAUUUUUCAUAAUUAUCCUUUAAUAAAUUCACAUUUUAACAGUCAUGUUAACCCCUAAAUAUUUCACUUUCUUAACCAAUGUUAGUCCUGUCUCCUCCUGAAACUUCUCUUUCUCUUUCUCAAAUUCCUGUGUAAAAAAGUCUAUCAAGCUUUCCUUCUCCCAUUCAGGUAAAGCUCUGAUCCUCAAAUUUGUCUGUUUUUCUUUAAGUUCAAUCAUAGCAAGCGUCAGCUUAUGUUCAUCAAGUUGCCUCUGUAGGGCUGGGACUCUCUCUCUAUCCAAUUGUGUUACUUUACAUUCAGUCGCGACGGCUUCCUCCCUGGCUUCCUCCGCAGUCUGCCGUAUCAGAGUAGAUUCCUGUAUCAAUUUCUGGAUAGUUUCUGUAUUGGUGUUCACCUUUUGUCCCAAAUUAUUUAUACUUUCCGUUGCAACAUCCACUUUCUUAUUAAGCUGUUCCAAUGAAUCGUUUAUCUUACCUAAUGCAGCCACUAAAACCUCUUCUGUUGACAUUCCUAUUGGUUUUGCUUGUACUGAUGCAGAGGCAGCAGCAGAGGAAGCAGGAAGGCCUGAUGCUGAACCUCUCCUGGGUUGCUGCCAAGUCCUCCCAGACCUUAAUGUUUUUUCAGCAGUUAGCUGAUCUGUUUUUUCCUUUCCAUUUGCCAUAACGCGUAAAAGAUUCAAGGUCAGUCCCAGAGUCUCACAAUUUUUUAUCUUGCAGUUGGAAAUUCCCCUAGCCCAACUCUUGUAAAACAACCAGUUUCAAAAGCUUCCGCUAAGGGGAAACAGUUUCUAUUUAUGUUAUUUUAUAUUAAUCAAUAAUGUCCUCUUUUAGACACAGUUCAAACAAUCCAAAGUUAGUUUCAGUUUUCAGUUACUUUUACUCCUUUUUAGAAACAGCCGGAGACAGUAGAAACAAUGUAUUUCUCUUAUUUAGCUAGCUGUCAGUGAACAUUCUAAGCGCUGUCAAUGGACAUUCCAAAAGACAUCAGUCCUACUAGCAGCCCGUUUCCAGGGUCAGAGCGGCGGUAUUCUAGCUCUCUUCGCUCUCUCCUGCAGGCAUACACAGUCCACAACUUCCCCCCCUCUUUCCUGCCUCCAAGGGGGGGUUAAAUGUUCUUUACCGAUGAAAAUUUGGUCUUUUACAAAAGGCUUCCCAAGGCUUCAGCUUGCAGCCUCAUUGCUUCAGUCUAUUUACAAAAGGGGGAGGUGGACUUCCUGUAUUGAACCUCCCCGUUUCGAUGCCAAAUUAUACGUUUAAAAAUCCAAUUCUCCCACUUCAGCUCUACUCACAGGUAAUUACUUUAGAGUCAAAUUGUCCACAGGAAAAAGUCAGCACUCUCCGGCAACAGCUAUGCAGCUUCGCUCCGUGGAAGAAGCAGACGAUUCGAAGCACCGUGCCACUCACCCCACGUCGCUCUGGACCCCCGAAACCGGGUUCCCCGCGAGUAGGGGAGGCACAAAGGGUGCCCGCCGAAUCCCACGUUCACAGGCUUCUCCCACCUGUGAUUUUUUAGCAGGUCUCCGCCUUCGCCGUGGCGGCCAGACCCAAAUUCCCACGGGGCAAAUCCCUCCCAAUCAGAGGGAUUCCGCCAUUGCCCGUGGCGCCAACCCGGAAGUCGUGCUUUCUUCAAUUUAACUUAAUGUACUUACAUUGCCACAACAUGAGGGAUUGCACAUUUGCAAUGCCAUAUGAAUCCUGUUAGUCUUGUAGGAUUGGCACAGUUCAUCCACCUACAGGAGAAGCUAGUGUUGCUAAAGCAUUCUUCACCUACAACUGCUUUUUCAGUUUGAGUAUAGAGCGAAGUUGAAAAAGAGUCUUCCCUAAAUUUGCCCUUUUAAGCUGUGGUCCUAAAUACAUUAACUAGGACAGGGAUAGCUACUAUGCUUCCCCCUUCAGAUGUUUUUGGACUCCAAUUCCCAUCAACACCAGUCAACAUGUUCAAUGACCAGGAUUGCUGAGAGCCAUAGAACAACAACAACUGGAUUCUGAAAGGCAUCAGUGCUGACUUCCCCUGAACUAAGAAGUGAGUCAUAUCAAACAUGGUAGGACUUCAAAACACAGGGAUGCUCUGCUCAUUAUUCUGCUGCCAUAGGAGCAUUCUAAAUUGUAUAACAAGACAUGAUACAGAAAAGCCAGUUCCUGCUUCUUUGAAAAGAACCCACAAUUUUCUAUAAUCGUUCUGCUAUUCGUAUAGAUUCAAGCACAUCUCUGUAAUUCAACAUCUUUAACCUUUUGCCAAUUGUUGUUCCAUUUCCGAAGGGAAGUGUCUGUUUUCUACUUCUUGAGUCAAUCAGAUUAAGUUUAAAGAGGAUGUUCUAGGAUUUGCUUAAGAAAUCAUAAAUGUAUUAACCGAACAUCCGGUUUAUCUUGUACCUACCUGAGAAACAUAUUGUUCCAUUGACAAGUAGCAGUGUAAAGAAGAGCCAUUUCAAUGUCCGUACGCAGCAAGUAGUACUAUUUCCCUAGUUUCCAGAUCUGAAAUGAAGUCAAUGGGUGUGUAAGCAGAAGGUGUUGUGCAUGCUCAUUUGAUUGUAUGUGCAAGAAUACAGUUUUCAAAAUAUCUAUGAGCAAUGAACUCAUUCUCCAAAUCCCUAUCCUGCUGCAGCCCAAAUGGCAAAAUUCACCCAGAUGCCAUUUUUACACCUGAAAAUCAGGGCAUGUCAGGAAUUUUCCUGACAUAUGGCAAGCCUAACCAUCCACAUACAAAGAGAAGGCAUCAGCAUACUCAGGGGAACCCUGAUGUUUGCAGAAAUGCAAAAUAAAACAAAAUAAAAAUUGAGAAGGAAAAAAAUAUGGGGGUGUUUAAAAGCCCCAAAAUCCUAAUGAUGACUAAGAAUGCUGAGUGGCUACAGAUUGCUAACUGUUUGUCAGGGAGAGAAAGGGGAAAAUUGAGGGGCAGAAGGAAUGGAGUUGAGUAUUCUCAGAAGAGUGUGCUUGUCUGGAACCCUGAACAGGAGCACUGUUCCACUCUGAAACAUAUUCUUGAAGGUGCCACUUUUUUUUUCAUAAAGCAACUUUUGAUCUUCAAAUAUGACUGCCAGUUUCAAAAGGAGAAUACAGUGGUACCUCGCAAGACAAAAAACUCACUAGACGAAAGGGUUUUUUGUUUUUUGAGCUACUUCGCAAGACGAUUUUCGCUAUGGGCUUGCUUCGUAAGACGGAAACGUCUUGCAAGUUUGUUUCCUUUUUCUUAACACCGUUAAUACAGUUGCGACUUGACUUCGAGGAGCAACUCAUAGAACGUGGUGUGGUAGCCUUUUUUGAGGUUUUUAAAGACUUUGGUGAUUUUUGAAGCUUUUCCAAAACUUUCCCGACACCAUGCUUCGCAAGACGAAAAAAAUCGCAAGACGACAAAACUCGCGGAACGAAUUAAUUUCGUCUUGCGAGGCACCACUGUAUAAAUUUCUUAGCUAGCUGUACUCCACACUAUACCACCCGAAGGCAUUUUUCAAACCUGGAUGCACUAGGUUCUUAUGCUUUAAACAAUGAUCUAACACAGUGUUAUUGGGCUACUGUACAGAGUACCACCACCUCUUUCUUUGAUGCUCAUGGUAGUCACUUUGUGCUGGCUCCCACAUUACAUUUAUCAAGGUAUGUGUACCAGCACACCAUCCCCCCCCCCAAAAAAGCACAGCCUAUGCAUGAGAGGUAAUUGGAGUUUGCCCAAAACUUUUCCUAACUAAUCCACUUAAUGGCACUCCUUUUUCUUGUUUUGAGAUGGGGCUUGAUUUGGGGUUAUGCAUAGACUCUUCUUCUAAAAGCUCAUUUCCAAGACCCUUUCUCUUUGCCACAUCCUCUAGCCAUCUCCCACUACAGCUUGAACAUGCCACCUAUCAGAACUUUGGAGCAUUAUAGCCUAUGGUUUGAAAAGACAAUACACAACUUGUGGAGUAGGCAGUGUCUAAUACAAACUGAUUCUGUGGCAAUGGUAGCUGCAAUAACGGGUUCUAUGUAUACUGGAAGGUCAAAGGAAACAAUAGAUGUUUGGAACAAAUUUGUUCUUUCACCUUGAACUCUUCUCAUAGUGUGGGAAGGAAACUGCUGGUUUUGUUUUGCUUGGAGGAUGAGGAAACUUAAUAAUCUGCCUUCGUUGUUGAAAAGUGGGAUCUUAUGGGAAUUACUUCAGUUGCAUGAUAGCCUAUGUAAGAGUUUGGAGUAUUCAUGUCAUCACUUACGAUAAACAUAGAAGAACAGAAACUCGGGGCUGUAAUUAUUUUCAAUAGAUUCAGUACAGAUUUCCUUAUAUUGAUAUUAACGAAAAUACACAACCCUCUACUGCAUCCAGAAUGCUUUCCUUAUUUCUUAAUGGAUUGAGUCAUGCAACCAUUGAGUUAAAAGGGUCUAAAAACUACCUCAUCUUUUCAUUGUGAAAGGGCAGCAGGUCUAUCACCUGUCCUCCAUCUCAUCUGUCCUCAUCCACCCUGGCUUAGCUCUGUCCUUAAAUUCGGUUUAUCCUGGCUAUAGUUUCCUCCUCGGGAAGACUAACUGUCAUGAAUAAGGUUUAUUGUGGCCAUGCUGCUUUCAGUUUGGUCACAUUUACCCCCACCCCCUCUGUAUGGCAAUAGCAAGAGAAUAAUUGGCUGUAACUUGUUUGAUCCUCUCAUUUUUUUGAGUACUUUAGUUGACUCUUUUUGAUGGCCACUGUAGAUCCCUGCAGACUUCUGGAAAGAGAUGCAAACAGUGGCUUGUUUGAUUUACGCAAGGUUUUAAUUAAUUAUAUGGUUUUAAAAACACCUUUGCCUCCUCCAUGUGUGUCGUUUCACCACUGUGGAGAUGAUUAAUGGGUUCUUUUCUUUUUAUGCUUGGAGUGGGUGUAAUGUUGUCUGAAUUUGGUGUAGGGCAUAGAUCACAUGAAGACAGCAUACACACAGCUUGCACACACACAAAAAUUUGUACACAGAUAGUUCAUGGAGGUCAAGGAUGGAGCACGCUAUCCCAAGCCCCGUCCACUCAUUGAUUGCAUCAGGACUUUAGCCCUCUCUACAGGACUAUAUCCAUUGCAAGAUACAUAUGGUCAGUCUUUAAACAGCCUGUUAAAAACAAUGAAACUCAAGCUUAAAUCCACGUGUACAGAACAGUUUUGUACAAGCCAAACUGAGAACUCAAUUCUUUUUGUUAUGAUUUAAUGUUGCACAUUUGUUACCUAGACACAAAGAUCUUGUUUUUGCAAGAAGGAAAAUGAAACUUGGCCCCAAAACACACACCACAAUAAAUGGCUAUUUUCUCCCAAACAGUUGAAUCCAAUCUUUGCUUAUUUUAAAGGCAGCCAUGUAAUGGGUGCUGCAAUUUGAAAGAAUAGCUCGAGUGGCUAUGCAGCGGUUUUGAUGCUUUAUUCAUAAUGAAGGCUGUUCACAUGGCCAGCCAUCUAAACAAGUUAUUUUGAGAGUGGACAUAAGCUUCAGCAGUGACUAGCAUAUAUCUUUAUUUAAUAUAUGUUUCUUGCAAAGAGCCUAGAUUUCUUUGGAAAGAAAAUGUGUCUCAUACCAGCUUUGCUCAGAGAAGGGAAGAGGAAUGACUCAGACAGCAAGGUCACAUUGUUGCUCGCUCAAAAAAGUAGCAAGGGGAAGAUUAUUUCUGAAAUCACAUCCUGGACACUUAAGUGGAAGAACAGAUGCUUUGCUAUUCCACUGGCCCUGGCACAUAACACUCAUACAAAAAGGACAAUUGUGGUGACAUUGAUCUAUUCAAAAAGGAGUUCACCAAAACAGAAUAAUAUAGCCUAGGUAAUGUAACCUCUGAUUACCUAUAGCUCCUUCAAUUCACUUCUAUUACUAAUGAUAUUCAUAGUACUUUUUAAUGUGCAGUGUUUUGCAGCUUUGGAGGGAGAGCUGCGUCUCAGUGGUAGAACAUCUGCUAUGAACACAGGUUCCAGUAUCAACCCCCCAAAAUAUCCAGAUAGAGCUGAGAGAAAGCCCUGUCUGAAAUCUGGAGUGCUACUACAAGUCAGUAUAGACAAUAUUGAGAUAGAUGGACGAAUGGCCUGACUCAGCAUUAGACAGCUUCCUAUGUUAUGUCAAAGGUCCCGAUUUCUUUACUGCUAAGCACUGGACACUUUGGCUAUGGUAACAUCUGGACCAUGACUAGAGAUUCAGUGCACAUUUAAAGCCGAACAUAUCCAAUUCAGAUUUUCUGAAACAAUAUGUGAACCAAAACACAGCCAUCCUUCAAAACCCUCUUCUGUUUUGACUGUCUUGGCCAGCUUGGCUUGCCAGUUUUGUGUUCUUCUGCUUAUAGAUUUGUCUGCACUUUUAGUGCUGUUUAUUUGUUUGGUGAGUGAUAUUGCUGGUGUAUCUUUUUUUAAAAAAUGGAUUAUUGUGUUUUGUUUUUUUAAUUUUGUCAUACUGAUGAUUUUUCUUUUUAUGGCCAGCAGCCUUGAGCAAUAUUCCACUGGAAAGAUAGGAUACAAAUAUUCUUAACAAAUAAAACUUAAUAGUGAUGUUAUUUCCUUUGCUCUCAAGGUGCAUUCAGAUGCAGUCUUUGGUGUUCGUAGGAUGACAUACUGAAGUGAUCCUUUAGGUAUCUAUAUGGAGAAAAUCUAGAGGGGCAAUGCAUAUAAUGUCAGCAUAGACAACUAAGGAUCUCAUUAUUCUAGCAGGACAAUCCUCACACAUCUCAUGCAAGAGGUCAUCAAUUGAAAUUGGUAUCCAUCUCUCCAUUAUUCUGAUGGGAAUAAAUGAGUGAUCAACACUGGCUAUGCAUAUUUAGCUUUAUAUUUAACAUGCCAAAUGUACUUUCCAGGGAGAUUUUUAUUUAGUACUGAACUUGGGAUACCUAGCUACAGUCUAGGUAUGAGCAGAUAUACCCUUCAAUUCCAUUAUUUUUCCAUAGAUUCAUUCUAGAUUGAUUUCAUUUAUUAUUAUUUACGACAUUUGUAUCCUGCCCUUCAUCUGAAGUUCACAACAUGAAAAUACAAUGACUUCUCCCCGCUUAAAACGGGGGGCGCCCUUUGCGUGGACACGUGCAGCCCCUAGAUCUGGAGCGGCUCCAACAGCAUAGGCUUGGCUUUGCCUUCCCUCAGGUGGGAUACCUGGAGGUCUCCGCCUACCUCAUGAAAAUACAAAAUGUACAAAACAAAAUACAUACUGGUAAUAAAACAAAACCAAAAACAUCUUAUAACCCACUUUCCACAAAUAUUAGAUGCCCUGCAUUCAGCUUUUCCUCUUUCUGGUAUAUCUUGGACAAUUUCUUAAAAUAAAUUUCAGUGCUUGCGCAUGAACAGCCUCUCAUAGUUUUCAGUUCCCAUCCUUUUCCUGUUACUUAUUAUACCAAUGUGCACAACUACCAAUGCACCCUGAUUGCAAACCAGUGCACAAAAGAAAUCUUCAAUGUGAUUGAAUGAUUACAUCAGUAUUCCUCUUUCUGCAGUGUGUUAACUGAGGCCCAGAUGUGCUUCUGCACAUCAACCACAAGCAAGGGAGAAAAAGACAUAACCAAAAACUGCCACAAAGCUUGCAUGCGCAAAAGACCUGAACAAAACCUGCUAAUGCAUGGGAAACAACUUCAAAAAAUAAUUGCAAAUCAUUCAGAAUCCUAACAACUGGGGAGACAUUCAGAUGAGGAGAAUUUCAGUGUGAUCCAUCUUACAGUACAGAUGUUCAUUACAUGUUUGCUAGAGUCAUGCUCAGUAUAAAAUCAAGGGGGGUUUUUUGUUCCUGGUGCAUCACGAACAUAAUAUUUUAAUGAUUGAAAUUUAGAUAUUUAUCCUUAUUGCAGAGACAAGAGCAAUGUGGUAUAAAUGUUUAAUAUAUAAAGUUUAGUCAAAUACGUGAUAUCGGUUCUGCAGUCUUAUUGCGUAAGCAGUUCAUAGUGCAUGCAGAAAGAAUCUUAUUUCCAUAACAACCACGGUGAAAAUAGGAAAACAAAUAGCUUCAAAUGUGUAUUGACUUGAAAGUCUAUUCACAGGAACACUUUUCAAAGUUAAUAUGACUUUCCAUCUAGAGUAGUCGGAGGCAGGAACGCAGGCAGUAGCUGUUAAGUGAAAAGGAAGCUCAGAUCUAUUUCUUUCUAAAGUGGACAUCAAGUCAAGCUUGGAGAGAUUUUGGGCAGUAAUUGUGAAAUAGUUUUAAUUGACCUGAUUUCUUAUUAUGAUAAGUUUGCCGGUAGUAAGAACUGGCCUCCCACAGUGAACUCCACCCCAGCUUUUUCAAAGCAGAGCCAAACAAUUGUGCAACAUUUUUACCAAGAGUUCAGUCUUCAUAGCAUGAUAGAAGUUUAGCAUAGGACUACAAAAGGGUUACAAAAGCCAUAUCCUGACUGGGGGGUCUCUGUGUGCCCAGUCUAGGAAAUAGAUAUGAAGGGGGUGGAACAUGUAAACUGACACUAUUUAUACAGCUGCGUAGCGUAAAGGAAAGUCUCAUUAGCUGAACAUCGAGUACAUCCUAUUGUAUAAACAGGUAGUUGGCUCAUGCAAGCAUGCCUUGUGCUUACAUUGCCCUGGCAGAUUCAUAUUGUCAUUCCACAUGUCCGUGCAGAAGAGAUUAUGUCCUCUUUUGGCAUGUAUUCUGACCUGCCUUUGGGAAUAAAGUGGCAGAAAUGUAAAUAAAUCUAUAAAUCAGACCAAGGCAAACAAAGCUUGACAGUCAUGUAUCAUAGAAUCAUAGAAUCAUAGAGUUGGAAGAGACCACAAGGGCCAUCGAGUCCAACCCCCUGCCAAGAAGGAAACACCAUCAGAGCACUCCUGACAUAUGGUUGUCAAGCCUCUGCUUAAAGACCUCCAAAGAAGGAGACUCCACCACACUCCUUGGCAGCAAAUUCCACUGUCGAACAGCUCUUACUGUCAGGAAGUUCUUCCUAAUGUUUAGGUGGAAUCUUCUUUCUUGUAGUUUGGAUCCAUUGCUCUGUGUCCGCUUCUCUGGAGCAGCAGAAAACAACCUUUCUCCCUCCUCUAUGUGACAUCCUUUUAUAUAUUUGAACAUGGCUAUCAUAUCACCCCUUAACCUCCUCUUCUCCAGGCUAAACAUGCCCAGCUCCCUUAGCCGUUCCUCAUAAGGCAUCGUUUCCAGGCCUUUGACCAUUUUGGUUGCUCCUCCUCUGGACACGUUCCAGUUUGUCAGUGUCCUUCUUGAACUGUGGUGCCCAGAACUGGACACAGUACUCCAGGUGAGGUCUGACCAGAGAAGAAUACAGUGGCACUAUUACUUCCCUUGAUCUAGAUGCUAUACUCCUAUUGAUGCAUCCCAGAAUUGCAUUGGCUUUUUUAGCUGCCGCGUCACACUGUUGGCUCAUGUCAAGUUUGUGGUCAACCAAGACUCCUAGAUCCUUUUCACAUGUACUGCUCUCAAGCCAGGUGUCACCCAUCUUGUAUUUGUGCCUCUCAUUUUUUUUGCCCAAGUGCAAUACUUUACAUUUCUCCCUGUUAAAAUUCAUCUUGUUUGUUUUGGCCCAGUUCUCUAAUCUGUCAAGGUCGUUUUGAAGUGUGAUCCUGUCCUCUGGGGUGUUAGCCACCCUUCCCAGUUUGGUGUCAUCUGCAAAUUUGAUCAGGAUGCCCUUGAGUCCAUCAUCCAAGUCGUUGAUAAAGAUGUUGAAUAAGACCGGGCCCAAGACAGAACCCUGUGGCACCCCACUAGUCACUCUUCUCCAGGAUGAAGAGGAACCAUUGAUGAGCACCCUUUGGGUCGGUCAGUCAGCCAGUUACAAAUCCACUGAGUGGUAGCAUAGUCAAGACCGCAUUUUACCAGCUUCUUUACAAGAAUAUCAUGGGGCACCUUGUCAAAUGCCUUGCUGAAAUCAAGGUAGGCUACAUCCACUGCGUUCCCGUCAUCUACCAGGCUUGUAAUUCUGUCAAAAAACGAGAUCAGGUUAGUCUGACAUGACUUAUUUUUCAGAAAUCCAUGCUGACUAUUGAUGAUCACAGCAUUCCUUUCUAGGUGCUCACAGACUGUUUGCUUAAUGAUCUGCUCCAGAAUCUUCCCUGGUAUUGAUGUCAGACUGACUGGGCGGUAAUUAUUUGGGUCCUCUCUUUUCCCCUUUUGAAAAUAGGGACAACAUUUGCCCUCCUCCAGUCUGCCGGGACUUCGCCUGUUCUCCAGGAAUUCUCAAAGAUGACUGCCAGUGGUUCUGAGAUCACAUCUGCCAGUUCUUUUAAUACUCUUGGAUGCAGUUCAUCUGGCCCUGGAGACUUGAAUACAUCUAGACUAGCCAAGUAUUCUUGUACUAUCUCCUUAGUUAUUCUGGGCUGUGUUUCUUCUGCUGAAUCAUUUGCUCCAAAUUCUUCAGGUCGGGCAUUGUUUUCUUUAUCGGAGAAGACUGAGGCAAAGAAGGCAUUGAGGAGUUCAGCCCUUUCUGUGUCCCCUGUUUGCAUUUCACCAUCUUCUCCUCUGAGUGACCCCACUGUUUCUUUGUUCUUCCUUUUGCUACGGACAUACCCAUAAAAGCCUUUUUUGUUGCCUUUAACCUCUCUAGCAAGCCUGAGUUCAUUCUGUGCUUUAGCUUUUCUGACUUUGUGUCUACACGUGCUGGCUAUUUGUUUGAAUUUCUCUUUGGUGGUUUGUAGAUUGUCCCAUGAAGUGCAUGACAGCUCCCCUACCCCACAGGUUUAGCAGCCCUGCCCUCCACAAACCAGAGAUUCUACUGAGAUAUUUUACAUGCCUGGAGAACUAUCUUGGGCUUGGUGUAUCUGCCAAAGCUCACAUUCCAUAAAUGGACCACUAAAGACCUUCCCCAAGCGCCUUCUGGGUCUGCUUCUGCACUGUUUCUUUCUCUACGUCUCCCUACCUUUAGGUGAGCCAAACUAGAAGCAGCUGAUCUGGUGGAGUGGAACCACAACCAUAGCUUCCUGGCAGUGGUUUUCUAUGAGGGGUGGAGCAGCAUGGAGGGAGGUGUGCUGCUGGUGGAUUGGCUCCACCAGUGCGCCCACAUAUAACCUUCCCCGGUAUUUUGCUGUCCCCAAAUAUGGGCCUCAGCGCUGCCAGACAAAGGUGCCCCAUGUUUUUUGGCAUGGUGCGAGGCGUAUACUGCUUGAUUGUAGGGGGAAACCUCAAAUGAGAAGCAGCAGGCAGGAGCCACCCACUUGCCUUACCUUCUACUUCUUGGCAAUGGUGUGGACUUGACUCAGAGGGAGACCACAUGAAAGUGCAGUGUCCAGUAGAAAGGAGAGGGGGCUCUACUCAGGGGAGGGGUCCAGUAAGGGUGACUUGUGAUCCAAGGAUUGCACAAAAUCUGGAACUAAUACUAGACCACAAAUUGUGUAGUUCUGGUGCUAAAUAAAUACCACAUAACACCUGCCCCUUAUCAAUCCCAACUUUCUGCCAGUAUUUGCCAUUGCUUUUCUAUUGCCAAGUGGGUCUUACAGCUAUUAUUAAGCAAAAGCACUUUAAUGAGAAAGGGAAAAUAAAUCAGUAGACUUAGAUCUGCUACUAGUAAAGCUUCCUCUGUCACAGGAGAUUCAAUAAUUAAAUAAGUAGGUAAUAUCCUCCUUAUUGAGGAGAUUUAGGAAAUCGUAAGGACAUUAUCUUAUUGCAGUGUUUAACAUCAGUGAAGGGAGAAGAAAAGCAUUAUGGCUGGUUUUAUUGGUUGCAAUACCCAUGGAGCUUUUUCUUAUUUUGAGCAGGAUAGUGCUUAAACAGUUUCUAUGUCUGCCUUUGUUGCGGAGGUUCAUUUCUUUGGUGGUUAAAAUAUACAUGAAACUUGCUAUUAAAAUGGAAGCAGUAAAGAGAAUCCAAAACAUUGUUCUAAAUAUCAUCAUUCCAGUAUUAUUCAUCUAUGCUGUUUUGGUUGUGUUACUUUUUUUUUUUUUAGUACGUAUUUUAAAAUAGUCUCCCUGUUGUUCAGUUACAUUCCAUAUCUGGUAAAUAGCCUCUACCUUAAUGCAAUUUGAUUAUUAAGAGAAAAGGAUAUAUAUUAUCCAUAGUAGCUAAAGAAUAAACUUUAUUCAUUGUUCCAUUCAGCUAAAUUGCAAAAAUACAAUAAACUGUGCACUUUGAGGGGAAUUUAUUGCUUCAUACCCAAGACCACUUGCUUUUAUUCUAGCCUUAAGAAACUAUCCUCUGAUUCCUAGUCCAAUCAUAGGCACACAUCUGAAAAAGUUGGACAUAUCCCUCUCUUUAGAAUGAUACUGUUAUCUUAAAUUUAAAAGGAGUGAUCAAUGUGCGUUAAGGAAAGUACUCCUUUAUAUGUGUGUGUCAUUAUGGGCCUUUUCAGCAUCCUCGAGUGAAUCAUUCAUUGCACAACUGCUGUGUAAAUUAGGUGUCUAGGGCCAUGUGUGCCAAAUCUAGGGAGUCAAGGUAUCUUUGGCCCAUCUAUAUUUGUUGGAAAGGGGCCAGUCCCCUCAACGUUGAGGGGGUGAAGGAGGCCAAGAGCUGAGUUGUGGCACAGCUUUGGUGGCCAGCUCCUCCAGAGUACUUGACCUCCUCCAGACAAUGUGACACACACACACAACAUGUGCCCGGCCCCCUCAAUCAUGGGGACAACUUGUCUGGAGCUGGCAUAUAGUGGCUGUGAUAGUCGUCCUGAAUUUCUUGCGUAUACUCAUCUUCAGAAUAGGGCUGUAUUCACAGCAACUCCCUUUGGGGCCUUUGGCUCCUCAGAGAUAUUUCAGCAGCCUUUCUGAAUUUUUAGCUGUCUUUCUUAAGAAGUAAAUUUCCACCCCCACAGAGCUGCAAUUCCCAGAGUGGCUUAACAACCAAUUCCUCUUCCUAGGGAGCUCUGGGAAUUGCAGCUCUCUGAGGGCAAUAAGGAUCUUAUAAGAACUCCCAGCACACCCAACAAACUACAGUUCCCCUAUUCUUUUGGGGGGGCAUGACUGUUUACAGUGGCAUGAUAUGGCUUUAAAUGUCUAGUGCAGAUGAGGCCUUAGAUUACUUGCAGUCAUUUUAAGAAGACAACAGGAUUUGAUUUGAUUUUACUAAGCAUGCUUCUAGACAUUCAUUUUGAUUUGUUUGCAAAUAUUUUGCUGACAUUGCCUCAAAGCAAGCAUUAUUCCACACCUUCUGGUGCAUUUUAUCGACACUUUCCUUAUAUAGUCCAAUCUUUGGGGGAAGUGGGUUUCUGCCAGAUAUCUCCCAAUCAGCUAUAAUUGUGUAGCCUGGAUUUGCUGGUAUGUGAUUCAGUCCCACCAGAAAAUCAUGACAGUCUGGAAGGGCCCCAAAUGACAACAACGCAGGGGAGAUUUGGGUCUCUGCCACAGAUGACUGCUAUUUGCAUUUCCUUCAGAUUCAAUAGCAUUGCCGUGUAUUCUAAAAAUCUGAAAGUCAGGGCAGUAGGCAAAGGGCAAUCUAUUCACUGGAAGUGGAUGCACUGAAAGAGCUUUAUGAAGCAAAACGUAUUUUCCUUGCAAACUCAUCCUUCUGCAUAUUAAGCAUGAAAGGCCUUGUGCAACCUGUUUCUCUGACAAAGAAAUAGAAGAAAAUAGAGUCAAGAGCUCAAAAGCCAACUUUUUCUGAAAACGCUGCAGCACACACAACAAGCAUUGAAAAUAGCCUCACAUGCUGAUCACCAUGUAUACAACUACUUAGCAUUUGGAUUCCUGCAGUCGUGUUUUGAGCCUCUAGUGGCUGCUGUUAUCAGGGGCCUUGAAAUAGCUGAGAUCCCGCAUGGGAUGCAGUUCUAUAAGUUUAGACUGAGGCAGAGGUCAUUUAUCACAGGGGAGCCAUUUUUCAGCAGCACUCCAGGCUAACUGUAAUGUGUGUUACGUGAGAAUAAAGAAAUUACUGCUUAGCAUGAGAAAAUGUUGCAGGAAACAGGGAGCUGAGAGAGGCAGGAAAUAUUUUAAGUGUUUGCACUUCUGUACAUUUGGUUCCAAAUGGACAAAUUAGUCUGUUUCAGCCUUCUCCAACCUGGUGCCCUCCAGAUGUUUUUGACUACAAAUUCCAUCAGCUGGCUGGGGCUAAUAGGAAUUGAAGUCCAAAACACCUGGAAGGGUACCAGGUUGGAAAAAGCUGGUCUCUUUCCAGGUCAUCAAUGCACGUAUUUAUUCCUGACUCUGUCUUUCAUUGUGGAGGGAUCUUGAAAUUUAUUGGUUGGCUUCUUCUCUGUUAUGGAACUGUCUUGAUUGAAGAUUGACCUGAAUAAAAGUAAAAUCAACUUUAGAAAGUGUUGUGAGAUCUAUCAUUGGAGAGGACUUUUAAGAUCCAGUCUGUCAAUGGUUGGUGGAAUCUCUGACAUGAUGUAGUUUGCUUGGUGCAAUUUUUCUGGAGUUCUUUUGUUGCUCUAAGCCUUUGUGGGGGGAAAGCUUCAAGAAGAGAAAGAGAGAUCGAGAGAGAUGAAGAGCAAUCUCAGUUUACUUAAUACAAUGGUAUGAUCAACUUUGUGUUGAAUUGAGAACUAACAACUGGGUGACACAUUCAAUGACCCACUUCAGCAUAUUAUGAAUCCACAUUAUGUGAAUUAGGGAGUGGUUUACAGAUACAAUAUUUGGAGGACUUGAAGCAGAAAAGUGCAGUUGUGUAAAAAAAGGUCAAUCUUUGUACAUUGGUCAUAAAACCCCAUGAGAAUGGGAAGCAAUGGCAAGCUUAGCAAGUAAUCAUACUUUAUUUGUGUCCACUUCUGACAACCAUUCAUACCACUACAUUUGUCAUUGUCUAAUACUCCUUCCCCUUCUCCUGAAUCAAGUCUACAUUUUGUGAAGUUGCACACACACCCCCCCCGUUUGAAUGCAGCAUAGAUAUCCAGAGAUGGCCAAGUUAAACUUGUCACAUUUCAUGCAACUAUGUAACUUUUAGGUACACAGGAACCUUUUCUGAUAAACAAUGGUAGCAACUCUUGCAAUGCCCCAGGGGCUUAUGAACAUGUUUCUAGCAGGCCUCAAACUUUCUUGUGGGGGGAUAAAUGUGUGUGUUUGGAGUGGGUUAACUACAGGAAAUAACAUGCAGAAUUGGAAUCCAAACAUUGGCUUGCUCAGUACCAACUUUAGCAUGUCAACCAAUUUUUCUCCCCUAUUUUUUUUUUUAAGGAAACAUGUUGAAAAUACACUAUCUUAACUUUCCUUCCCCCUUCCUCAUCCUGAAUGCUCUCUUUUCUUUAGUUUCUAGCUUUAGUUUCUGGAUUACAUGCAUCAUAAGAGAGGCAGCAGCAACAACAGGUUUUACUUUGCAUAGAAGUGCCUGUGGAAACAGUGAUGUUGAAAAAUAUGGUUGACGUGAAAGGGCAAUUUGAUCACGUUACAUCAAUCCUGUUCUAGGUCCUGGAACAAAACAUGAGCUCACACAGGAGGACCCUGUUUCUUCUAGCGAUAGAUGCCUUACAUUUUUAAAAAGAAAAAGAAGACAAUGUUUCCUAUGGGAAGCAGAUAAUCAAAAGUGUUGAUGUUGUCACUUCCACCCACUGGAAUUAAGCUGUUCAAUUAAUUAAGAUCAUCUGUUUAUAUUAUCAGCAAGAGAUUUCACAGUAAUUGUACAAUUAGUAACUGUAAACAUCUCCUACAUAGACUUUUGUGUUCACUAUGUUUGUGUUGUUCAGAUUUAUCUUUUCUUAGUGACAGACUCCUGAUUUUCCCAUUGUUUGAGGCCAUAUUCCUUGGGGAAAUAUGACUUAACACGUCAAGAUCCUCUGCAUUGUUUUAGUGAGUUAUACUAUGUCCCAAAGUACCACAUAAUCCCUGCUCAUAGAGGGACGUCAUGUUCUUUUCUCCACCUAGCCCUCAAACUUUAAAAUGGGAGCAUGGAAAACUAAUGCAAAUGUGCUCUUGGGAAUGCAAUCAUGCAGUCAGUUCAGCUCAUCUGGAUUUCAGAAUGCAGAUAAAAAUACUGCGUUGCUCACUUCCUGCAUCUGACAAACUAGUAUGUCAGGGUAAAAAACUAUGUGAAAACAGUUCUUCCUGAUAUAGUAGCUUUCCACAGGCAGGAAUGGAUUGAGUUGCGUUUUUCCAUGUGGUAGCUUUAAAACAUUUUAUUCCUCAUCCACACCUCAGGCUAUAGUGGUACAGGAGGGUUUAACCAUAUAUGCUGCAAUGUCUCGUCAUCUUGACUUUAACCAGAAUUACCUGAGGGAAAACAAAAGCUUUUCACUUCCUGAAAUAUUCCAAUAUAUUAGUCUCUUCCUGCCAGAAGCGUGUAUCUAUCCCUAAUAACCAACAGCAAUAGUGUGGAGAAAAGAUCACACACAUUUGGGCCCAUGAUGAGUGUCAUCCACACCACAGUGAGCUCCACUUGUGAUCUUAAUGUGGUAUCGAUAGCAUUUAAAUUGGUCUUUAGCACUGCUUGUGGACAGAUCCAUAUUUUUUUCCUAUGAGUAAGAAGAAUACUAUGUACACAAAGAGAGAUCAGCCCAUUGGAAAAUGGUGUAGCUCAGCAGUAGAGCACAUUGCUGGAGCCUUGGUUAGUUCCCUUGGAAUCUCAUGUACCAGAUGGAGGAAAGGCGUUUGACUGAUACCUUGCAAAGUCACUGUAAUCUGGACUAGAUAAUUUAGGGGGGGAAAUGACAUGGUAAACCGGCAUCUGCACAACAGAUGCCUUCUUCUGCCCCAGCUGCAACAAAAUAUGCCUCUCCCAUAUGUCUACAGCCACAGCAGGCACUGUAACUCUCCUACAGUUUGACUUAACCCCUGAAGGCGCACUCUUCCAUCAUCUCCUGAGACAGACAAAUACCAACCAAUUUAGUAUAAGGCGGCUGCUUAUAAUCAUUGCACAUGCAAAAGAGGAAGAAAUUCUCUGCUAUGGAUCUUUAGAACUUAUUGUGACCUCUGCAUAGGUGCUGUUGGCCUGUCUUUCAGAGAUUCCUUAUCCAUUGCACAAAGCAAACAAAUCACUACUAAUAUUAGUUCACGGGGAGUGACAUGGACGCUUUGACAUCACCUGAGUUCUUGUCAGUCCAUUCCACACUCCACCGAAAGAAUCGUAACCUAUUUCUAAAUGUGAUUCAUCCAUGAUACUGACAUGGAAGCUUGUAUGACAAUUCAUCCCCAGCCAGUGUUUGCAAGCAUGAGAUUAAACAAAAAAAAGUGCUGAGCUUAUCAAUUUAUUUCCAAGGUGAUAUUGUAGUAAGAUACAGAUAGAACAGUAAUAAAUUGACUGUUUUGGAAUUCAGGAGGUAUCCAUCAUGUCAGAACAGAAUUUCAAUGGAAAAUUAAAUGGGCUUUCAUACUAUUAUUAUUACACUAGUUGUUUCAUACCGCAGAAAUGGUUUUCUUUAUUAGCUUUCAGUUUUUAUACGAUCUAGCCAGGCAUGUGGAAAUAAGAUACAUACUUGUGAAAGGUGAAUAAUUCAUUGUGAAGAACAAUGAAUGUAGAAGCUAGUUGUUGCCUAUCUCUGCAAUUGCAUUUUUUAUAUAUAUAAAAAAACUGGAUUGGUUUUUUAGAAUUGGGUUUUUAAAAAGUGGCUUGCAUUUCUCAAUUAAAUGUUUUCUCUGAAGGAACUCCUCUCUCCCUCCUUCUCUCUCCCUCUCUUUAUCUACUUCCUCCACUCCACCCCACCCUUGGGAAAGGAACACAGACAAACAAAAUGACUCUACAAUUAUGUCUUGACAGGAAGAAACUGCAACAUAAACCAUGUGCCAUUUUUCUCAAAUAAAAGUAUGAUUAUUACACUGGUUGUCAUUGCCUGCAAACCACAUAAACUGUUCCUGCAUCCAUUCCCAAUUACGUUGUUGAUAGUUCUGGUCCAGUAACGGAAAAGCCCAGAGCUGUAAAAGCAAAGGGGGGGGGGAACACAAUAUAAUUUUAUCUGAUGAGGACAACAACACAUCCGCUAAUAAAAUGCUUGUCAUGGCCAGCCACUGUCUAGGCAAAGAAGCUGGGAACUUGAGGAUGCCCUUGGUGGGUCUGGCAACUUGCAAUUAUCUUGCAACUAGCACUUCUUCGUUGUGAUUGAUGGACAAAAGAAUUUGAAAGAAUCUUUCUCGCUGGAAAAUAUACUGUAACACUCAGAUUAGGAACCGAGAACAGUACUUUUCAGGGAACAAGGAAGGAAAAGGUAUUUGAUUUGUUUAUGCUGCCUUGGGUGUCCUUGCUCUGUAGCUUCUGUGUGUCACAUGUGGGAGCGUAAACAACUUAAUUCUAAGGUUCAUGCGUUGACCUUUUCCUUGCUUUGAUCUAAGUAGUGUCUGAAAUACAGAUGAGAAACCUGAAAUACUGGCAGUACCCUUUCGCAGAGGAAGAGAUUUAAAUGUGAAAGUGCACAAUGACGAAGGCGCCAGUCGCAGUAGGCUUUGAACAGCGUGUAGGAGAAAUGUACAGAAGAAGAAUGAUUAUCUUGUGGGUUAUGAAUAAGGCCUACAACUAAGUAUAGUUUUGGCCUUUGGAUUGUCCUGCUUUCCUGAAGGUAGAAAGUAAGUUUUACCAUAUCACAGCAGAGCAUGGAGCUUUUUGAUCUGCUCUUCUGGGUCAAGAGAUUAAUUCAUGAGAACCCACUCUACAUUCACAUAAUAACUAGAAAUCUUUUGCUGCAGCUAUAUAUCAAAUAAUGAGGUGAUAAAGGGAAAGGAAAUGUAGGUGACACUGUAUUUAAAAAUAUGUGUCAAAUAACAUCUUUAAAAUGUGUUAAUCUAAAAUAUAUGUUGCCUGUUUAAAUCUGACCAAUAGAUACUAGUCAAAAUGGUUAUACAUUUGCUUUAGUGAUGACAUUCUGAGAUUUUAAGUCCAAAGACAAAUUGAUCCAUCUACAAGAAUUUACACUGCUGUGUCUAGGAAAUGAUCUGUUCUGAAUGAGUCUUAGCAAGCAAGCCAAUAGCCAACCAAAGACCAGCUGAAGGGUUGUUAGAAGCAGCGCAAGAGUUGCUUCACAGAUGCAGAAGGAAUCCAUGCAUGGCUGGCCUACAGAGGCAUUUUAUUCUGUUUCUGAUGUUUUGCAUAACUGCACAAAAAAUGGAGGGCUUGUGAGCAACGUGCAAUAAAUACAUUUCCUAUAUUUACUGACAGAAUUUCAGUUCAGACAAAUAUCUGUAUUUUUCCUAUUAAAUCUGGAAAAAAAUAUGUCCUAUGAAACAAUUAAAUUGUGCUUUCUUUGUAGCCUUUUAUGUGCCUUUCUUUGCUGCGUUCUCUGGGGCUCUCCGAGUCAUUUUUAUUGGUAACUGCAGAGCAGGAACAGCUGUGUGCAAUAUGUAGCAGUGUAAAUGGGAUUUCUAUGGGGAUCAUAUAGAAAAGUCUCCCUGAAACAGUUUUCUAGAGAAUUAAUCAAGUAACAUAACCAUCCUUCUUAUGCACAGGCAGGCAAAUGAUUAAGAGAAUUUACUGUAUUUCUAGAUGUGUGAAAAUUUCACAUGUAGAUAUUGUGAUAGAGACUCUCCUCCUGCAAGAGAGGGGAGUGGUUGUGGUCAGGAGCCGGACUCGUAAAAUGAACAUGCCAGGCAAGGAAAAAGUUUUUGAAGAAAAGGAAAAUAGCUGUCCUUUACAGUGAGCCAAAAUGAAGUGGAAAUAUAAACCGUGGGUCAACCUGGACUUUUCAGUAAGGUACUAUAAGCCGUAACCUUUUUUGUUGUUGUUGUUGUUUAAAAGCGGUUUUCUUUAGGGAGCCUGUACUGGCAAGUGAAGCCAAUGACAAGAACCAGGCAAAGGCACACCUUCAAAGGUUCUAAACAUAUAAACGUGCAGUGCUGAGGAAUGGUUCCCUGAUCAGAAACCCUGAAUUGUCCACCCCAAGCCCUGCCUUAUUUCUUUCCCCAAACAUCAAGUGAAGGGGGGGGUGGCUUAGAGAAACCAAGAGGGGUGAGGUUUAAGCGCACAGUCUAUUCCAAGCCCCGGCAGCCUUUAAAAUUUUACAGGGGGCUCCCGAUUUAAGUGGUACCAAUGGAAGGGAUGGCAGGGUAAAGCGUGUUCUCCUUCAUGGAGAGCACGUGUUGUGGUGGGGUCUGCUGAGCCACCCCUCUGUUACCAGGCAGGGUCUCUAAAGAUGGCCUGGGGCAGUGAUUGGUUCACUGGGUUGCUGGGGUAAAAGUUAUGUUGCAAUUUUGGUGGGACGGGAAAGUGUUUAAAUACUCUGCACGCAGCCUGGAGCUUUCUCUUUGCUGCAUGCAACAGAUCAUCCGCCCACCCGCCCUUGAGUAAGGGGUUGUUGCAUUGACCUUGCUAUGCCUGUCAUGGGGUCGUCUGCCGUUGGGGCAGGGGCCUGGUAGGAAUUUUGUCCAUCUGGCUGAUUGGCUGGGCCAUUUGGUUUUUGCCUACUGCGUAGCAAAUCGUCACAACUUGUAAGGUUGCGGUUAGGCAUUGGUUAUAAAUUGGUGGAGGAGGAGUUAGGAUAGGCUGGGCCUGCCCCUCCAUGGUUGCUGCGGAAAGGGAAUUCCGUUAAAGGAAUCCUGGGGCUUGCCAUCUUUUCGUUCAAUCCCUGGAAUGGGACUAGGGCCAGCAAGCCUUCGGGGAGCAUGCGGAUGAGAAUUGAGGGUCUGUGACUCAGCUCCAUUUCUCUCCGACUUGCUUUCCCCCGCACUGUCUUUCGGUGGUGCCCGGAAGUCAGUUCUGUCCCCAGGCGGGGGACAGAUAGUCUUAACCAAUGCCUAAACAACCACUCACGGUUUUGUAUUUAAAUAAAGUUGUGGCCAAAAUUAUGCCAAAAACCUUAAACAAAAAUUAAGUGUGCGUUGUGAGUUAUUUGGGGGGUGGCUUGGGGACCUCGACACGCAAAUUAAACCCACGCUAGAAGAGUAAUAAAUCAAUAAACGGCAGGCACAAACACACGCUGCAAGCACACACACACGCGACUUAAAAUUAGAGAGGAACAGGAAAAGGAACCCUGAGGAUCAUCUAGUCCAACCCCAGCAAUGCAGAAAUAUUCAGCUGUCCCAUACAGGGAUCGAACUUGCAACCUUGGCAUUAUCAGCACCAUGCUCUAACCAACUGAGCUAUCCAGGCUCUCAAGGGCAAUGGAGGGGGAAAACGCACAAGCACCCUGGCCAACAAAUUAAAAUGUAAGGCAAACCCACUCAGUCACCCAGAUCAGCCACGCAAUCGGACAGGCAAGGGCAAUAGAGGGGGAAACGUACAAGCACCCUGGCCAAAAAUUAAAAUAAAACGCACAGCCACCAAGGCAGAGGCAGGGGAAGGAAAGCGAGGAGAUGAAGGAGAAAGAAAGAUGGAGCCACACUCACACUCAGACCUCGCUGGGGGCACGUGCUGGGCAAGGGAACAAGCUGCAGCUUAAUAAAGGUAAUUCGCACUUAGACUGCACAAACAAAUCAAGCACCAGGAGUGGGGGGAAAUAGAAGGUUAAAUGUAGGUUUUUACACGGAAAAGAGGACACAGCAAGGCAAACCUGGAUGCCUGGGUUUUUAAAGGCAGUAAAGCAAUGAGUGCACGCAAGCCUCCUAAAGUUAAAAGGCAAGCCAGAAACCAGGCAGCCUCCACACACACAAACCCCCCGACUCCAAACCUCGUGGCUCUUCCCUGUGAUGACUCUGAUGACUCCUAGCUAAUGACUCGCGACGGUACGACGAAAAGUGAGGCCGGAAGGCUGGUGCCACAGCAAUUUAGGCUGCUAAACACGCCCCCUCGCAGGCACCUGGUUGGGUGCCUGCCCGUGGGUGUGGGCGCCAGCCAGGUUAGUGGUAGGCAGGGGGCUAACGCUCCCUGAUUGAGGCGGAGUCCGGGUCCUCGAACCACAAUACCAGGUUCUAAUAUCACAUUGGGAGCCUACAUGAGUAGAGGGGGCUUCUCACUUCAUACCUUCACCCUUAGACUUUGGAGGCCUCAAAAAUGUGUACGGUUUACAUGCUGCAGGGGGGCAGGGAUUGGCAAUGUGCCCGUGAUUCUCAUACAGUUAGAGGGUUCUGUGUGUGGAGGGGAUGCAGGCCCUUUCCUGCUGGCCCCACCUCCAAUUACACAUACGGUGUCACAUGUGAUAUGCACAUGUUGACUAAAGACCUCUAUCUGCAGAGAGAGAGGCUUCCUUACUUAUAAUAAGCUGAAUGCACAUAAGCCCUCCAUAUAAGGCUCCCCAAUAAUGGAAGGGUCUCAGCUGGAUGUCUAAACCCAAUUUGCUAAACACAAGCCCCCUUAAGUUCUCCCCCACCCCUCAAAAAAAUUAUUACUUAAGAAAAAUGAAUGAAAGAUAAAGAGUAUAAAGAAAUGCCCCCCUUAAGUUAUUAUAUUUUCUAAUUAUAUAUUCAUUGUAUUAAAUACCACUGGAUAAGCUUAUCAGCUAUUUUAAAUGCCAGCCGCAUUAACGUUUGUAUUCGUCCAAUGAUUUGUUUCUUUGUUUCUGUGACUGGUUAGGGCUGAGAACAAUGUUGAUUUCAUGAUUAUUGUGGCUUCCUGAGUUGGGAACAUUUGGUAGGGGAACAUCUCAAAUGUGACAUCCCAUUGUGAGGUCUUGCUCAACAUGUUUUUUUCUGGCGGAGAGCUGUCACUUCUUGUAGCGUACAGAAGUUGCUUCUGCUUUAUACUAAAUCCAUGAAAUUGAUUCUGUAAUCGACACAUACUUCAAAUUACUCUUAGACGUAUGACUGAAAUGAAUGAGGAGUUGUUAGCAAAUGCACUCUGCACUUCUGUGAGACUUAGGCAAACUUUGGAGCUUGAUCCUUGAUUCGUCAACAGUUGGUCACGCGAAGAUGAACUUGUGAACUGACUCCACAGGAAAAGAAUUGGGCUUGCUAUGUGAAACUGUUAUUGUUGAUGUUCGAGAUCUUGACCGGCUCAUUCACACUUGCAAGUCAUUACCUGUGCAUAUCACGCCCCCCUCGGCCACUGCCGAGGCUCACGGGUUCCCGCCAAACUUGCCGAUUCAAAUGUGCCAAUCUGCAGUGGCCUCAGGGGAUGUGGCUUGGUGAGUGUACCUGAGGGAGGCAGGCUUCAUUCAGCGCCACUUGCCAACAAUAAAGCUUCCCUUGCCUUCCUCAUCCAGUCGGCCGGGAGAGCCUCUCCUCCUCAGGGAGGGGAGGAGUUAUGAGCAGGAGCCGUUUCCCGCGUUGGCAGGGGGUGUUCCGCUCCCUGCCCAGCUGCUCUGGCUGCCGCACCACGCCCCCAGGUGGCCAGCGAAUCAGCUAGAGGCUUGGGGUGGGGUUUAGCCACUCAAACACGGCCCGGCAGCAUGUCUCAGCCAUUGUGCUGCUGCUUCUCGUCGGAAAUCGCGAUAUAUGAAUGGACAAGUGAUUCAACAUGCUGACAUCUGGUUCAGUGAAUGGUCUUUAUUUUGUGAUGACAGAGUUCACCUUUCAAACCUCGGGAAUGAUAUUUGGCUGGCCAACAUCAUCAGAAGCCUUAGGGAUUGGUUGCAGCUGUGAGGGUAUUGGCAGCGAGCCUCUUUUGGCUCGGGUGGCGGUUAGGCAUUGGAAUAUGGUUGUGUGUUGGAGGGCAGGGUGUGGCUAUCACCUACCCCUCCAUUUUAUGGGUAUUCUGGUAAAGGAAUCUGGUGGUCAUGGAUCCUGUCCGACGCCCUUGCUGGUGGCUAGGGCCAUGGCACGACCCCCGGUGGCAUCAGGGUGAGCUUUCAGUUGUAUUUGCAUCAACAGGCUCCUCCCACUGGUGGUUAACCCUUGAUAGACUCACCCCUCCCUGAGGGGGUGGAGUCACGCUCUGUUGUUUUAUCCAAUGCCUAAGCCAAUACCUCUCACAUGCUGUAAUCAAUAAAGUUGUGGCCUUUUUUAGCCCAUUAACCUAAUAUACUGUGUCCAUGUGUCUUUCUUAUCCUCAAGUGGGUGGCGGGUCCUUGAAUCACAACAUCACCCACCCUUUCCCAACCCUUCAUUUAAGUUGUAUGCUGCUUUAACCAUGCCCAAUUCCUAUGCCAAGGCUUCCUACAUCUGAAAUCAAUAAAGUUUUGGCCAUUUUAAACCCCAGUCAGUUGUCUUGUCCAGUUAUUUCACUCCCUUUAGCAGUUGGGCGUGCUGGGUGGGGGACUCUGUGGCUGCGCCCGCAAUUUCAGUUUUCAGACCCCAACCAGUAACCCAUUCCCCAAAACCCCAUUUCCAAAUUGUAACACCAGGCUUCACAACAGAAAUAGCAUGAUUGGGAUGAGUAUUUCUCAAGAGGGAAACAAUUUGGUUAGCCACAAAGACCAGUUCAGCCUUACUUAGGAAGUAUCAGAAGAAAAUCUUUCAUUUGUAAUCUUUCAUUUGUACAACAUAAAAAGAGGAAAACACAUUAAAGCGCAACUCAGCUGCAAGCAAAGUAUUCAGUCGGCCAGAUAUCAAGGAAAACUCAAAAAUAAAGAAGAUGAGGAGCUAGAUUAAUCAAGUUAGAUAAUGAGAAAUUAUGGGCAUGAAUCCAUGAGACAGGAGGGAACUGGGCAAAUUAUGUAUCAGCAUGUAUCUUCUUUCCAAUCAAAAUUGGAAAUGUCUUUAUAGGAGCAGCUGGCAGAGAGCAUAGGUGCUGCUUCCUUGGACGGUGUGGGGAGAGGCAGUGGCAAGGUCAGUGCUGUGCAAGCGCAUGGGCUGACGCAAUAUAAAUGUGUGUCCACCAGGGCACCUAUGCAGCCUCCACCUCAUAGUCUCCAUUCCCAGUUCCCACACCAGAAGUAAAUCAGCAGUAAUGUUGCCAUCAAAAAGGGAGCUGUGGUUGAUUUUAACUUUGGUUUGUUAAAACAAGUUCCUAAAUCAUGCUUUGAAAUUGGAUUGCUCGAGUAAAGCAUAGUUCAGACUAACCACAGUGAUUUUGUGUGUGGUUAAGCUCAUAACAGUCUGAUUUUUCCUCUCCAGGUAUUUGAUGUGUUAAAGGAUCCUUUUCCAAUAUAAAAGGAUUCUGUGGGCAAUAAGGAAUUUAUUCCCAAGUGAAUUUUCAAUACAAUGUUCCCAUGCUUCACGAUUUGAGUAAACAUGUCCAUGUUCAUGUCCUGAUACAAAUGAUUACUCUGGUCUUCUACUUUUUUAAAGAGUUAACCUCAUGCUUAUCCAUAUAGAUUUAAAACUUUUAUCCAAGGCACCACCUGAAAGAAAGGUGAGAAUUAAUCCGGGCAUUGCGGCCGUGAACUUGUUUUGUCUUCUGUAUAACUGGAGACUCAGCAUAGCAGCACAAGGGGUAAUAUAUGUCAGACUGCCCACUGUGCUGAGACCUCUACACAAGCUGAGCACAGCAGGGUGAAUGUCGCUGGGAUUUGUUUUACAGGAAGCCUUCAUUUCCUUGCUUUGGAGGGGUUAAGUGAGCCACUUCAACCACUGCUUCCCUUUGGGGGCUACAGUACGUAAAGGCAGCUCCAGUUUUCCCCAGAGGCUAUGCCAGCAGAGAGCCGCUGUCAGAGGAGAACAGCAGGAUGCAAUGAAUCAAUGUAUUCCCCAGCUGCCUUGGCUCUGCUUACUUCCGAGGCAGGGCUGUCCAGUUUCAUGCUGUGAUGGCCCCUCAGUGGCCUCCAGCCUGAAGCUGUCAAAUUCGCCCCCGACAGGUUUUGGCCACAGGGGACCUGGUGUCCAGGUUUAUUCUGGACGGAAUCAGGCUGAAUUUCAUCCUUUUGCCUGAACCGUCUCUCUUGUGGUAGUGGAGGAAAACUGACUAUAGAAACUUUGGACAGAGUCUAUCAAGAACUACUCCAGUAGAAGCUCCAUUUAAGUGAAUGUGGGCAUUCAGUAAAAUGAGUGUAAUGUUUAUUACCUGUUAGCUGAUAACUUGGCUGUAUGGGGUGACAAAUGAAAGAUUGGGCCGUCUCAACAGCAGCCUAACAGAAGAUACAGGCUGUGUUGUGGGUGACUGAAAGCCAGCAGUCCAUCCUCAUCCCCAUACCUCCUCAACAGCAGUUAUGGACCAUGUAUCCCUAUCCUUCCCAGGAUGGCAGUGGCAACAACAGGCCAAUGCCGUGAUGGCAUGAGAGUAGGAAUUGCAAAAGAGGUGGGUCUGGAGACUGAGCAAGUAGCAUUGGUGAGAAAGAAGACUCAAGUCAUCUCUUGUAGAGCUGAGAGUAACCAAGGCUAUGUCCUUGAUUACAUUGCUGACCACUCAGAAUAACAGCCGAGACAGACUGUUUUAAUUAAAAAUGACUUGCAUGAAAAUAUUUCCUCUUAUCUCAGCUGGGUUAGAUCAUGUUUUACUACACAUCUUAAAACUUACUAUGUAAGUAAGUACAUACAAAGUACCUGCUCUAUGUAGAAUACUAACCAUGAGCGCAUUACUUUUCAAUUAUGAUUAAGGGUAAAGGCCAACAAUUUGUUUUAAACAAUUUGGGCUAGAAUACAAGAAAUAGGUUUACAACACUACGCAAAUUAAUCUAUUUUUAGAUUCAUGUAGCUAGGAUUUCUUAGCAUAUUUGUGUAGCUGUAAGUCCCACUAUGUUAACUUGGACUCAUUUUUAGUAAGUAGCCCAGAAUCACAGUGUGUACUAUUAACAACAUAAACAACAACAAUGCUGCCUUUAUCAGACGCAAGAUUUGCCACACCCAUGUGGGGAGCUCACGGGAUGGCACUCACAUGUGGGGAAAAGCCAGUGGAGUCUGGGAGGGCAGCACUGCUUACCUGGCUUCCCAACCCCAAUGAAAUCAAUGGGACUUACUUCUGAGUGGAUAUUUAUAGAAUUGCACUGUAAAUGUUAUUCUAUUUCAAAAAUGUUGGGGGCGGGGUUUGAGUUGAGGAUUGCUCUGCAACAUUUGGAACUGCAAAACCUAAUGCAUAACUAUGGUUUGUAGCCAAUGCUACAUGAGUAGAUUUCUGCUUGCAUAACAUGACUUCCCCUUAUCCUCUUUAUGCAUGCCCCCAAACUCUGCUCUGGAAGGUUUCCCAAAUCUAUGAAGCAGGUGUUGAAUAUAUGUAAGGGGCUGCAGGAGAGAGGAGAGGAAGGCAGUUCCACUAAGCAAUGCUAUAUAGUUGCAAUCAGCACGUUAGUCCAGAGUGCACAGAUAACUUUGGGCCAUAUUGGAAUUCACAAAUAUUGAAUUUUUCAAACAUCUCUAGGGUAUGCAUAACUCAUCUUAUGAUCAUUUAACCCUUUGGAUCAAACCGUCAGAUUACUGCACUGUUUAAACACUUGCCCUUGACAUUUUGGCUUUUGUUUAACCACUCAUGGCCACUCAAUCAAUUUCAUUGGCUUCCACACACAUUUAGAAGAAUAAUUCUUAUAAAUCUAUACAUAUGUCGCCCUUAAGGGCAACCUGUGCACUGUCAACCCUCAGUCAUAUUCUCUGAAGAGCAUCUAACCAUGAUGAAACCAAUGGACUUGACUGCCUUGGCACAGAUUUAGGCUUUUAGUCUACUUAAUAUACAGGUUCAGUGAAUGAAAAAUAGAUAUUCAGCGGUAUGCCAUAUGAUGGCAAACACAUUAUUUAAUAGGGAGUUCUUCAAAUGAUGAAAAAGCUCUAUCCAUGAUAGGUAGCAAGUGCCCAAGCCAUCCCUCGAUAACUUCUGACAUCAUGUAGAAAACUGUAUUUGUAUUAAUCCAUAUGGAUGAUUCAUGAUUUCCUGGCAUUGACACAUUUAAUGGGAACAAGGAGGAUGCAAACAAUACACCAUUGCCAUCAAAUAAAAAUAUGAUGUUAAUAAUUUGCUGUACACUGUUAAAAUUGUAUCUGAAUUCCAUUAGUCCCAUUGAUGCCUUAAGCCCAAUGGCAUUUGACUGUAAUGACUUUACCAUCCCUUUGAAUGGAGGGAGCCAAUCAAUGUGUUCAUGCCUUUUCAUGUGUCUCAGGCAGAGCAUCUGAGCAGCGCAGAACUCCUGAAAGAACAAAAAUGUAGAACUGAUUUGAAAAUAGCUUUUUUCACUAGCAAGUCAAUAUUUACUGAUCAUUGCUUGUCCAGGGAAGUUUUCUUUUUUCCCUAUUUAAAAUAAUAGUAAUAACAACAGCAUUUCAGUUAUAUCUGGACCUUUCACAAAUUUCCAGUGCAUUCCCCAAACAUUGUUUUGCAAUGCUUGAGAGGUAUCUUUGCCGGUGGUUAUUUGGUUGUGCAUAAUUAACCCAGGUAGUAAUGCAACCACAGAAUGAAUGCCUAAUUGCUUUCAAGAAUAUCUGCUCUGGCCAAGAUGAGAAAAACAAACUUGUUUACAAAGGUUCCAAAAUUCCCGAUCUAUAAACCCUGCAGUUUGCUGCUUCCCUCAAACCAUGCAGCAUUCAAUAGCAUUGUAAAUUAUGAUAAAAAAAAUUGAAGAAUAAAUUUAAGCCCUUGGGUCCCAGAAUUGAUUUGUGUUAUGCAUUUCAAGACUUUGAUUUAUUAAGAAGCAUGUUGUUGAUUAAUAUGUUUUGAAUAUAUUGUAAGAAGUGAAGAGGACUAUUUUAGGAUAGAUAUUCACUGUCCUUAUAUAAUUUUUUCAUGCUUUUAAAAAAAUUAAAUUUGGCUUAGAAAGGUCAGAUUUGCUUAUGCCAAUAACAACAAUGGUUAUAAAUGUAAUGUUAAAAAAAAUAUGCUCACACAUCCCAUUCACGGAAUGACUUCUGCUUGCACAAUGGAACAAUUCCUCUCUGUCCUCUCAUGCACCCCAAUUUUUCUCUAGAUUGGAGGAAAAGCCAGAGUAUAUUUAGAGGAGAAAGUAGAGGAAGAGGCAGUUCCAUUGCACAAGCAGAAGUCCUUGUUCAAAUGGGAUUACAUCAGUGGCCACAACCCACUCCUCCUGACUUUAGUACAACCAUUCACACAUGGCUGGUGGAUGCUAAACCUAGGGGCGGUGCCUAGGAAGUCACAUGAGUGGUACCCAGGAGGUCACAUGGGCAGUGCAUGAGAGUUUCCCAUUCUCCUCCUUCGAAAAAGAAACAAUGCACACUUAAACAGUAAAGUUGUAUAAGUACUUAGUACCUAAAGUGCUUUGCCUUACUUAAGAAGGCGUCCCUGCUUUCACAGCUAUUUCUAGGCCAGGAAAACUUGCUUGUGGCCUCUACAUCUUCUGUUUCUCACCCUAUCCUUCUUCUUGUUUGUAAAGAAACAAGAGACACUUAAAAAGCACAAGAGUACAAUUGUUUGCCAUCGAACUACACUGAAAAGUGUCAUACCUUGAUUCCAUAGAUUCCUUAUGUACACAUGCCAUAUGUGACAAUAAGCUUUUCUUUUGCAUAGUGUACAUCUGGAAGAAAAAUAAAUGAUUUCAUUAAAGAAUAAUUUUUAGGGUUAGGAUUAGCAUUUUGUCCCAGUCUUCAGCCUUAAAUAAUUCCCAGAGUUGCUUACAAUAACCAGUAAUAUCCAAAUAAGAGUAGGCAAAGCCUCAUCUAUUGUCCUCCCUGUGGCAUGGCCCUCCAGACGAGAGGGGAAAGGUCUACCAUCUCCUUCUGAACAGCACUAGCUACUAGUUCUUUCUAUGUCAAUUCAAUCAAUGCUUUAGACAUGCAAAUGUGACAGUCGUUUUUUGGCAAGCAAUUUGUCCUAAUGUAAUGCAAUUGUGUAUGAUAAUUUCACUAAUUUAUGCCCUUGUUAUUAUUAUAAUGCACACUUUUACCAAUUUACUCAUUUUUGUAUGCAUUCUUGGUUAGACAGCUGCCUCAUAAAAUUUGGAUAAGUGUGGAUUUCAAGGAUACCUACAUUUAGGGUUAUAUAUUAUUUCAGGAAGUGCAAAUAGCAGAGGUAUAUAUCAAAAUGUAAACCAAACUAAAAAUUUCCACACAUACCAUUUUUAUAGACCUACUUAUUUCCUGUGACAAUAAAUGGGUAUUUGGAGACUGGGGGGAAGGUGGGUGAAUUCUAAUAUUUUGAGGAGGGGGCAGAUAGCUUACGAUGAUGGACAAAGCAGCAGAGGACUACAUUUUGCUCAACCUAAAAUUGCUGCCAUUUCAAGGGGUGGUAGAGUUGAAAUAAAUGGCAGCUUGACAAUGUUUGUUAUUAACACCAGAAUAGUUUAGUAGAAAUGAUACUGCAUUAUAGUAUAUAGAAAAUGGGCAUAAUAAUACUAAUCCACCUUACAGGUUUAAUAUAUAUGAAGCACUUUGAGCACUAUACAAAUGCAAAGUAUUAUUGCUGCCUACAUCCUUUGGUUUAGAAUGUGAGUGUAAAUUAAACUAAAAGGAAGAGAUCAUGAUAAAGCAUAGUUUUAAGGGGGGGAACUGCUUUAACUUUUUCCAGGCACUUGAUUACAGAAAUCCUUUUCUACCCUAUUUAUACAGGGCCUGAGGCUGAUGCUGAAAUAAAUCAAGAGUAAUAUUGCUGGCGCAACUUCAUUGGCUUCCUAGUAUUAAAUAAGAAGGCGCCUCUUAAAGCAUGUCCAUUUAAGUCCAUCAUUCCUGCAGAUGGUCAUUGAGUGCAACUUAAUUCCACAGGAAUUUAGUCAGUCAGGCCCAGUGACUAAACACAAGCCAGCCUUGUAAGGAAACAAUAAAAGGAGCUUGUUUCCUUUUAGAAGAUGGAGGGAAAUGGCAGCACUGGUCUAAAACGAAUUUGUGAACAGGAGUGUGACCACUGUAUAUGAGUCUCCAGUAAAAUCUUUACAAGCAUCUAGUUGAGGGAGUAAUGCCAACACCAUAAUAAAGUUAAUUAGCCAAAACUGUAAAAGUUUUUAAUAGUGAACACCAUAGGAGACAAUUUAUACCACUUGGGAGUUUUCCUUGCACCCCUUGAGGGUUGUAAUAAAAGCAUGUUUUCUACACUGUGCCACUUAUAUCUGAAGUUGAAGGUGGGGGGGGGGGAAGCAUGUUGCAACUUUUAUACUUGAAUCUUAGCAGAGGAGAGGGUUUGGAGGAGGUGGAUACAAUAAUAAGCAGAGGGUUGAAAGAAGCCAUGUAUUCUUGAAAUGAAAUAAAGGCUCACAUUUGCAGUGUUCUUGCUCAUUCACUUAAGAAUUGAAGCCCAUCGUUUUCUUAAACAAAAUGUCAAUUGUCCUUCACAUAAAGAACGAUUAAGAUUCUAUCUUCUACUGUUUGAUAAACCUCUCACAUUCAGUGAGUGACUGAAUGCUUCUCCCUUCAGUCAGCACAGUGCCAGGAAUGGUUCCUUGCUUGAAUAGGCUGACAGAAACUGUCUGUAACAUGACAGUAAAUGGGGAAAACCCGGCACGCAUGUUCUGUAGGCACUUCAAUGCUUCUGUAUAUGCAAGCAGCCUUGAAUAAGCAAGCUGGUAUGAAUGUUGUUGAUUAAUUGUCCCUUGGGCAGCACUUUAAGUUUCUGGACUAAUAUUCAAAGGUGUGCUUCCCCCCUGCCAAAAAAAACCUUAUGGUACCCCAAAACUCCUACCAUGUCCUUUGAUUGCAAUCUGAGGUACACAAAUGAAGGCAAACAAGGCCAAUGAGAAUAUCAGCAGAUUGCUGAAAUAUACAAACUAUUUAGUGAGGGGACUAAGGGGGUGUAACUCAUCUGGAGCAGCCCUUUGGGAAACGGGUACACUAAAUAGCUAAACAUGCACCAAUAAGGUCCAGCCACCAAUUGCUAGAAACAUAUGUAUGUUCCUACAAAAAAGCUAUAUACUUUCAUUCAUUGUCCUCUUGCUAUCUCACCAUGUUGUUGUUUAGUCGUCUUAGUCGUGUUCGACUCUCCGUGACCCCAUGAACCAGAGCAUGCCUUGGAAACUGUCACUUUCUUCUCAAAGCUUCUCCUUUUUUUAUGUCCAUGGAGUUUUCUCAGUAAAAUACUGGAGUGGUUUGCCAGUUCCUUCUCCAGGUGGAUCACAUUUAGUCUAAACUCUUGGCUAUGACCUGUCCGUCUUGGGUGGCUCUGCACAGCAUAACUCAAAACUUCUUGGAGUUAUUCAAGCCCCUUCGCCACAACAAGGCAGUGAUCCAUGAAGGGGUAGCUCACCAUACUCAACUAGCAAAUACCUCCUUUCUGUACCUUGCAUAGUUCUGCUCUCUGAACACGUUCAUCAUCUCUAUUUGUUUCCAGAUUUUGAAUUUAUAAUUUUCCUGAUAAUUCAAUUAUUCCAUCAAAAGAAAUGUGAACUACAGUAUUUUCUUAAAACCUGUUAUAAAAACCAAUGAAUCAUUUACAAAAACACACACACAAAAACCACAAUGAGUAAUGGCAAGCAAAUGAAGGUUGCAGUCCCAUACGCAUGUCAGUGAGACUAAGUUCCACUGAACACAACAGGGCUUACUUCUUUGGAGACGUGUAGGAUUGCAAUGCAAAGAUCUGAAUAUGGAAAAGGGAGGAAAAUUAUAUAUAUCGACAUAGUGUGGGUUCAAAUUAUCUACCUUAGUAUUUAGAGACCUGCAAAUGUGAAAGUUUCAAUUCUAUUUUAUUUUUAAAAGAAGGUGGGGGACUCUUGUUCCUUGGACGUUUUUAAGCAGAGGCUGGAUGGCCAUGUAUGAGCUAGUUGUGAUUCCUGCAUUGCGUUGGGUUGCAGGAGGUUGGACUAGAUGACCCUCGGGAUCCCUUCCAGAUAUACAAUUCUAUGAUUCUUUCUUAAAAAGCUGGCCACUGUGUGGGUUCUCCAUUCUCACUGAUGGCUAUAGAGCAGCUGUAAUAAAAAAUUACAAGUAAUGAGUAUUUGCCAUAAACCCACAAGCAAAUCAAUGUUUAUUGAAGGAUUCUAGUCUGGAUAAAUAUUGAAUCUGUUGUUUAGAAAUGGAUUCAUCCUUUCUUCAAGCAUUUCCAUUAGUAGAAGACAGAGUCCUUUCCACGAUAUAAUUUCCUGGAAUUCUGCAGAAGAGAAAAGAGAUUUGAAUAGAGAGCUUGGGAAUGAUUUGCUUUUGUUUCUUUGCAGAUGACAAUGAAUGUACAAAUGUCACACAACUUUGUGGAGAAAAUGCCAACUGCACAAAUACAGUAGGAAGUUACUACUGCAUGUGCGUACCUGGAUUCCGGUCGAGUAAUCGUAAUACCACCUUUGUGACCAAUGAUGGGACUUCUUGUGUAGGUAAGAUACCAGGAGAUAUGCUUCUCUUGCUGCGUGUUUUCUCUGGUUCGAUAUACACCACCAAAAAUUGUAUGGAACUGUAGAGCUUGAGUCUCUUGUUGCCAGUCAUGAAACUUCUACUUAAACAUUUCACUCUAUUUUCAUUCAGCUUCUGAAUCAUAAACUUGUAAAUCCUGAUAUCCUCCCAUAAACAUGAUUCAGCUAGCCUCAGCAAAACCUUUCUCAGUCAUCCCACAAAGAGCACAGGACAUUUCAAGCAUAAUAGUUCCACAAAUAGUUUUUUCUGCCUUAUCCUUUUUUGUCUACCAUCCACUUGACUGGAUAAGUAAUAAGAAGGAUUUCAACCUCACAUUUCCUACCAUGAAUUGGGGAAAGGGGAGGCCGACCCCAUGGCUGAUGUUCUGAGGAAGUUAAAUGGAGGUUUCAUAGUCACCCAUCAUUGACAUACCCUGUCCUGCUGGAAUUGGAGCUCUAGCAAAGAGAAGGAAAAAGUGGGGUUCGGGUAUCUGAUAAGGUUGCAGCGUAAUAUCACUUACAUUGCCCCAUACCCGGGAUUCACACAAAGCAGUGGGUGUAGCAGCAGGGCCCAUUCCGGAGAGAUGAGCCUUUGGAAAUGGUCCUCCCAGUCCAAGCUUCUCAGAAGAACUGUGUUCACCAAGUUAACUUCAUACGUCUUCAUAUUCACCUACUGUGUCUUCUCACUAGCUGAAGGAUCCAGGAGCCCAGGAGAAGUGCAUUGAAACAAGAAUAUGGGGAGCUGCCUUAUACCAAGUCAAACAAUUGGUCCAUGCAUAUCAGGAUUGUCUACACUGACUGGGUGUGGCUCUCCAGGGUUUGGGGUGAGGUUCUCUCCCAGCCUUACCUUGGGAGGCUGAGGACUGAACCUGGAACCUACAGUAGUGUAUGCAAGGCAGGUGCUUAACACUGAGCUAUGGCUAUGGUGUUUCAAAGGACUCUCCAUUCAUUGCUGUAUCAGGAACAGCUCUGUGCUCUUAUUCAUUAUAGACAUGGAUAUCUGCUACCUUAAAUUAUACUAAAUGGAAAAGCUUGCCAUGAACCCCAUUUGUCUAUUCAAUAUCCUAUCAAGCUCAAACCAUAGUUAGCAAGUAAACUAAACAUAAUAUACUAUAGUCUACCCCUCUACAAUAUGUUACGUACUCUUUGGAAUUUACAUAUCUACUAGAAAAAAUCUACUAGAAAAAUGUAUUCUUUAACCUUUUUAUAGACCCAAUGGAUUCCUCUUUUCUGGAAGAACUAUCUAUAUUGUGUUGUUGUUUUCUUCUGGCAUUUUUUCUCAUGAUGCUGGGCUGCCCCCUCUGGGACUAGGGAAAACAUCAAUAAAUCCACAUUCUCUUGGCAAGUAUAUUAUGCCUGUGUUGAUUGCAGCUUGUUUGAGAUACAUCUCUCACACUUUCUCGUACUGGUUAAUUAAUUCUUCUCAUUGUACACCCAAUAUAAGCUAAAUGCCUGCAUUUUAGUCUAUGGAGGUGACUGUUUAACUUUUUUUUUUUUUUAGAUUACUUCAUACUUCUAUGAAACUCUUUUUUAUUAACACUGUUGACCCGAAUGUCAUAAGCAUUUUGUUCUUGAUUUUGAGAAUGUGAGACCCUGUUGUCCAUAAAUGGGAUUCAUGGCUUGAUAGGAGAUCACACAGAGAAAGUGGCUAUUAUUAUUAUUAUUAUUAUUAUUAUUAUUAUUAGUUGUUGUUGUUGUUGUUUUUGCAUUGACAGGCGGAGACCCCCCCCCAACCCCAGGCGACACCUGGGUGGAAUAAUGACUCAUGACAAUGCGCUAUGGGAUUAAAAUUGGCCACAACUUUAUUAAAAGAUUCAGAUGUAGGGAGACCUUGGCUUAGGCAUUGGGCGUUUCUCCCUCCCAGUCCCCGGCCGGGGAUCUGGGGAACAUCAAGGUUAUCCUAAAGUGUGGGGAUUGGGCUGGCUCUGGAAAACGUAUGUUUAAGCAGAGAGUCCGCCCCCCAUUUCGCUGCAACACAGGGGAGAGCGCUGACAACCUAUCGGUGUACGGCCAAUGACUCCCCUCAAAACAACCACUUUAACGGGGAACCCUGGGAUCGCCACCGUAGAGGGGGCAUGGGUCACCGCUUCACGCCCCCCCCCCCCAUUUAGGGAAGAUAGACUAAAGGAUUCCGCCCAAGGCCCGAAACCGCCAAAGUUGUGAAGUUUUGCUACGGGGAAGGCUACAAGGAAAUUCCUUCCCGGUCCUUUAACAGCAACCAAUGAUGUAGCAGCGCUCAUACACCUGUGAAGAAGAGGUUAACCUGCAAAAUAAGGCAUAACUGAGGGAGGGCAGGGUGGGAGAAGCUCUGGAGUCAAUUGAGGACUCCCAGGUAAGUUCCACCCUCUAUUGUGUGGGUAGGGCAGACCAGCUCCCCUGACAAUGCCUCCCCAGCUGGGAUUGGUUAACUGUCUGAGGUUAGGUGGGAACCUCCAGGUAUCCAGCUUGGGGGGGGCGGGUGAAGCCAGGCAGUAUUUCUGGGGGUCACGUAGGAUCAGGAGGGGCUGUGUGCGACCAUGCAAAAAGCACCCCCCAUUUGAUGUGAGGAGUGGUUGCUGUUGUUGUUGUCGCCCAAAAUUCCCAGGGCAGUUCAAAACAUGAAAUACAAAAUGAGAAUACAAAAUACAUAAUAAAACAAACAAAAACAACCCAAGAAUUCCCCUUCCCACAAACACAUUUAACAAAAAUGUAUCUCUAGACUCAACAAAAAAAAUAGCAGUUUUGAGAAGUACGUAAAGGUAAAAGGUAAAGGACCCCUGGACGGUGAAGUCCAGUCAAAGGCGACUAUGGGGUUGUGGCGCCCAUCUCGCUUUUGAGAAGUGGCAGAAUAUCAGUGGCAGACAAAAUGGACACUGGCAGCACAAUCCUGUGUAUGGUUAAUCCAUUGUGUUCAAUGGGGAUUACUCUGUUUAAGAUUGCCGUUUCAGAUCCUACAUUGAUCUUGUAAUCUUUGACCAUCAGCCAUGGCAGCACUUAAUUGGUUAAGCGUGUGGAAAUGUGAGCAUGCUUGCUUAAAACCCAUCUUCUCCACUUCCACCCUGCAAAAGAUGAUCAGAGCUGUCAGUGGUAGCCACCGGGUUGAGAGAGAAGAGAUUAUUGUGCAACCUGGCAACUUUCUAUUUCACCUUAAACAGUACUGGGCUAACUGCAAUAUUCCUGGACUGCCACAGUAGAUUUAUCUCAUCACCGCCCAAAUUAUCAGCUGCUGCUGCUGCUCCUCAUCCUCUUCUUGGCUAUCACUUUCUGGUUGCUUGUCAGACAGGGCAACCAGGUAGUGGUAUCUACUGCCCUUCCUUUUCUCCCCUAUAUAAUAUGGGCUACAGUGAGGAGCAGAUAAACAAGCAGGGGAAUGGGGAAGACAAAGAGUAGAUCCAGGAGGUUCAUGACAGUGUUCCCCCUGCUGGAUGAUGGGCAUUUUGGCAGAUGGCCAGCAUGCUUGGGCAUCCUUGAAGCUCGCCUUCGAUUGCCAAAGACAAUCCAAUGUAUUUUCUCAUCGGCCUCAACUGGCCAGUCCUUGUGUAAGCAGUUCUUGAACUACACCUUGAGUUUAUUAAAAUUACGAAUUAUAUGUUGGGGUGGGGAAGGAACUUAUAAUAAAUGAUUUAUGGUGGUGAUUAACUUCUUCCUUUUGUGCUUAUAAUUUUGAACUACGCUGAAUUAUGUAUAACUAUCUUUGCACAGUGUUUAUCGCAUUUGGGGAGAAAGUGCUGUUAGUAUUAAUUUAUGCAUUAAUUUUUAAUACUCUAUUUAUAAGUGCACUUCUAAACCUGAUCGAUAUGCAGUAUAUUAUUUUGUCACUCAGCUUAAAAGGCAUUGCGGGCUGUUCCAAGUUUGUCUGUCCCUUGGUAGAAAGCCAUUUAUUUGUAUUUAGGAAUCCAGCUCCCUUUUUUUUUUGCAGCUGACAUGAAGAGAAAAACCCUUGUAAUAAUAAACUGAUCUCCGACUGAUCUAUUCAACCAUUAUGAAAAGGGAUGUUUUGCCACGGUUUCCUUGUACUUGACACUUGCAUUUUUUGACAAGUGAAUCUAUGUUGUAGCAGUGUGUUCUGCAUUAUCCUGCUUAUCAAACUAGUCUUGUUUACAGUUUCCUACUAUGCAGAGGUUACUUGGAGCCUAUUCUUUUAUCAUGUCGAGAGAGGAAAAGGUGAUGCUGCCUGUGGGAAAUUUUAACAAUGGUAUUCCAUGCAGCAUGAUAAAUGGAAUGACAUUGAGCUUUAUAUUGUGCCCCCUAUCCUGGGACAGGUAAAGAGUGCUGGCUGGAGAUCAGGAUUUCAAGUGAGGGCAAGGCUGGGAUUGAAGGGCUUUGAAUCCUUCUCACGCCGCCCUGCCAGCCCUGAGCCACUUUGCGAGGCUGGGAUCAUUCAGUGCUCCCUGUGCACCAGCAUACCAUGCUACACCACUGCAAUAAAUAAAACAUACAAAAGUACCCCCCGAACAUCAGCACAGUGCAUUUCUGUCACACAGGGAAACCACAGCUAGUUCUCGCACAAUCGAGAUUAGGGGCCAAGAUUUCCUGUCAGGUCCAGGUAGGUCCAGGGCCAGAUUAAGGUUUGAUGAGGCCCUAAGCUCCUGAAGGUAAUGGGGCCCUUUAUAUGUCCAGCUGUCCUUUGUCAACAACAAAUUGUCCCGGUUUUUUGUGUUGAAUAUAUGCUAUAUGGUAAUUUAUGGACUUAAUAGGUAUCUAAAGCCAUUUGCACAUAACAAAGUAUGUAUUUUAUCAAAGUAAUUGUUGGACUGAAAUACAAUUAAGAAGUAUAUUAAUAGUGAAAUAAUUAUUAAGCUCUAACUUAAAAUGAUUUUUUAUUCAUAACAAACUUAAUACAGUCAUACCUCAUGUUACGUUUGCUUCAGGUUGAGCGUUUUCAGGUUGCGUCCCACGGUGACCCGGAAGUACCAGAAAGGGUUACUUCCGGGUUUCGCCACUCGUGCAUGCGCACAAAAUGACAUCACUCGCAUGCGCAGAAGCGGCCAAUCACAACCCGAGUGUGCGCAGACGCAGGUUGCGUUCUUUUCAGGUUGCGAACGGGCCUCUGGAAUAGAUCCCGUUCGCAACCAGAGGUACCACUGUAAUGCAAACACAUUUGGCAAUAACAAAAGUUCCUUUAGAAACACAGUUUACAAAGACUCAUAAUCUAGUCUCUAGAAACUUGCUGUAACAUGAAAUAAUAAUAGGUGUAAAUAUAUGAUGCAAACUACUAAUAAUUAUAAAUAGCAGAAUGUAGGUACCCUAUAUAUAGAAAUGAGCAAACCAGUGAUAUCUUAGGGAGCAGGCUAGCAGGCGGGGCCCAGUUCUUACAUCAUAGGAGCCUACACAACACAAAACACUGUUGCUGUAUGUAGGUUUUAUUUUGUCUUUUUUUAUCUUAUAUUUUGGAAAUGUACAUCCAGUUUUUUCCCUUUAAUUUUUUUGGGGGGGCCCAAGAGAGUGGGACCCUAAGCUAUAGCUUGUUUAGCUUAUAUGUAAAUCCGGCACUGUGUAGGUCUACUUUUCAGUCUCACUUGAGCCACACUGCUAUCUCCAUUUUUUGAAAUUUAGCCCUGCUCUCAUUCCCUUGACUUUUAUCCUGCAAGGCACUAUAAUUGCCUAAUUGCCACACAUGUUUCUGUUCCAUUUGAUCAAUAGCUUAGCUUUCUGCUGCUGCUUUUUAAAAAAAAAUAAAUGUAGAUGUGAAAUUUCAAUAUGUGAUUGCUUGCAGCACAUCAAGCUACUACCAACAAAGCGGCAAGGUGUUAGUAUGUAAAACCUUUUUUAAAAUUCAAUUUCUCACAAUAUUUGCAGAUAUAGAUGAGUGCACUGAACCAGUAACUGCUGCCUGUGGAGAUCAUGCGAAAUGUGAAAAUGUGUAUGGAGGAUAUAACUGCUCCUGUAAGGAAGGUUAUCAACCAUCCACAGGAAAAUUACAGUUUAAGCCAAAUGAUGGCACUUCCUGCCAAGGUAAAUGAUAUUAUAGAGCUUUAUGUGUUAUUAUAAAACUAUAUCUUCUGAGAAGCCCACCGGUAACUCUUUAUCUUCAGUUAGAUUAAUCAGCUGGAUAUAAAAAAGUGGCAAGAUGUGAAUACCUGCAUUAUUAUUAUGCUUUUUAAAAGAGGGAGAAAAGACUGAUAGGUGUGUUUGCUGAAAAAUAGAAGUAGCCUGUAAUAUAUUAUAAAAUACAGAACUGAUUUUCUUCUAUUACUUACCAACCAAAGUCCAUUAACCGUUAAGGGGUCAAAUACACUAUAUGACUGUUGCUUUGCUUUUAUCAAUAGAGCCUUAGAGAUAUUCCAGAGUUGUGCUACACUUGAGUAAAGAUUGGGCAAAACAUGUAAACAGAAAUGCUAACUUGGUACGAUGAAAUCACCUUUGCUUAAUCUAGAUUCAUGCACGUGUCUUUUUGGUUCAGAUUGAAUUUUUCAUCCAAGUCGGUUUAAAUACAAGUGGCUUUUAAAAUAAAAAUUUAAAAAUGCAUUGACAAGUAUCAAUGCAUUACAGUGAGUAUGUGGCUGUCACACAUUUAACUGCACCUGCCAUAUCAUGCAGUAUUGCUUACCUCAUGCUGUGGCAUCAUCAUGAUAUACCGUGUUUUCCUCACCCUCACUCCACAAAAUUGGCUGCCACUGAUUGGGGCAGAGAAAUGCAGAAUGUUCUGAUGUCACAGCAUGGAUAGCAUGGAGUUACAGUGCUGUUACCUCAUAGGGUAGCCACACUUGUCGGUUUUGACCAUUCAACAUCUAUCCCUAAAAGGUUCAAGACACCAUACAAUCAAAUUUACAAAACCACAAAAGAGAAAGAAUAAAGCCAGGCAUGUCACUGAUUUUUUUAAGAAGCUUCAUAAUUAAUCAGAUGAGCUCCCAUCUAUUAUUAAAGGUAAAGGGACCCCUGACCAUUAGGUCCAGUCGUGGCCGACUCUGGGGUUGCGGUGCUCAUCUUGCUUUAUUGGCCGAGGGAGCUGGCGUACAGCUUCCGGGUCAUGUGGCCAGCAUGACUAAGCCACUUCUGGCGAAACCAGAGCAGCACACGGAAACACUGCCUUCCCGCCAGAGCAGUACCUAUUUAUCUACUUGCACUUUUGACAUGCUUUCGAACUGCUAGGUUGGCAGGAGCCCAUCUAUUAUUAUAGCUACAUAAAUCUUAACUUUCAUAAAACAUUCCUGAAUAUAUAAGAGCAUUCUUAAAAAUAAAAACAAAAAGUUCGUAAAAGUCACAGCAGUAGCAGCAGCUUAGAAAGGGCAUUCUGCCCUGUGUGUGAGAGGAGGAGAAAUGCAUAUUCUGAGAAGGUAGCUGCUAUCCAUGGCUUUGUAAAUGCUUUUAAAAUAGGAAUGGGUGAUAUUUGUCUAUUUUGAGUCCAAUUCAAUUUUGGGUACAUGCUGAGCAUAUGUGGUUUGGUACAUAUCUCUCCCCAAAGAGAUUACACUGUGUUCAAUCCUGCAUCUCACAGUUAGCUAUGAAUGAAUAUAUGUCGAGCCAUUCACAAUGCUGCAUGCAAAUCCAACCCAAUUUAACAAAAAAAAGUAUCUCUGGCUUUUAAAACAUACCAAAUGGGGAAGUCUGGAGCUUUAGUUAUCAGCCAGACUGAAAUGACUAUAUGCCAAGACCUUAAUAUCCCCUUUUAAUUUCAGCAGCAAUCCCAGCGCCAAAGUGUGAACUGAGCUAUGACUGCAUAGCUGAAAAUAUUAACAGAACCUUAGCCAAAGUAAGUAAGACUCGCAUAUUUAUCUAUUGUCAAAUCUUAUUUUUACUUUCCCUCUGUCCUGAAAUGAUACUGAUAAUAUUUCUGGUACUACAAUCUUAAGAAGAUGGCAGCUGCAAUGGCAUACGUUACUCAGGCUGCGGGGCUGCCUAACAGUUGCGGUGCCAUUACGGCCGCUUAUUGCAGCAUAUCACACCAGCACCAGCCCACCUAUGGUGCCACAACUGCCUCGGGCGGCAGGAUCCACGGGGCAGUAGAUCUGGCAUUGCCCGCUGCUGCUGCCACCGUUGUUCCUGAUGUAGAUCUUCACUUACCCCUUCUUUUCUGGUGGAGAGAGGCACCAUUUUGCCAUUCGUCUCAGGUGCCAAAAUGUCUUGGACCAGCCCUGUAUCUGGGACAGCCUAUAUUAGACACACCUACUUGUACACUGGGUUUUCCAGAUUUAUUUUUACAGCUACCCUAUAUGGUACAGUCUAUAUGGAAAGAUGGGUACCUACACAAGGCUACCCAGUAAGCCAAGUCUGGGGAACCUGUGUGCUUCCAGAUAUUAUUCAACUACAGCUCUCAUCAUUCCUUGGCCAUGCUGGGUGGGUCUGCUAGGAGCUGGAAUGCAGUGACAACGGGAUGAUCGCAGAUUUAAUACCCCUGCAGUAAGCCAUGAAUAGACUGAGACUUGAGCCUUCCAAGUCGACAUCCAAUAUUCUAUUCACUCUCUCAUGUCGGCUCAUCUUGUUAACUAAUGUUGAUUAAUGAAUAUGAAUGUAUAUGAAUUUGACUGUAAAUGUUAGGAAUGUCAUGCCUAAUGAUUUCAACUUUCUUUCAGAUUAGAAAAAUAAAAGAACCCCUGGCUGUAUUACAAGAAAUCAAUCAAAACACUGUAGGGCAAAUUUCACCUGUGGAUGUGAUUUCCUACAUAGAAGCAUUAUCUGUAUCUUCUCCCUUGCUAACCAUCGUGAAUAACACGAUUUCUGACAAUGAAAUGCUCUAUAAUCUAACUCUUAAUGUAAGUGAAUCGAGCCGUGCAGCAGAUUUGAUCUAUUUUUGCAGGGUGGGGAGCACUUAUAAGAUAUAGUACAUAACCUAAAGUACUUUUUUUAUUAUUAAUCUAACAGGAAUUCAUUAAUACUGUGAACAAUUUCGUUCAGAAGGAUAAAACUGCAGCGUGGGAAGCUAUCCCGGAAGUUAACAGAAGAAGAAGCCUCACUAAACUGAUGCAUGCUGCAGAAGAAACCACGGCACUCAUGUCACAGAGCUUUCAAAAGACAACAGAAGUGGAGGUUAAUGCCAGUGAUUUAGGUAUGCAAAAGGGAGCAAAUGAUUUGAAAACUGUUCCCAUUUUCCUUCCAGGACAGACUGUUGAUAUUGGAAGCAAUGUUGUGUGAAUGCCUUGCAGAGGCUGUUGUUGUAGAGACUCAAUUAAGACAUUUGUCUUCACACUACCCUUCUGCCCAGCUCUCUCUGUGUUUGGAAAUCUAAAGGGUCUCUUCACUGUGCCUUCUGCAUGUGUCUUCCAGGAGCUGCAUCAUGGCAUCACAGGAACUCAUAUGAGAUAGGUCAGCAUCAGACACAAAACUGUGACAGAGAGUUUGCAGUUGCCCAUGGCUAGUUAGUGAGUAGUAACCACAGCUGUACCAUGCCAUUGCAGAACUCAGUCUAUUAGCAUACAGAUAAAGGUUAAGGACCCCUGGACGGUUAAGCCCAGUCGAAUUUGACUAUGAGGUAUGGUGCUCAUCUCCGCUUUCAGGCUGAGGGAGCCGGUGUUUGUCCAGCUUCUCCAGGUCAUGUGGCCAGCAUGACUAAACCGCUUCUGGUGCAAUGGGACACCGUGAAGCCUAUUUAUCUACCCACGCUGGUAUGCUUUCGAACUGUUAGGUUGAUGGGAGCUGGAAUAGAGCAACGGGAGCGCACCCCGUUGUGUGGAUUCAAACUGCCGAUCAUGCAAUCAGCAAGCCCAAGACGUUCAGUGGUUUAGACUAUAGUGCCACCUGCAUCCCAGUAGCAUACAUCACCCAGCUUUUCACCUCAAAACGUCAUCAUAAAACUGCAACACUUCAACACAGAAGUGCAUAAGCUGCAGGCUGCCCCAAGAGGAAUUACUUUUUAGGCUCUGAAAUGGCUGCACACCUUUUCCCAGGUGGGUGAGGGUUUCAAAACCUCCCCCCCCCCCCCGUCCUAGCCGCCAUCCCUGGGCGGUCAGAGUUCAUGUUGCCAGCUGGCUACUUGGGAAUUUCUCUGGUUGGCCAGUCUGCUGGGCGUGAUUGCCCACCCAAACCUGAAGUUUAAAUGGGCCAGUCCAAUCAGAGACUCUUAUGGUUGGCCAGGCAUUGUCUGCUUUCAUGCCUGGCCAGCCAGUGAUGCAUAUAAGUCAGCUGUGUGGGACAACCUUGGUAAAAGGACCUUUUUUUAAUGCUCUGCAAAAACAUUUGCUGAUAUUUGGUUUGCUGGAAACUUCAGAUCACAAAUGUGUGUGCUUUCUGUGCUAUAAGUAACAGGCAGUCCAGUUAAGUAAUUCCACCCCAUUAGUCAAAUGCUUGUUUUGCUUUGCUUUUAACUGUCUGAUUGACCUUUCUGCUACCUUAUGGGUGACUGAAGCACUACAUUGAUCAGAGCAAAGCAACAAAAAGGACUCUAUGCCCUCUAAUGUCAUUUUCUUUGUCCAGGGUGGUUCAUAUUAGGUUGCUUUCUUUGGUUUCAGCAACAGACAUCAUUAAAGCGCAGUGCAGCUGUACUCUGUGUAGCUGUAUCUUUGUGUAGUAAUAAUAAAAUAUUCAUUUCUACCUCCAAAUAUUAUAAAACAAAAACUGUUCAAUGGUGCUGUGCUUUUAAAGAUGGCAAUUGAUAUUCCAUUUCAGAAAUGCAUUCUUAAUAAAAAGGUUGUUCCUUUGAAAGUAGUUUCCAUUAUUCUUUAGGAAAUGCAUUGAACGCAAAGCAAAUUAGGGGCUGCAUUUUUCCAAGGAAAGGUACAAAAAUGGAAAUAAAAGAUUUGUGCCUACUAGAACUAAUGAACCCCUGAACAAAUAUGAACCACACAAUGGUGCGUGUGUGCGUGUGUGUGUGCAUGCAUCUUCGCUCUUAAAUUACCUGGCUGGACUUUGUGCUGACAUCUGUAAUAAAUGUUCAGCUGAGUGUAAACCUAAUUGCAGAAGUGUGAGGUUUAGUAGGCUGGGAUGUAAUUGUGAUUUCCAAAGGAGUUUUCCCCCUUUCUUCUUUUCUUUUGCAGCUUUCAAAGUUCUUGCCUUUGAUAUACAGCGCAUGGAGCACAUUCACCAGCAUGUGCAGUUGGGAGGAGAGAUUAUAAAGGUCUCUGCAAAGAAAAAGGAAGCAACUACUUCUAAAGGUUAGGGAGAGAAAUGUGACUAGGGGAAUAAGGCUAUAGAAGUGAAGUUCAGUGGGGUUUUCCAGAAGCCUCCUCCUUUGCAAAAUUCAGGAAAGUAAAUCCUUCAGGAGUGUUUGGGAUAGCCAAUCCCAAUGAUGCAAUUUCAGUGAUUUCUCAAAGGUAUUUCACUAAAGAUGCACCCUUGGCAAGGAUCAAAUGCCUGCUCUUGGAAAUAUUCAAAACAUAUUUGCAAAGCAACAACAAAACAAACCUCUGGAAUAGAUCCAGUUAACUUCCAUGAAUGGACCUGUACACAGAAGGAGCCAAGGCCCAGCAGAUGUUCUCUGCUAGGAAAGUGGGGAGGUGAUUUUCACUCAUUUCCUCCUUCUCCCACCAUCCCCCGAGCCACUUUUUUUUUUCUAGACUGCAAACUUCUCCCAUACUCUUCAGAACAGAUUUUCACUAGCACAGGGUUGGAUCCAGAGUUCACAUGAGCAGAUUUAUUCUCAAAGGCAAAAACAUGGUAGCUCAGUCAGUAGAGCAUGAGACUCUCAGUCUCAUGGUUGUGGGUUCAAGCCUUACAUUGGACAAAAAGAUUCCUGCAUUGAAGAAGGUUGGAAUAGAUGUUCCUCAUGGUCACUUCCAACUCAACGUUUCUAUGACAUCAGAGGAAAGGAGGGGCAGGUUUUGCUAGUUUCCUCCUCCCUGCAGCUUCCUGUUCCUCCUGAAUAUCUGCUCUGGAAGUUUGGGGAAGAGAACAGUGUGGGAGGUGGCACUGGGAGCUGCAGAAGCAAUGGAGGAAAUUGCCAACAGCAACAACAAAAUAUUCCUCCUCAUUUCAGCAGGAGCCUCUGCUGGACUUCAAUGUCUUCUCUGAAUCAAAGGAGCCCUUCCAGUCACAAUAGGGAAAGUUUGGACCCAUCUGCUUAUUUUUGCAUCACAAACGCUCAUUUUUAAUACUGGUGGGUUAUAUUGUCUUGAGAGGCAGACAUUCUUCACUGUCUCUUAACCUUUUCAAUAAUUGUGUUGCAAAAUAAAAAUCCUGUUAUGCAUAUUUCAUGCAAAAUAAAUACAGAUAUCUAUUAUUUGUCAUUUCCUUAUUAUCUUCAGGGUUGUUAGGAAACAAGCUACAACCCACUAAGCACAGUUUGUUUGAUUGAUAGGCACCGUUGCAGUUGUGUUUCUGCGGUACAGCAAUAUUGGCUCUCUCUUCUCAUCAUCGCAGAACUUCUCACUGGAGGAAAAUUCAGAGCAUGGAGAGACAGUAGGGUCAUCAGUUAUAGCUGUCGCAAUUCACUCCACGCCACCUAUGCUGUACCCAGUAGAGAAAAUAACAUUGACUUUAAAACAUGCACAGGUAGGUUUUCUUUCUAAUGAUCACCUGAUUAAAAGUAAGCCUACAAUUAUGUUGUAGCAAGGAGCUACUCUGUUUUCAUUUGGUUGUUCACUCACACCUAUGUCAUUUGCUGAUAUGUGUAUAUAAUAUGAUUAAAGGGGAAAUUACAAUUCUGAUUUCCACUCAGCAAGUGCCAGGGAGGGAGUGUGUUAGCGCUGCAAAGUGUUGAUAGGAAUUGACAAGACUAAUAACUGCAUGUUGGUUCUACUACACAAUUGUCAAUAAUUGGUUAGCGUAAUCCGAAUCUCCUCCUCACCUCUCAACAUUCUCCAUUUACAAGCUGUGCAUCUGUUACAUUUGCCAUGUUUGCCUAGAGAGGCAAAAGCAGAUGAGCAAAAUUUAGCAGGGCACGGAAGUUAAUGGCGCUGGUGCUGCAUCGCACAAACAGGUGACGUGGUGGGCAAUCAGCAGUAGAUUGCUGUAAUCUCCUGUAUGUGGGCUGCCAUUAAAGGCUAUUUGGAAACUUCAGCUGGUACAGCAUGUGGCAGUAUGAAUGCCUGAGGGGGACAAAGAAUCAGAUCACAUCCUGCCUAUUGUUUGCGGGUCCUAUUUAAAGUGUUAAUUAUUACCCUAGAUGGUUUGUAAUCAGGUUUUCCAAAGGGCUACUUACAUCAAUAUGAGAAUGGGAUAUUGGGAUAGCUUGGGUGGUAGAGCAUGAGACUCUUAAUCUUAGGGUUGUGGGUUUGAGCCCCAAGUUGGGCAAGAGAUUCCUUUACUGCAGGGGUGAACCAAAUGGCCCUCACGGUCCCUUCCAACUCUACAGUUCUAUGCUUGAGCUUGAAGAUCAGCUUCUGGGGCUCUGCUCUCUAGCCUGAUGAUCAGAGGUUGCUAGAUUCAAAAGAUGUGGCCUUUCAGAAGCAGCCUCACAUCUGUGGAAUAUCCUCCCCCAGGAGGUAUUUAUAGUCCCACCACCGGAAAAUUCUAAAAAAAACAAUCUUAAAAUCUUUUAUUUCAGUCUGCUUUUCAUUAGCUGCUGUGCUAAGCCUGGAUAGAGCCUGGUACUGAUAAUGCCAAGAGUGCAACUUCAAUACCUGUAUGGCAGAUUGUCCUUCCAAAUCUGCAAUUCUAUUAUUAUUAUUAUUAUUAUUAUUAUUAAAUAAUGUUAUUAUUUAUACCCCGCCCAUCCGGAUGGGUUUCCCCAGCCACUCUAUGAUGAAGUUACUUAUCAUUUUCAGGAGCAUAAUUUGCUGUUUCUUGUACUAUAUUGCUAUUUUUAUUGUGUUUGUAAUUCAUUAACUAUCUUGUAUCUCUUCUUGGGAGGGCACUGGACCUGAAAGGUGACUCAAAAGUCUUUUAAUCCGGGGGGGGGCAGAAAAAGAACAGUUUCACUGAAAAUUUAGAGAAAUUCAUAUAAUUACUUUCUUUCCUCCUGUGCUAAAAGACAUGAUAUUACAUAGUGUAUGAUAGACAGAAGUUGAUAGGAAGUAGAAUGGCAUUAAAUCCUGUGAUUAAAUCCUGACUCAGCCAUAAAUCCCACUCAGUAUUCUUGGCGAAGUAACAAUGUAUUGACCUUGUCUACCUCCCAGGGCUUUUGUGAAUAAGUCAUCACAAUUUUUGGGGGGGAGGGGGAGGCAGUCAAGAUCCAAAUAUAAUAAAUAAAUAAAAAGUAGAAGAUUAAAUGGGUAUGAUUCAGUAUGCACCUUUAGCAGGUAAGCCGAGGAAAGGUUUUUGGUUUUGAUGUUGUUUUGCAGGAGCAUAAGGGCAAUAAUAUGGACGAUGAAAGUCCAGACUAGGCAAGCAGUAUCAUAGCACUUUAAACUGUCAAGACUUACCCUGAAGAAUCCUAGGAAUCCUAGAAUAAUAGAACAGUAGAAUAGGAAAAGGGACUCUGAGGAUCAUUUAAGUCCAACUCCCUGGAAUGCAGGAAUACGCAGCUUUCCCAUACGGGAAUCAAACCUGCAACCUUGCUGCUUUCAGCACCAUGCUCUAACCAACUGAGCUAUCCAGGCUGACCUUAGUAUAGUUGGUUAAAGAGUUCUAAGGCCCCUCAAAGAGCUACAAUUCCCAAAGUGGUUUAACAAUCAAUCCCUCUUCCCAGCAACUCUGGGAAUUGUUAUUCUGCGAGGUAAUUAACGGCCUCCUGCCAACUCUCCACUCCCUUAAUGAACUACUCGAGUCAAUCCACAUCGCCGGGCUCCCCCUACUGGAGGUUAACCCUUACAGACUUCCUGCAAGGAAGUCAGAUAUAGUCUGUUGGUUCCAAUGCCUAUACCAAUAUGGCUCACAUUCUGUAACCAAUAAAGUUGUGGCCUAAAUUUUGCCCAUUAACAUUAACCUAAAAUUCUGUGUCCUAGUGUCUUUAUUCUCCUGGGGGUGGGGGCUUUGACACGCAAGUAGUUAAAACAAAAACAACAAAACAAUGACCUCUCCUCCCACAAAACCCAGAAUCUGAACUGUUCAUAAUUCAGGUUCAGGAGAAACACAGGAAUAAAAACAAAGAAAAUCAGAACAGAAAGAUGAAACAAGAUAGGUAAAAGAAGGUAGACUAAAGAGAGGAAGGAAAACUACACUUGCUUUCUCCUUCUUUUCAAACAUUGCCCCUGAGUUUUAGAAAUCAACAGUCCAAAUAAUUGAUUUUAAAAUGUCUGUACAAUUUAUAUGUUUGCUCCCGUCUGUUUCUAGUGGCCUUAUUUUGACCAGGGCUUGCUAAUUCUUCUCUUUCCAGAGAGUGUAUUUGACUGUACUACAGGCCUUGGACUUUUUGCACCACCUGACCUUCUAGUCUUUGAAAUGGGUUUGUGGAAUAAAGGCAUUGUGAUGAAUUGCCUCUGCUAAUGUAGCAGAUACUUCUUAUUGAGUGGCUUUGUGCCUCUUGCCAUCCAUUAAACAUUUUCCUUCUGUUCCAGACUGUAGACAAAAAAGAUGUUAAGUGUGCAUUUUGGAAUUAUUCAGAAGACACAAUGGAAGGAAACUGGUCUACAGAAGGAUGUGAACGAGCACAUUUCAAUAGCACCCAUACCACAUGCAGAUGCAAUCAUCUUACCCCUUUUGCUGUUUUGAUGUCCUCUAACAACUCUGAAGUUGUAAGUGCUCUUUUUAAAUAUAGUGUUUAUUAAUUUCUUUAGAUAGUUUGUGUGUAGAACCAAUUGGUCUCUGCAGUUAAAUUGUUACUUCCUUCCUCGCUUGGUCUAUCACUUUAUUCUCAUCGUGCAAAUACACAAUGGGAUAAUUCUUUAGUAGCAGUAGAUAUUUUCAUGGUUAGGGUGUCCCUGAACUUUACACUCUGUGUAUAUUCCAUUAUAACAAUGUAAAUGUAAAGGUAAAGGGACCCCUGACCAUUAGGUCCAGUCGCAGAUGACUCUGGGGUUGCGGCGCUCAUCUUGCUUUAUUGGCCGAGGGAGCCGGCGUGCAGUUCAUGUGGCCAGCAUGACUAAGCCACUUCUGGUGAACCAGAGCAGCACACAGAAAUGCCGUUUACCUUCCUGCUGGAGCAGUACCUAUUUAUCGACUUGCACUUCGUGCUUUCUAACUGCUAGGUUGGCAGGAGCAGGGACCGAGCAACAGGAGCUCACCCCGUUGCGGGGAUUCGAACCACCAGCCUUCUGAUCGGCAAGCCCUAGGCUCUGUGGUUUAACCCACAGUGCCACCCACAUCCCUGUAACAAUGUAAUGCACAUGCUAUCUCUUAUAUGGGUGCUAACUACUCUACUCUCCCCCCGUUUAUUAUUUGUUUUUAACUGCCAUUGAGCAUUUUUCAACUCCCGUAAUAUUUAUUAUCUGUAUAUUAUUCAUCCUUAUCAAUAACCCUGAGACUUAAGUCACUAUUAUCUUCAUUUUACAAACAGAAAACGGGGCAGAGAGCCCAUUCACGGUCAAUGAGCAGCUGUAAAAGUACUAUUUAUGCCACUAACAGUCACGGUUUCCCCCAUGAUUCCCAGGCACUGUCGCUUGUUAAAGGUGUUGAGAGUUUUUAGGCGACCCCUGUUCCCCUCAUAGAGGUACCAUUCCCAGAACACUUUAACACUCAAUCUUCCCAGGAAACCCUGGGAAUUGUGAGGGGAAUAGGUGCCUCCUAAUAAUUCUCAGCACCUUUAACAAUCUACAGUUCCAAGGAUUGUUUCAGGGAAACUAGGUUGGUUAAAGUGGCAUAAACUAUGCUUUAAAUGUAAGAUGUGGAUAUGCAAUAGGCCUAUUUUCCCCAGAAGUAAACCUGACUAAAAAAAAAUAAUGUAUGAACAGACAGAACUUCAGACUUUUGUAAACCAUAGUGCUUUUUAUUUAAAGAAAAAGCAAAUGUAGAAUAAUACAAAAAAGUGGAAAUAUUUUAUUGUGGUGGCUGUGUACCCAUUUCCAAUAUGCAGCACUUAGCAUUCAACAAAAAUAACUGCUGUGUAUAAUAACAUUAAUAUUAGACAAGCAUAUAUGGAAUUGUAGCCAUUUGCAUAUAUAGUGAAAUAACAUACCUUCUUCCCUCCUUUUAGAUUUUUUCUUCACUUUUUUAUUUCUAUUUUAUUUUGUUCAGUUGAAAUAUUCUCAGUAAGAAGUUAAAAAAAGAAGUACAUAGCUGAGUAUCAGAUUAAAGGAAGAUCGCCAUAAAAUGGACAUGGGUUCUAAAUACAGGCCAAGCGAUCACAGAGAAAGAGAGAGAGAGUGUGUCAAAACACUUCCCCAAAAAAACCUCACAUUUGAACUAAAAUUGUAAGUUGCUUUUAGCAACUAAGAAGCAGAAUCUGUCAGCAUGAAGAGCCCAGCAUGUGUCAAUGCAAUGUGUUUGUGCUAAUACUCUCAAGUCGGCUAAAUCCUCUGUCCAAAAAUAAAAAGCUCCCUCCCUCGAGUUAUACUUAGACUCCUUCGCAGCUCAUGAGGAGUCCUCAAAUACAAGAGUGUGUUUUGCAUCUGCGGGGUGUUUACUUAAUUUGGGUUUAAAAUAUUAAUCUGAAAGCAAGUGAGGCGCAAGUUACAAGACAAGUCAAGAGUGAAUUGUUUUCGUUUUCUAAAAAUAAAAUUAAAAAAACCCCAGGUUUAUGCUCCAUCUCUUCGAGUGGGAUAAUUUUCAGAGCGCUCCAAAUGAUAUCCAUUACAUUAUUCUGUCAUAAGGUAUUAAUGGGCAGUUAAAUUAAUGACAGCUACUUGGAAAAGAAAUAUGCUGGGCUCUAUGGCUAUUGGUGACAGAUAAUUGCCAGUUCAAUCUGACGAUCUCUACAGUCCCUGAAGAAAUCGAUAUCUAUAUUUAUCCAAGCAUACCAAUGCAAAACCAGAUAACAGCUGGCCUGCACCCCCACUGCACUCCCCAAAACCUGUUCUGGGGUUUCCCCCAAUCCUCCAGAGCAAAUUUAGAAGGCACAGGCAGAGGAGGAGAUAAAUCCUAUCGUCCAAGUUCUAUGAUUUUUCCCUGCACACUUCCUUGUACCAAGUAGUCCCUUAAUAAAAUAAAUUAAAAAUGUGUAAAGCAUUUCAACCAAUAACUUGGCUGGGUAUUUUAACAAGGAGUAUGGAGGGGGGAAAUGAAAUAGAAUCAGAACUCCUUUAUCAAAUGAGGUUUUAAAGAAGCUAUUCUUUAGCCAUUCUCUCCAAUAUGUUAUAUUAUUAUUUCCUCCUCCCAGGAUGACAAGAAUUAUUAUAUUCUCACAAGAAUUACUCAGCUUGGAAUAAUUAUCUCCUUGAUCUGCCUCUCCAUGUGCAUUUUCACUUUCUGGUUCUUCAGCGAAAUUCAAAGUACAAGGACAACAAUUCACAAAAAUCUCUGUUGCAGCCUUUUUCUGGCUGAGUUAAUUUUUCUUGUUGGAAUUAACAUGAACAAUAAUAAGGUACGUGGCCUUUCCUCAUGCCAUUUCAUGUUGGGUAGGAAAGCAAAUGUGUGCUCUAAAGUGCCUUUUUCAGAGGUGCAAGUAGCAUUUCCCAGUUUCCCCGUGAAUGUAGCUGUGGAUAUAAAACACUCAUUUAAGGAUUCCAGGAAAUCCCAUUCAGAAAGUGUAAGCCUCACUGAAGAGAAGGAAGGGUCUUCUGCCAGAGGUCCACUCCGAGAAUGGGAGCCUUAACUAAGACAAAAUGGAAGCAGAUUUUUAACUGAGUUUAAAUUGACCAUGUUCCAAUAAUAUCAGAAGGUGUUAAUGCCAAUUUACUUCGGCAGGGGUUGUCCUGGUCUUGUUUCAGUGUAAAAAGGGGCUGCUUGUAUACAUGCCCAUGUGGAGCAGGGGGUAUAUAUAAGGUUGAACACAUUCUGCGGAAAAUAUAUAUCAUCUGCUUCAUCAGUUUGUGUAUUUCAUGUGAUUGUAGGCACACAGGCAAAAAGAAAUGAGAAUGAGGUCUGAGUUUUAAAAUGAAAUGGGUUUGGUGGUUUCCUGUGUACUUACAGAAAAGUAAUGACAAGGCCUGGGCCAUUUUCCUAUCGAGACAAAUUUCCAGUGGAAGAGGUUUUGCUGGUACUGUACUAUGACAACAUUGUUAACCUGCAUUGCAAGAUAUGGAGUCUUUUAUGUUAUUCACUUACGCUUUUUUCUGUUUUCCCUUCUAGCUAUUCUGUUCAAUCACUGCUGGAUUACUCCAUUACUUCCUCUUAGCUGCCUUCGCGUGGAUGUGUAUCGAAGGCAUUCACCUGUACCUUAUAGUUGUUGGAGUAAUCUACAAUAAAGGAUUCUUACACAAGAAUUUCUAUAUCUUUGGCUACGUGAGCCCAGCAGUGGUGGUUGGCAUUUCUGCCGCACUGGGAUCCAAAUACUACGAAAGAACUGAUGUGUAAUUCAUUGUUUACAUAUUGACUUUAGUUAUAGAUAGUUCUGACAUGACUUCUUCCUGCAUCAGCCCACUGAGAUGUGAUCGCCUAAACAUGUUUCUGAUAGGAAACUAUGUUCACAUAACAGUGAGUUGCCUGCACACUUCUGUGUACAUUAUAUUGGACUGCGACUACCCAUCGAAGAAACGGUUGGCCCAGCCAGCUUUGACGACUAUGGUGGUUAUUUUUCAGAAAGAGAUGUGUGGCCUCUCUGCAACUAUGAAAGGUGUAUGCAAUCUCCUCUUCCCUCAAACAGAUUGAAGCUAAUGCUCACCACCCCUACCAUUUUGUCAAUGCUGUGCACACUGCUAUCAAUCCAGUCUCUGGAUAUUCUGAGGCAGUUCUGAGUACUAGAUGAAGGAAUCUAGCCCCAGACAGCUGCACGUUUGUGCAUGAAAGCCACACCCACCAGGGUAUGAAUGCAUGGACACUUGAUUGCACACAUCUGCUUCUUGGGUUGCAGGGAAUACAUACUGUGAUACUUAUGGAAAUUUUCACUGUUACGUUCUAGACGCAAAGGCAUAUGCCCUGAUCCAGAUGGGGUUUUAUGCUUGUGGUAGCUCAGAUGUGCAACCCAAGCUGCCAUAUCUAUAAGGAGGUGGGCAUAUCAUGUCUGUACAGAAAUGCCUCCUUCCGUGAAAUGAAUGGUCCUCUUUUCCUUCUGUUGAAACCACAACAAAAUGGUUUCCCAGCAUUGAUAAAAGAAUAUCGCAACACUCAGAGGUUGGGGUGGCGUUCAACAUUGUUUUAUGAUGACUACUAUUUUGGAUUUAACAUGAUAUGUUGGGUGAAAAAAAAUAUCCUGCAGGGUCACUAGUCUGGUAAUUCAGACAAUGAGUCUUGUGGCUUCCCUCAGCAAUAGGCUUCCACAAUGAGGAAUACCACAUAUCUAGUGGCCAUAAUGUAAGAACACAAAAUGAGCCCGGUAGACUCAAAGCCUAUCUAAGCUAGCAUUUAGUUCCCUCAGAGGGCAACCUGAUACUUAUGGGAAGCCCACAAGCAGUGCCGGAUUUACAUAUAAGCUAAACAAGCUAGAGCUUAGGGCCCCACUCUCUUGGGGGCCCCUCAAAAACUUAAAGGGAAAAAAAUGCAUAUACAUUUAAAAAAUAUAAGAUAAAAAACAAAUAAAAUAAAACCUACAUACCUAUUAGGUCCAUAAAUUACCAUAUGGCAUAUAUUCAACACACACAAAAACAGUGACAAUUUGUUGUUGACAAAGGACAGCUGUACAUAUAAAGGGCCCCAUUACCUUCAGUAGCUUAGGGCCUCAUCAAACCUAAAUCGGGCCCUGCCCACAAGCAGGGCAUGAACUCAAUAACACUCAAUGACACUCUUCCAUUCAUGUUCUCCAGCAACUGGUACCCAGGGGCAUACUGAUUCAGAUGCUGGAUAUAGUCAUCACAACUAGCAGUCAUUUCCAGUCUUCAGAAACACCUGAUUCCAAAGACAGGCAUGAUUCAUCUGUAAGCAAAUUUGCAAACAUUAUGCACUGUUUACUUUUCAGAUGUUGGCUCAGCACAAAGAACAACUUUAUAUGGAGUUUUAUAGGACCAGCAUGUCUAAUCAUUCUUGUAAGUAUGGUGUUUUUUUAUUAUUGGGGUACAUAAAAUUGAUAAUAAAAGCUGUAUAAUAAUCACUAACCCAUUGCUGUCCCACCUGUGAGUGCUAAUUAUAUGGUAUUUUAGCUGUUUUUAAAUAGCCACGCUAAAAUAUGCUUAUCUAUUACGCGCCCAAGUACUUUGCCUGUCUCACCUAGACAUAUGUUUGAUUAACUAAUAUUUCAUUUGAGGGCCUGUUUCUUUCAACCUGACGGCCUGAGGGAACGGCAUUUUCUGUAGCAAUUCUGGUAUGUAAGAUGUAGCAUCUUUACAUGUCAGUGAUAUCUCUGCAGAACUCAGCAGGAGGGAUACACAGACACUAUGCCAGGAGACAGAUAAUCUGGUAUUUCAAAUGCUGAGUUACUUAAUCUUUUAUCUGUGAUCGGUCAUCUUUGAAGAUUAGGCUGUCAUCUUUAUGAUUUUAUCAUUCGCGUGUACCCUGCCAUCAUCAAGGCUAUUUUAAACAAAAUUGCGACAUCAGAGACAAAAACCCACUAUUUCACAUGGGCAGGGAAGUCAAGAAUUGAUAGCCUCUAUUUCUUCUGGGAAAAAGGAGCCUUUUUAAUUCCUACUGGAAAUGUUUUCAGGUUUGAUCUUUCUGAAACUUUUGGUGUCCCAUUAUAAACAACAGCAGCAAAAAUAUGGUGUGUUUUUUUACAACGACAACACGCUUGAGUGCAUGAAGAUAUUUUCAAAGUGCCGCUAAGUUACACAUGUAAAAAUGGAUUGAGAUCAAGUAAGAAAUGUUAGAAGGCACAGCGAUAGAGCAGAUGCAGUGAGUAGGCAAUUAAGCUGUAGCUUCUGGUCCUUAUUUAUUUGUUAAUAAAAUGUGAUUAAAGUAACACAUAAUACUGUAACUAUCAAUCUAUAAAGCAGUUUGAUAGAUUAGAUAGAUGAUAGAUAGAUCGCUCAAUCGAUAGAUAGAUAGAUACAGUAGAUAGAUAGAUAGAUAGAUAGAUAGAUAGAUAGAGGGCUGUUUCUAAUAGGGAUCUGCCAGUUUCAGUUUCUCUCACUUUCUCAUUUUUCCAAUUUUAAAAACUUCUCCUUUUAACCUUGGUUUUUGGGCCUUAAUUUGAAGAAUUUCAGGUAUUUGUAGCCUGCUUUAGUGAAGUGGGGUCUGUAAGACCUGUCUUUUAUCAGUACAGUUGCAUUGUGAGGUUUUAAUGGUUGGUUGCUAUACUUGCUUCUUACUGUAAUAUUGUUUCAGUAAGAUGCUUUGAGCCACUUUUGUGAGGAAAGCAACUAAUAAAUAAUCAUAAGCGUGAUUGAAUUUACCCACAAUUUGCACUUUUAAAAUAAAAAAAAAUCCCUCAUUAAAAAUCCGUCAACAAUUCAGUGUGAAUUUCUCCUAAUAAACACAAUGUUGUGUAGUUUUUGACUAUCACUGACAUUUUCCCAAGCAAUUCCCCCUAAUAUAAUGCAUAUAAUAUAAUCUGUCAUUUUCACAAAUAUAUGCAUGUCGAAGCACAUAUUUUCCCCAGUAUAUGCAUUUUUGUAGAUAUGGUUGGAUAACUGCACUGCAAAGUUUAGAAAAGUGUGGAUUUUGAAAGAUAUAUGUGUUUCAGUUUGUGUAUUGGUUCAAGAAGUGUGAAUUAAGUAGUUUCUCAUGAAAAGGCAAGCAAAAUAAUGCACACACUCAUCCCUUGUAUCCAAUGGCAUCCCUUACACAGACAGAAGGCUGUCUUUGAUCCGACAAAGGCUUCCAUUAAUGGAAAGGGAAGGGUUUUUCUUACUGAUUUUCUCUCCAUACUUCAGCUCCUCUGUUCCUGUGUUCCUUCAACCUUUCAGAGUGGAUUGUGGUGGGGUCUUCAUCAGGAAAGAAGAAUCAAAUCCUUAUUCCACUAACAGAAGCUUUGGUGAAGCAAUGUGCUGAACACCAUUAGGACCAACCUACAUCCAAGCUCUUUCAGAUUAUAGGAAUUUGUGGCCAAAGGAUAAACUGAUUUUUCCUGAUCCAGAGACCCAUAAGUACUGCCCCACGCAUGCCCAGAUGCCUGGAGUUCAUGUACACAUUCCUGAACACAUUAGCAAUGAUGUUAAUCUGGCAAUCAAAACAUCUUGAAAUAUUCACAAGUAAAUAUGGUUUAGUACCCAAAUGCAAACAAGAAUUUCAGGUUGAGGAAGUGAAAUGCAAUCCAAAAUAUAAUGGCAGCUGUCGCUCAUUGAGAGGCAUUGAGUUAUGGGUAACCCCUGCUUAUAGAUGCCGUAUGGCAACAUUACAAAUUUUGUUAACAUAAAUAUUUGCAGUGUUCUGUUUCAGUAAGCUGCAUUCCAUUUUUAUUUUUAUUUUUUUGCCUGGGUGGAGUGAAGAAGCUAUUUUGAACAAGAUGGCAGGAGUUUUCAGAAAUAGUGCACUAUGUUGUUUUAUGGAACAGGAAUUAGAAGAAUAACUGAAACCACCAGAAUGAAGCUGUACAUGAUUGUGGCUUUCAAGCACUAAUGGGUAGAUAGACUGGAAAGAGAAGUUGCUGAAUUGCAACUUAUUACCAAACUUAAAACCAUGGAGAGACCUGGUCUGAACAGAGACAUUGGAUUCUUAUCUCAUUAUACAUGAUAAAGCUAUUUUAGCCAUCUCACCUCUUGCUUUUUCCUGUAAGACCAAUUGCAGUUGUUAAGCUUGUUCUCCUUCAUGGAGAGUACGUGUUGCGGUGGGGUCUGCUGAGCCACCCCUCUGUUACCAGGCAGGGUCUCUAAAGAUGGCCUGGGGCAGUGAUUGGUUCACUGGGUUGCUGGGGUAAAAGUUAUGUUGCAAUUUUGGUGGGAGGGGUAAAAUGUUUAAAUACUCUGCACGCAGCCUGGAGCUUUCUCUUUGCUAAGUGCAACGGAUCACCCGCCCACCCGCCCUUGAGUAAGGGGUUGUUGCAUUGACCUUGCUAUGCCUGUCAUGGGGUCAUCUGCCGUUGGGGCAGGGGCCUGGUAGGAAUUUUGUCCCAGCUGAUUGGCUGGGCCAUUUGGUUUUUGCCUACUGCGUAGCAAAUCGUCACAACUUGUAAGGUUGCGGUUAGGCAUUGGUUAUAAAUUGGUGGAGGAGGGGUUAGGAUAGGCUGGGCCUGCCCCUCCAUGGUUGCUGUGGAAAGGGAAUUCCGUUAAAGGAAUCCUGGGGCUUGCCAUCUUUUCGUCCAAUCCCUGGAAUGGGACUAGGGCCGGCAAGCCUUCGGGGAGCAUGCGGAUGAGAAUUGAGGGUUUGUGACUCAGCUCCAUUUCUCCCCGACUUGCUUUCCCCCACACUGUCUUUCGGUGGUGCCCGGAAGUCAGUUCUGUCCCCAGGCGGGGGGACAGAUAGUCUUAACCAAUGCCUAAACAACCACUCACGGUUUUGUAUUUAAAUAAAGUUGUGGCCAAAAUUAUGCCAAAAACCUUAAACAAAAAUUAAGUGUGUGUUGUGAGUUAUUUGGGGGGUGGCUUGGGGACCUCGACACGCAAAUGGUUGUCAACAGGUUUACCACACCUAUCAGCCAAUCACCUGUUCCCACCACCCUUCUGAAUAAUACCCCUCCCCACCCAGUGUGGUGUAGUGGUUAAGAGCGGUAGACUCGUAAUCUGGUGAACUGGGUUUUCGUCUCCACUCCUCCACAUGCAGCUGCUGGGUGACCUUGGGCUAGUCACACUUCUUUGGAGUCUCUCAGCCCCACUCACCUCACAGAGUGUUUGUCGUGGGGGAGGAAGGGAAAGGAGAAUGUUAGUCGCUUUGAGACUCCUUCGGGUAGUGAUAAAGUGGGAUACCAAAUCCAAACUCUUCUUCUUCUUCUUCUUCACUCACUAUAUAUCUGGUGACUUCUGUUUCAGUGUAUCUGAAGAAGUGUGCAUGCACACGAAAGCUUAUGCCCAGAACAAACUAAGGUUUUGGGUAGAUGGCAACAAUUUCAUAGCCUUUUCAAAGCAGUCUUUUCUGGACUUCAGCUCUCAAGUAAAACACACACAAAUAUGCCACAGCUUUACUGCUUUCUUAGAAACAUUAUACCUCUAGUGAGCAGGAAAACAUCUCAGCCAAGAUCCAAAAAACUCAUUGGGGUGCACCAAAGGGCUUGGACAAUAGACGUGGGCCUAGUGGGACUUUUCAUCUUACUCCAUUUAGAGGCUGACCACCAUGCCAAAACCCAGCUGUUUUUGAACUAUCUUUCCAUUGCAAAAGAGAAGUGUUGAAGAAACACAAGUCCAAAGUUCUCUUGGGCAGACAGAACUAUUCACACAGUCCUGUGGAUACAGAUCUUUUUGCUAUUGCAAAGGCCUGUGUUGGGGGAGUUUAGUGAGUUAGACUACGCUGCGAUAUUAUUUGAAGGCUGCAUAUAACUUAAUGAGUGCAUGACUGUAGAUUGCAUUGGGUACUUCAGAUACUUCUUUUGAGGCAAAUCUGACAUGUCUUCAUAGAAAAUCCUAGUUCACUUAGGCAUUACUCUAAAAGCACUUGUUCUUCUCUGAGCAUAUCAACAACACCUUUUCCCCUCUAAAAUACGUACUCAUUAAUACCAAUCUGCCAUUAGAAUUCUGAAGUGCAUGCCAUUAGCCUCAUUGAUCAUAUCAAGCAUUUUUUAUUGUUAUUCUCUGGGUAAGUAUACAUGAAAAGGACUGGGUCAGACAUUUGAUAGAUUGAACUACAGGGGAAAAGGAGUGUUUUAAACCUGCAUAAAACAAGCUGCAAGCUAAAGAUAAUUUCCCCAACUUGUUUCUCUUAACAGCCUUUCCAGCACUGCAACCAAUAUAUCUAAGGCUGUGUUUCAGAUUAGAUCAAUGCACACAAGUCAUGUAGGAUGGGGGGGGGUUGCAAUUAUCUAAUUUUAAAACAGAGUAACGAAGGUGGUGCAGGAGAUUGGGAAAUAAAGAAAAGCUGCCAGCAUAAGUAGGCAAGAAUAAUUAUGAUCCAUGGACAAGAAGUGCUAUAAAAUGAUAGGGUGAAAUAAUUAUUAUGUUUAUUUAGGGGUUAACCCAAACCUUUUCCAGCAACAACAGGGCUUGAGAGACAUCACCAUUUUCACAGCCAGUGCAGACAGUGGGAGCAAGGACAAAUACACUUGAAGUUGAACAGACUUCAAGGCUGGUAUGGUGAAGAGGCCUGGAUCAGGCCCAUAGACAUCAUGCAACAGCAGCAAAGGGUCUGAUCCAGCUCUGCCCCCCAAAAUGCCCCAUUUGUGGGUUUCUUAAAUAACUUCCACUGUGGGGGGACUGAAUUUCAUCAGGACCAUACAUAGGGGAAAGGGUUAAACAUGAAACUUUCCCCUGCACACAGUGCUGAUGCCAAGUGCCAACUCUUUAAACUUUUAAAAGUAGACAUGUUACUUGCAAUCAUGCAAUUAAUGUCAUGUCUGUUUUGACCCCUGAAGCGCAUACAUGUCUUACUCAAAAGCAAGUCCCAUUGAGUUCAGUGGGAUUUAUUACUGGUAUCUGUGUCCAGUUUUUCUACAAUAAUUUUUUUAAAAAAAUUAGGCAUACCCUUCACAGAACCUUUAAUCUUUUCUCCCCUCUUUUCCUUCCCCCUCCCAGUAUUUCUUCUUGUUGUUGUUCUUAAAUAUUUUCCAGUGCUGUGUCAAACUAGAGGAAAUAACUAAAGCAUUUGGGCAGGUGUAUUCAUCAGGGAGAUGAUAAUGAGAGAAAUCAGACAGCAAGACAUACCUUUCAUUGUUUGACUGCCAGCUUGUGUGCAAUUUCAGGCAAUUAAUAUGGCAUACAUUUUCGUUUUCCGGCUUAAGCUGUUGCAUUGUUAUCAGCUUAACUCCCUUCCAUCCUGACUGAACAGCACCGAAGCAGCAUUUUCACCCAUCCGUUAGCCAGAAGACAGAAAUCUGUCCUCAUUCAUGCCAGAUUGCACAUCAGAAUUCCAGCUUGUUAAUUCUAACAUUGAUAAUAAGGGUCAUUGGGGAGAAUGAUGCCUAUGCAGCUGCUCCUGAACAUCAGACGUUUUUGAAGGAGCCAUAUCUAAUAUGAUAUUUUUUUAAAGCGAGUAUAUAACUAAAAGAGCAGCAGGAGACAUCUCUCUCCCCACCACCACCAUCCCCGUUUUUCUAAGAUUUGACAUCAGCAUAUAGAUGGUUUCAUCAAUUAUUGAGCGAGAGCCUGAGAAAGUAGAAAAGAUAUGAUUUGGGAGCUUCAUUUUUGAAGUUUUGAAUGUGAAGCACUCAACAGACUCAGAAGUAGUGUGUCAAAAUCUUUAGAAUUAGCUUUCCCUUUCCUGGGUUGUCUCCUUUUUUUGUAGAAACAGAAAGCCACAGAAGGUCUAAUCCAUGAGAAGCUUUGAUACCAGACAGUUUUCAGUAGUCUUCUAUCAGAAGGCGGGGGGGUGGGGUUACAAAAGGGGAUCGUCUCCCUUUGAAUUUGCUUAUAUUCAGAAUAGUUGCUUUUUGAAUUGUUCAGCUAUAGUACAGUUUGUAAAGGAUUGUUUUGAUUGCACUUGCCCCCAAGCAGUUUAACCUUAAUUAUUUUUAUAAUGCUCCCCCCCCCCUUUCUGCACUGUUCUUUGUGGCAGCUUCAUAUUUUUUCAUGCAGGUACAAAAGUGUGUUGUUGCACAUUACAGAAAAGUAAGAAUGGAGCAGAGUAUAAUUGGAGUGCUUUUGCCAAUUAAGAUCUGUAUAAAUUGUAAUAAUAAUAACAGUUGCAAAACGUAUAGGGCAUAAAGAUGCAAAAAAAUUAUAGCUUGCCUCAGUGGCAGGAGCAAUUAAGACUUGGCCUAAGAAUGGACGUCGAAGUAAUUCCUUUGGUCUCGAUGGGAUAUUUACAUUCAUACAUAAUCCACUAACAUCCUAUGCCUAUCAGAAGUCCUACUGAGUUCAAUGGGGCUUACUUCCAGGUAAAUGAAUAUAAAAUCACAGGCUAAUUCAAGCAAAUGUUGGGCAACAUCUAAUUGCAUACUGGGGCAGCGGGUGGCUUCACCAGCUUCUGCAGGUCCCCAAACCAGUCAUUUGAGAUUGCUGGCUACAUCUCCAGUUGCAAACAUGCCACCCACAGUAGCCUUUCUGAAAUCGUUGGGACUGCACAAGGAAAAACAGCAAAAACAACAGCACCUUGUAAGAGCAAGAACUCUUCUUGCUGUGUGAAAAAGAAUGGGGGGGACACACCCCAAUCUAUGAUUAAUUGAUUGGAUGGGUUCCACCGUGACUAUGACUCCAAGUCAACACAGAUCUGUUGCAUAUGCAUUAACAGAUUUUUGUGUACUUUAAAACCCUUAGCACUCAAUUAAAAAUUAUGGUUGGUUAUGCUAACUCUAGAAUUAUUUUACAUAAUAUCAAGCACUAAUAUAUGUACUCGUAAGACAACAUCAGGGCAUUCUCCUGCUCUUUGAAAAACAUUGUGAAGACCUAUCAUCCCAAUGACUAGCAUUUUAACUGUACGAACAAGUGAAGGCUUUCUUCUGGGUUAACGGCGCAUUAUAUGCAAAUGCACAUAUUAGAACCAUGAUAUAAUUCCCCCUUUUCUUUUUCUUUCUUUUUAAAAAGCAGCUUCAGAGCAGGCAAUUGAAAAUGGAGAAGUUGUGCAUUGUGUGAAGAUAAUUUCUUUUCCCACAAACUACCCUUCUGCUCCAAGUCCUGCCUUGCAUCCUCCAAGCUAUGUUUUCCCCUUGCAAGAUUUAAAAACAUACCAGUAUAUUAUAAAGGUGCAUUUGAAAGUGUGCAGGGAGAAAAGCCAUUUUGUGAGGGAAUUUAGGAGGAGGCAAAUGAGACUUACCCAUUUUGAGAAGAGGCAGUAGGAGAUUCUCCAGUUUCUUCCCCAUAACCAAACAAAGUGUUUGCCACCAGUUGAGGUACUGUCAGAGUUUCAGCCAGCAGCUUCACGGCACUGAAAUGACCCACAGAGUGGCCCAAUGCAAUUUACACACAUUGUUCCAAGUGACUUUGCCGGUGGACUUCUGGUAUGGAUAGGAUGGUGUUCUUAGUGAGUCAUGUCUGAAUUUAAAUAUCUCAUUGUUUUUCCCAACAAUGGCCAAGGGAACAAUGUUACAUCAUGACAUUACAUAUCAUCAUUCCCAUUGGGUCUUUUUUAGGACAUUACAGCACUACUGAUUGCAGUUUCACUGCUGCUCGAAGUGAUGGUUAAUGGAGAGAAGCUGGAAGCUUUUUGUCAUUGCUAAAGGAAAUAAACUAUAAAGCAAUGUCAUAUACCUGCCUUUCAUUGAAUGGGCUUCUGUUGGGUUGUUAGUAACUUAAAGCAGAACAUGUCAUGUUUCCCAUCCUGUUCCCAGUCAUAUCUUUAGAAAGCUGCCAUUCAUUUGUUUCAGUGUAAUUAUAUCCCAUCUUAAAGACUAUGGGUAGGUAAAAAUAACAACUAUUUUCUAUCACAAACAUUCACAAUUAUUAUGCAGGCUGAAUGAGAAAACAAAGGAAGGGGAUCAAAAACAUUAGUAAGUAUGCGCUUCCACUAUCCCUGCCUUAAUUUAAUGAAUGCCAGAGACUGCAGAAGAUUAACAGUAACUCUUUUAUUGUCUAAACGUUACUGCACAAGAACCGUAACAAACCCACUAAGGCAGAACAUUGUAGCGCUUCCAUCUUAGUCCAUAUGUCAUUUUCCAUGCCAUACUAUAUAGGGCAUUGCCUAUCUGCUAAAGACCACAUUUCACUUGGGGAAUGCCUACCAGAUUGGGACAGGGGAGAAAUAUGAUCUACAUUUAUAGGUGAAGCUGUUUUUGGAACAAUAGGUGAACCAAAACCCAGUCAUCUUUUCAAAUUCACACUUCUCUGAAUUUUUCAAUACAGUUGUCCAGCAAAAUAAUGUGUACACAAAAAGGAAUAUAUAAGGGUAAAAUCUGCAUGGAAAGGCAUAUGUUUGUGAAAAUAGCAUUCAGAACUGCAUUAUAUAGAGCAAUAUUGCUUUGCAAAGGCGUGUGUCUUAAAAGAUGUCUAUCAGGAGAAAUUCACAGUAAAAAUGCUGCUGAAUUUUCAUGAGAACUUGUUCAAAAUAUUUGAAACUGAUGUGGAAAUGUGGAAUGCUCAACUUACGAGUGGAAAAUGAGAAUAUGAGAGAAAGCAGAAUUGACUGAUUCAGCCAUCCUUAACUACUAGUCAGCCAACUACCAGACAGUGUAUUAUGCCUAUUCUAACACCAUCCUUUCUUCUCCCUCAUUCUUCAAACUGAGGUUUCCAUCAUCAGAAUUUGUCUUCCUCUGCUAAGUGCCACCCAUUACCACAAAAUUAUAGCUGGUGGAUUUAAUUACUCUCCUCACAGCAAUUUAACAUGCUUCUCCCUCCUCCUGCCAACACCAUCAGAUUUCCCAUAACUUACUAUGAAUAGGCAGGAGAAAUUAUUCUCCUUUGAAGCUGAGGUGACAAAGUGAAGCAUUCAUAUAUAUGUACACCAAAAAUUGCUCUAGAAAACUAUUAGAUGCUCGUGGCCUUUCUUUGGAUAAUUCUGCAACAAAAUCUAUGGCUAGGCAAAUCAAAAUUCAGCUCUUCUUCCUGUAUGCCAGCAUAAGGCAAGAAACACAUUCAAAGCCAGCUGUUUAAGCAAACUGCCAACAGAAGAUGAAAUAACUUGUAUUCCUCAGAUGUGUGCUCAAUAUGGAGCUGUCUGGAUGUCUUACAACUCAGUCAUGGAUCCUAAUGCAAAAUCUAACACGCUAGGAUAUCAUAUGGUCUUGUAAUUCUCUCUGAAGGAACUUAGAAUUACAAUGAUUCAUACUUGCUGUUUUUUUCCAUCUGUAAACAGGCACAAAAGUGUUAGUACAUUGUCAGGUUUCUUUGUAUACUGUAGUGUUCAAUAGCUUUUCAUUUAAAAGAUGUUUUACUUUUUUGUUGUUUACACAGAAAGCUGUGGAAUCAGAUAUUGCUAAGAAUAUAAAUAAGCUACAGUAUGGGCAGCUAUGCCUUGUCAAAUACCUUUGGGAUCAAGCAGUUUGAAAUGGUUUCAGGAACAAAUACAAAUCGCUACCCCACAACAGGCUUGGCUGUAGCUGGGGACCACAAGAAUGAUCCAAUAUCCUUUGUACCUGGAAAUAAUCCAGAUUCACGUUCUCAUAACUUGAGAAUCUUGAUUCAGUCCAUUCACUGUUCCUGUAAUGCUACCAGUCCAUCUCUCUCUACGACAGCUAGUAGAAAGAAAAAAUGUUGUGUGUUGAGACCCCGAGACCACCCCCUUGUUGGUGAACAAGGACAUGGAUAUUAGGUUAAUGUUAUUGGGAAAAUUUAGGCCACAACUUCAUUGGUUACAGAAUGUGAGCGGGGUUGGCUUAGACAUUGGAAUUGACCCAACUAUAUAUAACUGCCCGUCACAAUGCAAACCAACUCAAGCUCCCCCUGGUUUCCUGACGGGACCGUGGCAUGGCCCUAGCCCUACCCCGGGCUUCGGACAAGAUCCCCACCCCCAGAUUCCUUUAAUGGAAUACCCUUAAGCUUGGAGAGGCAGGUGAUGGCCACACCUCCCCUCCCCCAUCAUAAGAUCAACCAAUGCCUAACGAUCGAGGAAGUGAGUCAAGAGGAAGCUCUCUGGUUUGCGCCUCAGUUUAAAUGGGGCCCAUCCACCCCACCCCCCACCCCCAGCCAGCAGAUUGGCUGCCUGGCGAAUGACAUGGCCGGGAACCUCCAGAUGAUGUGGGACUUCGUCCCCCGCUCCUGGAGGGGAGUGGGUGGCCACGUGGUCCACCGCAACUCCUCCCCACUGGGAAGUGGAGCGGAUUUGUAGGCUAUCGUAUUAUGUCUGCAUUCCCUCAAAAGCCAAUAAGCCUUUUCUUUCUGAAUCUCCUUCCAGGAAGCAUUCUCACAGUUGGACACUGAAAAUGGGUUUCCCUGAUGUUUGAGAGUAGCCCUACUUUAAUAAGUGUCCUUGGCUCUCAUGGAUAUCUGUGCAAGACAAGCUUCUCAGCUUGUUAACGGAAAGGAUCAUUCCACCACAGCAUUGCCCGUUGAGCUACUAAACAAUACUCAGCCAUACCCCCUCCCCUUAAUUCUUUGGCUAUGCACACACUCCCAUUUAAUCUGCAUCCAAUGUGCUCCCACCAGUGGUUUGGGAAGCAGUGUACACAUGACAUUAGCCACAGUCCACAUCUAUUUUGUCAUUUCCUAUGAAGCACUGCAUUUUGAUGUGUUUGCCCCCAAACCAACUGCAAUGGGAACAGAGAAAAAGAACAAACUUGUUGCACUUAAGCUGGUCAUGUGUUCACAGCCUUUAUCAUGACAUAACCCUUCUCUCUUCUUACCUCUCUCCUUGCUGUGUUUUUUUAUAAAAAAAAUCAUAUGAUGGAUUCAUAUGACCUCAGUUGGUAGAGCAUGAGAUUCUACUAAUCUCAGGGUCAUGGGUUUGAUCCCUAUGUUGUGCAAAAAGAUUCCUGCACUGCAGGCAGUUAGACUAGAUGACUCUUCUGGUCCCUUCCAGCUCUCUGAUUCUCUGAUUCUGUGACCUUUUUUCCAAUAUAGUUUUGUUUUGAGUGUUCCCCAUUUUGGAAAAUGCAGUGGAGAGUUUUGCACUUGAUUUUGAGACCCACACAUAUCUGACCCAUCUAACCAUUUAUAUGUGAUAGAUUCAUUGAAUCCUUUCUCCCAACUCAAAGAGGGGUGGCUUUGGAGGGGAAGUGCAUUUGGGGGGAUGUAGUGGAGAGCUGUGCUACCUUAACAGAAAAAAUAAGGCUAAUUUCAUUGUUGCCCAUUUAGAUUUUGCAUUCACAUUACUGUUGAGGAAAAAGCAUAAGCCUUUUCAUGUUGAUGUAAGAAUGCAAAAAUUGCAGAUUUCAGUCUCCUGCAUAACCUAUCUUUUUACAGCAGCUCAUUAUUUGUUACCACAGAUAAUGAUGUAAAGAGGUAAUGAGAGCUAUGAUACAGGACAUCGAAAUUACAGCAGGGCACAUUUGACCGUGCUUUUGCACAUCUUCCAUCCGUCAUUUAAUGUGUUCUUGAGGAAUACACAUGGUUUCAAUGGGACUUGUGCAGGAGAUCUUUCCAGUGGAUUGUGCCUCAUGGAUCGCAUCUCUGAACCUCCCACUAUUAACAUCAUCCCAUUAUUAACAGCAUUAUUUGGACUCGACAUGUCAUCUCACCCAAUGAAAAAGGAAACAAUAAAUACUAGUAGCCAUUAAUGUUAAACAGUCCUAACCAUGAACAGCACACAAUGAAAGUGAAUGAUUAUACUAGUAGAUCUCUCACAAGCAGAAAAUUACACCAUUAGGACCAGAGUCAUGUGGGUGGCUCUGGGUUGAAAGCUACAUUCUUUUGUAUAUGAGAAGCCAUGUAUUUGUUUAUUUAAUUGUGCAGGAAAGUCCAAGGUUUUUCCUUUGUCAAGCAAUAGGAAUUAUAGUUGGCUCUUGUCCAGAAUCAUCUUGCUUUUAUGAGUGUUCUUGGUGUAUUUAAAACUCAGACGAUAGUUUCCAACUUUAAUUCUCCCUCUAGUACACUUCAACUACUCACCCACUUACAGCAGAUGGUGUAAGACCACAAAAUAAAAACAGGUGGGAAGGGGACCCACCUUUCUAAGAAUAUAUUCAAAACUGUUACUUAAACACUUAAGAACUUUCAAAGGACAUCUGUAAAUUCCAUACGAGCUUAGAAACUUUGAUAAAUAGUGUAUCUCAAGCACCAGGACUUUGGUGUGGCACAAAAUAUGGAGGGGGGGGAUGUGAGCAUUACAAUACUGUCUCCAAAUCUACGGAGAGAUAGCAUCCAUUGUUACAGGAACGUAUCUUGAGAAAGCACUUAAAAUGACAUAAUCACAUUUUCAAAACAGGGAAGCAAAGGAAGAUGCAUGGCAGAAGACAGAAAGAGAGGGAUAGGACAUGGAAAUUAAGGGAGAUGAUGAUAGCUAUGUUUAGCCAAAUGGAGCAAAGAAGAAUUAAACAUACAACAGGAGGCACACUGGGUUAGAUCCAAUGGUGGCCUUCCAUCUGUGGAAGCUCCUACCCAUGAGUCGGGAAGCAAUUUUCUGGAUUCCCAUUUCCUCUGGUAACCUCUCACACUACUUUUCACACUAUGCUGGAGGGAUCCUUACACUAAAAAGUAGAUGGGAGGAUGCAUGGUGAUGGGUAAAUAGGGAAUCAGUGAAAUUCACCUCGUCUCUUCCAUGAGUGGGAACCUGGAAUGACCAUUCCAUGAGCAGAACUACACUCCAAAACCAAUCCAUAAUUAGGACAGAGACGCAUGAAGUUGAAAUUAAAUUCCUCGUUUGCCACUUAGAUGCCACCUAGAUGUCAAAGAGUAUGAGAGCAUUGUCUGGACUAGAUGAUUAAGCUGAUGCCAUUUACAUUAGCUAUCUAGUUUCCUAAAACUUCAUGCAUCCUCCAAGUAUCACCCUUUUGUGUUCCAACUACAUUUUGCCCCACUUAUAAUAAGAGCAUUCCAAACUCACAUUAUGCCAGCUAGAGAUAAAGUGAAUAAUUUCCUCUGUUAUUCACCAGAAUAUGUAUAUUAUAUAAAAGCCUGCAUAUAAUUAUUAUAAAGGUCAAAUUAAUUGUAUAAUUAACUUCAAGAACUGCUGGUUUCAGAAGUAUUAUGUAUAUCAGAAUUUUAAAUAUUGGUGCUAAUAGCAGAUUCCCUCCAAACAGCAUCUUCGGGGUUUGGUGUUAGGAAUGCAGUAUGCAUGGGAAAGGCCUUAGCCCCAUUUUUCUAUCUGCCACAUUCAUAUUGACCUCCACAUUUAUUGUACAUUAGCAAACAUGUAUUUAACAAAGUUAAUAUAUUAAAUGUGUUAAAUGCAUGACAUAAACUUCCUGGCCUGGACUUCUCUUCUUUCGUCUCCCUGCCCCCCACCCCCAAGACUUUCUUCAGGUCUUUUAAGUAGCCCCUGAAAAGAUGGACUGUCUCAGGUAGUUAAUUGUUUCUUCACUAACUACCUAGUAGUUAUUACUAAGCACAAGGGAUUGUGAACUGUUAAGUGUGAUAAUACAUCGUAGAGGUGCUUUGCCCCCUCUUUGGGCAUUAUGCCUGAAUUGGAAACAUCAGUCCAUGUUGGGGGUCACUGUUCCAAACAUCCUUAUGCCUGCCCACUUAGUCUCAGACGUUUUGAUGUUGAACAUAGAAGGUCUGAAGGGGAUUCUAUCCACAUCCACUUGAAGGUGAGUAGAAAUCACCAUACAACCAUGAGCUCUGCUAAACUAGCCUCCCUACUCUGUGGAUACAACCCAAAACUGCAGGUAGAUGCUCCCAUCAGAUCUUCUUUGCUCAACACAGGAAGGUAUGGAAUAGAGAGAUUUUACAGUCUGCACACAGGGAGAUGUUGGAGGCAGGGCUGGCACACAUAGCCCUGGGUCACCUACAUGCAGGAUUUUCUGUUCAGAAAUAAAGCAUAUGUGUUUCUAAAAUAAUGCCUUUGUGAUCAAACCCAGACUGUGGUUAAGACAAAUUCUUAAUUGUCCACCCCACCAAAAUCUCCCAUCUAGGCUUCCCAUCAUGGACCCUACAAUGGGCUUCCAAUUGCUGUUUUGAAGCAUAUAGAUGAGGAAACAAGUGGAUGUUUCAUUAAUAUUACUCAGUCAGCAGAUGCAAAUCCAUAAAAACCAACUGGCACAAUUGCAAUCAAGAAUUCACAGACAGAAUGCAAAAAGCUAGCCAGCUGAAAUGUGGCUCAUUCAGUAUAUUUUUAGAAUUUCACAAAUCCAAAUGAAAAGAUGAGGGGAAGGGGAAGGACACCAGCAAUGGCCCACAACAGCAGGAGUCCUCAGGCAUUUCUGCACAGCAGGCUCUCUCUAUGUGUCCACCUACCUGCACUUUUGGUCUGGUACAAACCCACUUAGGGUCACUGUGUAAACUGAGGUUUGUGGUGUUGGGUAAAUGAAAAAGCAGGUAGGACUAAACUCAAAAGAUGUUUUUCUUUGGAAAGGAGAAUCAGGGUGGGGUAGGAAGUCAGGAAACAGCUAGGUAAGGCUUGGAGAUGCAUGUGCCUACAACAGUUCCUGUUUAUUAUUGUGGUUCAAACACAAUUUUCUCUCUGGGUUACUUAAUUAAUGGAAAUAUAUUUAUUCCACUUUCCCACUAUAAAAGCAUUCAAUGGAGUGUACAACACCAACAAAUGAAAACAACACAUUUAAAACUAAUUGAAUAGUUUUAUCGAUAAAAAGGUGUCCCAACUGGUUAAUAUCAAUAGAUAUUAUUCGCCACCAUUUUCACCAGCAGCACCUCCAAUUAAAGCUGACAGUUCUCAAGUGAAAGCUUUUUGACUUGCCCUUCAGUUAUGCCAGAUGGAUUUCUUUAUCUGAGGAACCAAUUCCAUGCAUGCUGGGGAAAUAAUAUGUGAACAAGUUUGUGGGCACAUACAAACUCUACUUGUGUGGGCUUUGCCUGUACAGUUGUGGGCCCCUGAAUAAGCAAACAAAUCGAGCAAACAAAGUCUAUUUGCAUACCAUUUAGAUUGUGCAGGCCAUAGUUUCCCCAACUUCCCCUCCCCCGACCAUUUGCUUAGGGUCUUGGUGGACCACUUACCUCUUUCUGCAUAUAGUAGCACUUGAAAUACACUAGGCUAGAUGCUGUGUGAUUUUCAGAUGUAGUUUUUAUUGUGUCUGUUAUUUGUUAUAUCAUAUUUAAUUGCAUUACAAUCUGAAUACCAUAGAACUCUAUAAAUUUAAAAUAUUAAGUGUCCUUCACAGAUAUGUCAGAGACCACCUGAAGGAAAGUCAAUGGCCACUGAUUGUCCAUGGACCAUAGUUUGGGAACACCUGGUGUAGGAUCUUUCGCAUAAACAAGGCAGGGGGAUGAAGCCCUGUGCAUACAAUUUGUUGUUGUUUAGCCGUUUAGUCGUGUCUGAGUCUUCGUGACCCCAUGGACCAGAGCACGCCAGGCACUACUGUCUUCCACGGCCUCCCACAGUUUGGUCAAACUCAUGCUGGUAGCUCCAAGAACAUCCAACCAUCUCAUCCUCUGUCGUCCCCUUCUCCUUGUGCCUUCCAUCUUUCCCAACAUCAGGGUCUUUUCCAGGGAGUCUUCUCUUCUCAUGAGGUGGCCAAAGUAUUGGAGCCUCAGCUUCAGGAUCUGUCCUUCCAGUGAGCACUCAGGGCUGAUUUCCUUAAGAAUGGAUAGGUUUGAUCUUCUUGCAGUCCAUGGGACUCUCAAGAGUCUCCUCCAGCACCAUAAUUCAAAAGCAUCAAUUCUUCAGUGAUCAGCCUUCUUUAUGGUCCAGCUCUCACUUCCAUACAUCACUACUGGGGAAACCAUAGCUUUAACUAUACGGACCUUUGUUGGCAAGGUGAUGUCUCUGCUUUUUAAGCAUACAAAGGACCAUAGAAAUACCGGAUGGGGGGUACUCAGGCACUGAUUCUUCAACUAGAGAGAAUUAUACAUAUCCAGCUGUCCCUAUUUUACUUUGUGGAGUAUUGUACAGCUUUUAUAAAGCACCAAAGACUACUUCAGAAGCUUUCUUCAGGCAAACUUUGUCCAAGGAAUGUGCUGUUGUUAUUGAUAGAGGUGCAGGUGGACUCCGCAAUAUAAUUCUUUUAAUACUGAUAUGCUGUUACUCAUGGAUAUUUUUGGUGAAUAACUGCUGCUUGUGAAUAGCUGAUCAGACGCUUCCACUUACUUCAAACACUAGCAUAACUUUAUUGAACAAACCUCACAGGUACCUAACCUAGCGCUUCCCUGCUACUUUCUAAGAAGCACUUCCUAUGUGGGAGAGCUGCUUUCUUUCAAAGUGAAAAGCACCUGAUCUCUAAGAUAUAUUGGUAUAAGAUAUUAUAUCGGAUACUAUAUUACAUUAUGCUGGGUAUUGCAUACAUUUGGACCUUUUCUUUUCUUAUUCCACCUGAUAUAUGCACUCAACAAACAUCAGAGAGGUUCACAGGUACAUUUUUCGUGGCUCACAGCAUUCACGUCAAAGAAGAUGUGAGCAUUGCAGGCCCUGAAUUCUUCUGGCUUAAUUAAAAAUCCAAGCCAUGGAGGAAUUCCUGGUUUACCCCCCUUCCCACCUGUUCCACAACACCCUUUGUCUCCCUUUGGUUUAGACUCUACCUACAAGUCUGAGUUUCCAGCAAUGGCAUCAGCAGCAAUAAUGACGUUCCAGUCACAGGGAGAGAGAAGAAGGUAUGGUCUCUCCCUACCUUCUCCAAAGCCUGGAGGCUUUGGGGAAAUGUACUGCACCUGAGGGCCAUCAGCACCAUUUUUCCUGGUGUGCCCUCUAUAUAUUGCACUGGACAAGGGAAGGUGUAAGUUGUGGGCUUACUAUAUGCUGCUACUGUUGCCACUACCAGAAAAUGGGACUGGAGGAUUGGGGGAUCAAAGGGCUGGGUGACUAGGAGAAAUAGGGCUUUGACCCAGAGAUAAAGCAGGCUAUUGCUUAUUUUUGUGGUGGUAGCUCAGAUUAUUUCCAAGACAAAGCCAUCACUGCUCAGUAGUAUCGUUUGUGGUUGGAUCGUAUGUGGUUGGCUCUCUGAUUUAUAAAGGUAAAGGUAAAGGUACCCCUGCCCGUACGGGCCAGUCGUGACCGACUCUAGGGUUGCGCGCUCAUCUCACUCAAGAGGCCGGGAGCCGGCGCCAUCCGAAGACACUUCCGGGUCACGUGGCCAGCGUGACGAAGCUGCAACUGGCGAGCCAGCACCAGCGCAGCACACGGAAACGCCGUUUACCUUCCCGCUAUAAAGCGGUACCUAUUUAUCUACUUGCACUUAAGGGUGCUUUCAAACUGCUAGGUGGGCAGGAGCUGGGACCGAAUGACGGGAGCUCACCCCGCCAUGGGGAUUCGAACCACCGACCUUACGAUCAGCAAGUCCUAGGCACUGAGGUUUUACCCACAGCGCCACCCGCGUCCCUAUAUCUGAUUUAUGGUAUACUGUUAUUUGUUCCAUGCCCCGUUUCCAUAUUUUUCUGGCUUUUUCUUAGUCAAACAAAUGCAAAGCUUAAUACCAAGUCCCUAGUAUGUUACCCUUUUUACCAAAAGUACCUUUGAAAUUCAAAACUUUUCACUUGUAUCUUUUACACCCAAAAAUUUCAAUGCACCCGUGAUGUUGCUCAUGUUACUUAGUAGGAAACAGUGGGUUUGUAUUUUCAAAUGAAAUAUCUGUAUAAUGCCUAACCGAUAAUACAUAUUCCAUACAUCUACUUUGGGGGAGAAUUCUGAUCCAGAACCUAAAGAGAUUUGCCAAUAAAUUCAAUAAACAUUUGCAAACUGCUGUUAAUUAUACACUUGAAAGGAUAUAGAGUUACAUUCGUCUUUGACCUAGGUUACUGUAGUACUCUUUGUUCUAUUAAAAGGAUCAGAAUAGCUCUUUCCUUUCAACAGAAAGAAGGGGUUUGAUUUGUUUGCUUUAAAUAUGAAACACAGAUAUAAUUCCAACGUUCAUCUUGUUAAACUGAAUACAUAUAUGUAUAUAUUUCCAGGUUAAUUUGAUUGCUUUUGGUGUCAUUAUCUAUAAAGUAUUUCGACAAACAGCCAUGCUAAAGCCAGAAGUUAGCUGCUAUGAAAAUAUAAGGUAAAUUUCAACUUUGACUCUUUUUAAAAAAUGAAAACCAGUUGAUUUGAAAACAGCUACCCACUGAUGUAAUUCUAUAUUAACAUCACUCCUGAAGGAAAGUGUACUUUACACUGCAUUAAGGCUUUUUUUCUUGCUGACAUAUGACUGUACUUGGGUGUCCAUUUACCUGUGAGUAAGCCCCACAGAACUCAACAGGAUAUGUAGCGGAACUUCCCCACCUUCUCCUCCAAGAAGGGCCCAGCAACUCGGCCACCCUACACCACGAUUCACCUUUCCAUAUGAUGUGAUCCGUUGCCCCAUCACCACUGCUCUUGGCACUUCUUCGGUGCCUGGAGAAGACACCUCACAUGUGCAUGGCAGGGAAGCAGGCAGAACUUCCCCCUCAGGGCUGCCAGCAACCGCCCACCGCAGCCGCGGCUGAUUCCCACACACAACCUGUCACCCCAAAGCGGCCAAAACCCUGACCAUCACUGCCACAACCCUGACCAACGAAUGCCUUUGUGGGGUGGGGGCAAAGUUGUUGAGCUUUCUUUGAGGGGCAAAGUUAUCCCCCAAAAUUAAGUUUUUAGGCUUUGGGGGGAUUUUAAAGAAAAUCAUCAUACUUGUUGCCAUAUGUCCUUUCCCCCCAAUACAUUUUGCUGUGGGAAAACUCCUAAGCCAAACUCGAGGCAUAGUCCCAACUUACAGUGCAAUCCUAUGCAUGCCAACACAGAAAUAAAUUCUACUGAGUUCACAGAGACUUACUCCCCAGUAAGUGAGUAUAGGAUUGCAGUCAGGAUGCCCAUUUUUUUCACUAAGGGAGAGCUCAGAAUUUGUUUCACUCUCCCAUUGAAAUCAAUGGGGUUGAAAAAACACUUCUCUUCUGUCCCCUUGCUUUCUGGGUGAUGCACUCUGUUGGUGGAGGACAGGGAAAUAGGGGGAGGGUUCAACAAACCUACCUUUUCAUUUGUUUGUCUCUCGGGAUUGUUUAAUUAUUAUUUUGUGUGCUGCUAUGAUUUCCCGAUCAACUCAUUUUCUUUAAAACUGAUUUAUAGAGACCUUGAAAACUGUUUGUGCUGGCAAGGCUGGAGUGUGUGUGUGUGUGUGUGCUACAGGGACUACUGAAAACAACUUACUGUUUUUGUUGCUUAGAAACACUCCUGCAGUUUCAACUCGCUGCGUUAGAUUUAUAGUUAGGAUUUAGCAAUUGUUUGAUUGAUCACUUUUCUCCUGUUCCUCGCCCUAUCAGCUUCACACAGUGCACUGCUUCUAAUGAAGUCAAAAAUUAUUCAUUUUUCUGGAAGCAGCACCAAAAUAGAAAAAGAAAAAAAAAGAGGAGGGGGGAGAGAAAAGGCUUUCUUGUGGAAAGGAAGUCCAGCAACUGCUGGACUGAAAAUGAAAAAGAAAAACUAAUCAAGGAGCUCAUUUGUGAGACAACAUGGUGUAAUUUGUCAGAGUCCAUGAGCAGGGCUGGGUGUACUUAGACUACAGUGUGUUAACAAAAAAAGAGGGUGGGGGAAUCAGAGGCAAUUGAUUUGUAUGCUAUUAGGACAUCAGUAUUCUGACCCUGCCACAAUUUAAAGUUCCCUUGCAUUGUAAAAGCGAAAUCCUUUUAAUAUAAAGAGAAAGUCUGAUUUUACAGCCAGCACUAUCUCCGAGGCUGAAACUGAGAAACAGCCCAAAGAUCCCUUUGAUGUCAUGCACAUGUGCUGACCUAAGAGCAUACUAUACAUUUUUUCCAAGGUUUCUUAGGGGGUAUACUUCAUAACAGACAUAUGUUUUACCUUGGGGAAUUACACUAACAGUAGAUUUAAAAUCAAAUCAUAUGGCUCUGCAAUACACCAGAGAAAACAGAUUUGAAGAUUAAGACAGGCAGUGUUUUUAAAAAACCGUCCACUUUUUACUCUUUCUUCUGCGAUUUUUGUUGCUGUUCUUUUUUUUCCCAUUUCGUUAUGAGAGCAAGAGAAUAUCAUUUUGGCAACAGCACCGCAGCACACCCUAAAGGAGGAACCAUGUAACUGCCAUGCAGCAUUCAGGGAUUUUUCAACUGCAAAAAUCAUUUCCUGCAUAUGGUGGGAAAGGGAGGGAGAGAGAGAGAAAAUUCUAACUCUCUUGCUUCUACCUAGAUCUUGUGCACGGGGGGCUCUUUCCCUCCUCUUCCUCCUCGGGGCAACGUGGAUCUUUGGCGUGCUUCAUGUCAUCCAGGGAUCAGUGGUCACUGCAUACCUUUUUACAAUCUUCAAUGCAUUUCAAGGACUGUUCAUCUUCAUAUUUCUUUGUGUUUUGUCACGAAAAGUGAGUACUUCUUCUACCUAGAAAUGCUUCAUGUGGCACACCUGUGCCAAAGCCUCCCUUGAAAUUUGUAAACUGAAAAGUCCCCUCCUUUUUAAACAUCCCUCUCAGAAGUUUUCUGCCCCCCUCCCUUUAACCUCAGAGAUUGCUCUCGCACAGGAGUCAUCCCAAAAGGUACAGGCAUGGGAAAGCUCAUCUGGUAGGGUAUUUAAAGGGAAGUUGAUUCAGCUGACCCCUUUUUUCACCCCAGCUCGGGGAUUGUGCUGCCCCUUAGCAGAAGGCAGCAUGGUGUGCUCUGUGUCUGAGAAGCAUCAACAGAGAGAAAAGGGUAAAAGAUUGUCAGAGGCAGAGAAGCUAGAAGAUUUACAUUACUGUCCUAUCCAUAUUAGCUGGGCAGUCCCAUUUAUUUAAAUGGGCCGCACUUAACAAGUAAGUGUAUUAAGGAUUGCAGCCGUAGAUGAAUAAAAUAAUUCGUGCACAUACAUAAUUCACAAUCAUGUCCUAAGACUCUGAAAUCUGAUUUAUGUCUCACAGAUCUACAAUUUAAGAAGCAAUGCAUUUCAGAUUGUACAGCAAUAAUCCUAUGAAAUAAUUAAAGAGGUUUACUAACUAUAGUCAUCUGAUUCUGGAUUGAAGCCUUUAUGUAAGAUCCUGCAGUCUGCAUUCUGAAAACCCCUUCAGCAUCGUCCCUAAUCCUCUCUGAGGCCAAAUUAUGUAAAAACCUUUAUAACAGAAUAAGCCACAGUCUCUGGAAGAUGCUUAAAAUACAUAUAUUUACCUGUUAAUAAGCCACUGUGUUCAUUCCAUCUUUUCAUUUCAGAUCCAGGAUGAAUACUCUAGGUUGUUCAGAAACGUCCCUUGCUGUUUUGGAUGCUUAAGGUAAAUUGAUGGAAAGCUAAGAUGAGCAGCACCGUGGAAGAAAGGAGAAAACGAGAGGCUUUAGAAAAAUUGCUAUAUUGUGAAAGUAUGAAAUGAGCUACUGAGCUGUCAUCUCUCUUAAAUCAAUUACUUUCUCUCCAGUAUAGAUAUUGUACUUAAAUGUGCAUUCAGGCACACUAUAUUGUGUACAAACAGCAUAUCUAUACAAGACAGACUGGUUUAUUGUGUAACAAAUAAGGCUUCUAAAGGAGCUCAGGACUCUUCAGGGCUAAUGGUUGUAGCUCAGAAGGGAGCAAACCCAGUGUGCAAAGCUGUUUCUGAGAGUGGCUUUGCUAUUAAUGUCAUACCUGCUGACUUGGAAAUGAAAAUAAUUUAGCUUAUUGCUGUUUAAAGAGAGUAAAUUCCAUUAGAGUGUUAAUAAAAAGAUUUUACUUUUAUCAAAACUCAGUGUCCACUGUUGAAAACAGCUAGAUUAAAAAUAAGGUUUCUCUCUCUUUCUGUAGAUACAAUUGUGUGGUUCUGUGUGUGCAUCAAUGCCUCAUUUACAUGGAAACAAUUAAGGGGCUUGCAUCAUGAAGGCGGUGCACACAUUCCCAUUUAUUCCAGUUCCCAUGCGCUCCCACCACUGCUGUUUGAAGCUGAGUACACAAGAUGUUAGCCACAAUCCAUACAUACCCCGUAGUAUGCCACAUUAACAUUGUACUUAAGCUGAGGUGUGGGGCAGAUGGUCUCAUCAACCUGUGAACGUAGUCCAUCUAAGAUAAGGAAAACGCUUAUCCUUAACCUCCACUGCCUUGCAGAACAUCUUAAGUAGAAGAAAAGGCCAAGGAGUCCCUAAGAUGGUUGGAUGGGAUCUUGUAACCUCCUUCUGGCAACUCCUGCAGCCAAGCUGGUGCCAAAUGUAUUGUUCUGCUUUCCUUUGGACUACAUCAGCGAGGCUGAGAAGGGGUCUUGAUGUCUGGGAACCCCUGCCUGCCAGGUUUACGUCCUGCUAACACAGCUGCUUGCCUUCAGUCCCGGAAUCACAUUCCAUCAACUCUCGAGACAGAUGGGCUUCUUCACUGAAACGCUGGAGCAUAACUGCUAGUUUGUGUAGACAAUACUGAAGUUGAUGGACCAAUGGUCUGACUCAGUGUAACACAAUUUCCUGUGUCUGAGCAAAGUAUCUUGCAUAAAACGAUCAAAUUUGAUUCCAAUAAGAGCUCUCCAUGUCCAAUUUAAUCACUGACAGACUGAUUUCAAGGAGUCAAAACUUAUUUGAGAUCUACAGCUAGAGAGUCCUUCAGAAGCGCACGGUUCCUCCAAGAGGGUUUGGUAAAAAAAAACUAAAUUUACAGGACCAUUCAAAUGGCAGGUGAACAUAAAUGCUUAGAUUUAAGUAUUAAACUCUCUGCCUAUUGAGUGAAAUGAAUCCCUUCUAUUAAAUCUAUCAAUAACAGUGCUGCAAUACCAGAGUGGCUGCAAAUAAUGUUGAUGAUGAUGAUAAUAAUGAUAAUAGAUCAGUGUUCAGAAAAGAAAACUUUGCUCUACUAAAAGUAAUUUGCCCCCUCCCUGUCCACCAUUCCAUCCUGUAUUUGGAACUGACUUUCAAAGACUCUGCAGUUAUGUAGGGGACUAGGAUUUAAUUAUGUUUACUGUAAGCACUGGAAAUUUCAAGCAGCAAGUGUAGUGUUGCAGAACAGACGCCCUGUUACCACUGUCUGAUAUGAAGAACAUACUCCCAACAUUUCUCUGAUGAAAAUAGGGACAUCCUGUUCCAUAUUAAUAAUAAUUUUACUAUUUAUACCACACCCAUUUGACUGGGUGGUCCCAGCCACUCUGGGAGACUUCCAACAUGUAUAAAAUAUUUUUUAAAAAAACCUUCCCUAUACAGGGCUGCGUCCCAUCCAACAUUUCUUUGAUGAAAAUAAGGACAUCCUAAGGAAAAGCAGGACAUUCCGGGAUCAAAUCAGAAACAGGGACAGCUUCUGAAAAUUGCAUGAUUGAAUGCUCCUCAAUAUAAAAACAAACAAACAAAACCACACAUAGAAAAGGAGCAUGUGGUGAGGAAAUUAGGCUGGAACUCUUUUCUCCAAAACCUACAGUUGCAGUAUUUUUAUGAUUAUUAUUAAUGAGCAACAUACAGUCCCCACCUACAGUGUGAAGUUGUGCAGUCUAAUCACAGGUUUUCUAUCUCAAUGAGAACCACACCUUAAACACUGAAUGCUGUUUGUUCUUGACUCUUCCAUUUUCUGCUGAACAACCGCUUCCCACUGUGGCCAUUCUAGCAUUCAAACCACUUGGCAACCAGAGGAUUAUAUUUAUAUAAUUGUAAUACUAAUGUCAAAUGUUUUUUGUUUUGUUUAUUUUUUUCUUGUUUUUUGCUUUAAAAAAAACCCAAACACCUCUGGACACACUAAUUAUUUACUCACCUUGUAGUAAUCACUCCUACUUUCCAAUUCCAAGAACCAUAUCUUCUAUUAAACACAUGUAUUGUUUUUUCUUCAAUGCACCCCGCACAUGGUCCUUCCCACACCCCCAAACUACACCACCAUCCCUGGCAAAGCAUGGGGAGCUCUUCAGGUGUCCAGAAGCCUUCCUUGACAGAGCCCUCCUUCUAUGUAAGGGCAUGUUAUUUUUAUGUAACAUGCUAACUUCUAACUUGAUGAAGGGUUGAAAUCCCUUCUAGAUUUCAUGGUUUGAAAGCCGCAUAAAGAAAUAAUCAAGGGCCUAGGAGUCAAUUUGAUUUUAAUUAAUUUUUAGAAUGAAAUGUUUUUAGAAUGUUGGAUUAUUUGAUUGUUGUUAGCCG